AGCCGGCGAUGGGCAGCCGCGACGCGGAGCCGCCCGGAGAGCUGCAGCCCGACCCCGCCUGAGCCCGCCUGGAUCAGUAGCCGCCGCCGCCGCCGCAGGAUGGGCUAAGGCUCGGGCCCUGCCGAGGCCAAGGAGGAAGCCAGCAGCCAGGCAGGCAGGCGGAGAGGAGAGGAGCCCGCCGCCCGGGCGCGUGAGGCAGGCUGCCGGCCGCGCUCGCCUCCGCCUCGGCUCGCGCCUUUGUUCUUGCCCGCCCGCCCUCGCCGAGGGGGCGGCGGCGGCGACGGCUCCUCAUGGGCAGCGCGGCCGGGGCGCCCGGGGCUGAAGCGCCGCUGCUGCCUCCGCGGACACCCUGCCUCCUCCGGCGGGGGAUGAGCGCCCCCGCCGCCGCCUCCUCCUGCUCCGCCGCCCGGGCGCGCCGCUGCCGCCCUGACCGGCCCUCGGGCCGCCUCCGCCGCCGCGAUGGUGGACCCGGUGGGCUUCGCCGAGGCGUGGCGCGCGCAGUUCGCCGACUCGGAGCCUCCCCAGAUGGCGCUGCGCUCGGUGGGCGACAUCGAGGCGGAGCUGGAGCGCUGCAAGGCGUCCAUCCGCCGCCUGGAGCUGGAGGUGAACAAGGAGCGCUUCCGCAUGAUCUACCUGCAGACGCUGCUGGCCAAGGAGAAGAAGAGCUACGACCGGCAGCGCUGGGGCUUCGCCAGACCCGCCCGCGCCGGCCUCGACGACGACGACGAAGACGAGGGGACGGCCGCGGCCGACGACGGAGACGUCGGGGCGCAGACGACCGGCCAGGCCAGGCCGCCGCCGCCGCCAAGCGGCAAACCCCACCACCACCACCGGCCGCGCCCGCCUGCUCUCCGCAAGCUCUCGGCGGCGCACAGCGACGGCUCCGAGGCGGACAGCCCGACGCAGCAGCCCGACGGCAACGGCGAGGCGGCGGCGGAAGGGGGCUCCCCGGCCAGGGCCCGGGCGGCUCCCAGCGGCGGGAACAGCAGCAGUAGCCGCCGCCAGCGCCUUCUGAGCGUCUCCUCGGAGAAGGAGGCGGGCGCCUUCGAGCCGGUGGGCAGCCGGGAGCGCGGAGGGGGCGGCGGCGGCGGCGGCGCGGCCAGCAACGUGGCGGCGCUGCGCUGUAACUUCGAGCGGGGGCUGAAGAAGUCGUUGACGACGGCAGCGGCGGAUGGGAAGGAGCCGUUGUCCGCGCCGCCCUGCUCGUCGGACAAGCCCUUCUACGUGAACCUGGAGUACCACCACGAGAAGGGCCUGGUGAAGGUGAACGACAAGGAGGUCUCGGACCGGAUCAGCUCGCUGGGCAGCCAAGCCAUGCAGCUGGAGGCACGGAAGAAGCUCUUGCCGGGGCUGCGCGGCCGCUCGACCGAGGCCUGCUUCGGCGACGGCGACUACGACGACGCGGAGCUCAACGCCCGCUUCCUCAAGGACAACCUGCUGGACGGCAACGGCGCUGCCCGCUCGUCCUCCGCCUGGCAGGCCGCCCCCUCGGACUUCCAGCCCUACCAGAGCGUCUACGUCGGGGGCAUGAUGAUGAUGAUGAUGGCGGCGGCGGGGGGCGAAGGCGCCGGGGAGCCCGGGGGCAAAGGCGCCCCGCCGACGCCGCUGCUGCGCGGCCACUCGGGCGCCGCCGUCGAGCCGGAGAAGCCGCUGACCUGGCCGCGCCGCUCCUACUCGCCGCGCAGCUUCGACGACAUCGGCGGCGGCUACACGCCCGACUGCAGCUCCAACGAGAACCUCACGUCGAGCGAGGAGGACUUCUCGUCGGGCCAGUCCAGCCACGUCUCGCCCAGCCCCACCGCCUGCCGCCUCUACGGCCGCGACAAGAGCCGCUCGCCCUCCCAGAACUCCCAGCAGUCUUUCGACAGCAGCAGCAGCCCCCCGACGCCCCAGUCCCAGAAGCGGCACCGGCAGCAGCAGCAGGUCGUGGUCUCCGAGGCCACCAUCGUGGGCGUCCGCAAGAGCGGGCAGAUCUGGCCCAGCGACGGCGACCUGCCGGCUGGCAGAGCCUCUCUGGACAGCUGCUACCACCUCGGAGAGGCAGGUAGGUGGGAAUCUCCUUUUGUGUCCUUGUUCUUCUUCAAGAGGGAAAGGGUGUCUCCCUUUUCUAUAGCAUGCAGCAGUGUUGAAAUUCCUGAUAAUGGUGUAGUGGGGAGUCCCUUUUGUUUUCUGAUGGUUCCUUUAGAGGGGGGGUGGUGGUAUGAUUUAGCCAUAUAGCCGCCUCUUGACUCUGUGCCUGGCUGGGUUGGGGGAGUUUCUGACCUCCCCCUUUGCACAGCUUUGUGAUGCCUGGCCUGGCCCACUCAGGUGAGGUCCUCAGGUUGGGCCUUCUCCUCCGCUGCCUUCCCUUGGUUGGGUCAGGUGAUGCCAUCCUGAGGCUCCUUCUCCUUCUCCUUCUAUGGAAGCUGGGAAAACGCCAUCUGGGGGCUUCACAUGGUCCUUUAUCUCUUGGUGGGAGGGAGGUGCCAGGAUGCCCAAAGGAUCCUUGGCUCUAGAAUGCAGAUGUUGGGGUGGCGGCAGUGGAGGAGGAGGUUGUCCAACUCAAGUGGCCCUUGGACCAGUGGAUCCUGCCUCUUUAGCCUGGUUGGGGGGUUCUGUUGUAUUGCUCAGAACGACAGGAGAGCAGGGUACACCUGAGCCCUCUCCUUUUGCCUCCUGAUUUUGAAAGGCUUCAUGGACUAGCCCUGGGCUUUAAUGGGCUGCUCAGGUGUCCUUGUGCUGCCUUUGAGAUGUUACGGAGUGUGGCUUGGCUUGUGCGAUCCAUGGGUCACCUGCAUGCCAAGCAGGUACUCUGCUGCUGAGCUGCUCCCUUCCCCCACUGUUAACUGGCAUGCUGUGUUUUGAGUCAAGGACCAGAUUCUACCUGUGAUUCAUUUUCGCCUGCAGUCAUCACAUGGUAGACGUGCAGUCAUCGCGUGAUGGGCCUGGGUGUGUGGAUGCACCUGGAAGUCAUCUGGCUCCGUCUUCCCCCAACCUAGUGCCCUGCAGCUGUUUUGGACUACGGCUCCCAGCCGCCAUGGCCAUUGAGGGGAAUUGUAGCUGCAGGGCACCCAGUUGGGGAAGGCUGAUCCUAGGCCCUUGCGCUUUCAUUUAGGAACCUGCCUUCAGUGGGAUGCUAGCUCAUCACCUGCAAGGCUGGACUUGCUACUUUCUUGGGCCUGAGACUGCUAUGCUUCUCCUUGUUUAAGUGUCUUACUUUUAAGGAGUGUGUCUUCCUGGCGUAAACACUGGCCAGGUGUGUAUUGUGUGUCCAGGCAGAUGCUGGACUUGAUGAGAGCAAGGCUGCUUAGGAGCUGCGUGUACCUUUCUAACAGACACUGGCUUCCUUGUCCAGUUCUGAGAUGAUGGACAGUGGUUGUCGCUACUGGAAGUUGCCCCUGCAGCUUGCCAGGCAUUGUCACUGGACCUCUGCUUAAAGAGCAGAGCGGGUUUAGCAAAGCAGUAGCUGAUUCUAUAGAACAGGUCUAGCAAAGGCCUUGGAUAAUAACUUAUUAUUGAGUUAUAUCUCCUCAUGCUUCCAGGAAGUGCCCUUCAGGUAGCCUACGGCCCCACAAAUUCAGCCCAAUACCAAUUAAAACUCUACAUUCGAAAUCUUAACAAGUACAUGGGUAAUGGGGACAGCAAAGGACAUGAAAGUGGGGAAAAAAAUUGCAUGCUGACAAUCAUUCUAAAACGAUAGGCAUUUCUUUUUAAUAAUGAUGGAUGCUGGAGGUGCUGAACUGGAAGAAGUUGUGGCCUCUGGAGUGAGGGUCCAGACUGCUAUAUAUAUAGAUCCUUCACCUUUGUCAUUCCCAGAGUCAAUAUUGUAAUAAGGAACAGCGCCUGACAUUUGCAAACAGCUAAAUUCCACUUGCUUGGCUGGGCUUCAAGAGGCUCUCAGAGUAGAGAGGUUUUGAAGCUCUCAAGGAGAGUUGGGAUCCUUUGUCCUCCUAGUUUGGCAUUUGUUAAUAUUUAAAUGCAGGUAGAGUUUUUUAGUCUCCUUUUCCUGCCUCUCAUUUAUUUCCUGAGAAUUUAUCUCCCCACCACCCCACAUUAUAUGGGGAGGGGGAUUGUUUGGGCUCUGAGCUGGCUUUGGCACAUGGAAGGCGAAGGCUCCUUAUCCUCAAAGUGACCUCUCCCCUCCCUCUCUCCCUCCCAGAUUAGAGAGCCCUCAAUUUCUUUUCUUCUCAAGACUUGUGGAUCUUGUGCGAGAAGCAAUGGGGGCGGGACGGGAGAGGGAGGAGGCUGAACCACUGGUCUAAUCUGAACUGCAGCCAUCUGUCCUGUGAUGAUGCUCUUUAGAUGUCUGCAAAGCCUCUCCUCCGGCUUGCAGUUUCCUGGGCAGGAACAAUAGGAGGGGAGGGGAGGGUGCCCAGGCCAAUGCCUCCGGGCCCUCUCUUCUCUUUCAGCUGCCUGGGCUGUCCUUGCAGAGAGGCAGGUGCCUUUUAAAUGGCACACACACACAAAGCUUUUACUCUUCUAGCAGAUGAAACCCUGAAACUGUGAGGCACCAGACCUGGUUCCCCGGCAAGCCCAGAAUUUGUGUGUGUGCCUGCAAAAAAGGGUCAUGUCUCUCCAUCCCACAGAAACAGCAGCGCAGUACCUUGAAGAGUAAGCCUGAUGCAGGAAGAAAGGACCCCUUUCCAUCAUGGCAUUAACCACAUCCACUGUUUUAUUUUGUCUAUGCUUCCACGUUGUUGUUGUUGUUGUUGUUAUAUCCUACCUUUUUAGCAGACCGGGGCUGCUAAAUUCAGCUUACACAAAUUACAACAAAACAGAUGAAUUACAAAAAAAGCUAAAAAGGUAUAAAAGAUAACGAUUAAGGAUAAUUUAGAAUUAAGGCAACGUUAAAAACCGAUCUAUUAAAAUUCAGGUAAUCAAAAACAUGCGCUGCUCCUGGUGGUUAAUAAUACAGGAAAAAGACACCUUUGAAACAAUUAAGGUGCAAAGCGGCGUAAAUGUAAAAGGAAGAGAAGCCAGAACUAUGAAGAACAAAGUGGGUGGACUUUCAAAAUAACCUGAGCAGGAAAAGAGGCAAACCUGCCUCUGGGGUUUAUUUUGACCUUUCUUUGCUUGAAGGUAGAAGGCAGCUGGUUGUGAGGGGGCAAAAUGAAGCUCUGUAAGGGAAGAUCUCAAAGCUGCAUCUGCUACUGAGAAGGCCCCAGUUUCCUUGGAUCCCUAAGGUAACACCAGGACCAGCUGACAUGGAAGGCAGUAUUCUGGACCCCGGUACGUUUAGGACUUUUAUAGGGUUACAACCAGCGCUCUAAAUUGUGCCCAGAAUUGAAGCUGCAGUAAAGCAGGAGUGAGUUGCAUACUCCCACAUCUGACUGUGAUCAAGAGCCUGGCUGAACCAAACUCCUUCAGAGGCAGCCCUCCAUCGAGUGCAUUGGAGUAGUCCAGGCGACAUGUGAAUAAGGCCCACAUUCCCGCAGCCUGAUUGGACAUCUCUGGGAAUGGGUGUAGCAGGUGCAUUAGCCUCAUUUGUGCAAAGGUGUCUUGGCACUGAUGCAAUCUGGGUAUUUAGGCUCAGAAGAUGAACCCCCAGAAAAUGAACUUGGGUCUUCAAGCACAGCGCAGCCUCCAUCCAAUGCAGAUUGAACCCUGUUCCCUAUUGGCCUUUGACAUGUCUGGAUUAAGUUUCAAUUUGUGCGUUCUCCUGGCGCCAUUUUGGAUGGAGGGUAAAGUCUCAACGUCUUCAGGGAAACCUGGAGUUGAGAUGCAACCAUGUGCUCAAGUGUGCUUGCCGAAAAUGUCCAGACACCAAUGGGGGGGGUAUUCAAGGAGGUCUUUCCUAAAAAACCAAAAGCUUUCCCACCAACUCUUUCAGGUUCAGUGGACCAAUGCUCUGUCGUAAAAUGGCAUUUGCCACCCCACCUUCCCCACUCAGUCGGGCCCUCUCAAGGCAACUUUUGUAAGCCAGGAAGGGUUAAGUGCAUAUGUGGCUAGGUUCCAAGAUUCCCGUUCACACCUUCAGAUUGCACAAACAUCCUUCAGAGCUGGAUGAGCAGGUGCUGAAGUGACCUGCUGCAAGGGUGCAAACCGUUUUAUCUGCAGAAUGCCUUGUAAACUGGUCACCGUGAGGGUUCUUCAGUAUCGUCUUGCAAGAGAUGUCAGAGGCCCUGGAAAAAGCUCUUCUGGACAACUCUGUCCCUCUGCAGUGGUGGCAGAGAAGCAUGAUCCUUCGUACCCCCUGGAAUAAUCCCCAAAAGGGUAUCUUUUCUGUGUUCCCUCAAUGCUUUUCUGCCCUCAUGGCUCCCUAUUCAUAUUAUCAAGAUCUCCAGGGAGCCUGUUUGGUUUUGAGUGGGUCGCCUGAGGGCCAUUUUGUCAGCUGUCCAUCCAGAAAGUCGGACAGUCCCCAAGACCCAAUGGGAAGUGGUAGGCAUCCGCCAGUCUCUUUAUGGGAGCCUUCAUAAAAAAGGUAAAGGACCCCUGGACGGUUAAGUGCAGGCAAAGGUGACUAUGGAGUCCACUGAGGGAGCUGUCGUUUGCCGCAGACAGCUUUCCAGGUCAUAUGGCCAGCAGGACUAACCUGCUACUGACACAUGGAGGACCGUGACAAUAGCCAGAACACAUGGAAACACCGUUUACCUUCCCGCUGCAGCGGUACCUAUUUAUCUACUUGCACUGGUGUGCUUUUGAACUGCUAGCUUGGCAGGAGCUGAGACAGAGCAACGGGAGCUCACCCCCUUGCGGGGAUUCGAACCACCAACCUUCCGAUCAACAAGCCCAAGAGGCUCAGUGGUUUAGACCAUAGCGCCACCUGCUCCCUAGGAACCUUCUUAAACGGUCUUCAAUUUGACCCUGUAGGGGCAAUAAUCCUAUUCCCCCUAACAGUGAGAAUCUACUCCUGUGGCAGAGUUGUAGGGGACCCCCCCUAAUUGCUAGUUGGGGGUGAGCUACAUGGUACAUUACUGCUAUUUGUCUAUUACAUUAAUAAUGCCACCUUUUCCUCAAAGGAGCCCAAGGUGGCAUACAUGGUUCUCUCCCACUCUCAAUCUCCACAACAGCCCUGUGAGGUAGGUUAGACUGAGAGGCAGUAACUGGCUCACACAGUGAGCUUCAUGCCUGAGCAGGGAUUCGAACCCAGUUCUCCCAGGUACUAGCCUGCCACCUUAGGAUGCACAGGGUGGGGUGUCAUUUGUUUGAAAGCCCCUGUCCAUGUGCUUGGUUCUUCCUCCUUGGGCUUGGUUCUUCCCUGCUUUGAAGGGUCUCCACUGCCAUCCUACUGGUUGUGAUUUCCUCUUCUGAGCUCUUGGGCUUGGCUGUUUGUGGGCAGGGGAUGCCCCACCCCUUGAAUGGUUGAAAAGGGGGAGCCAGCCCCCCUCCCGCAAGCUUUGAUGAUAAACCUUUGGGGAGAACUGGAAGGGGGCAGUGUUAUUUUUCUCAUUGUAUUUUUAAAGUUGGUGUGUGCUUGCAGGGGCAGCGGCUUCAAGGUAUUCAGAAUGCAAAUCCCUCCAGAUCAAAGCUCGUCUCUGCAUUUGGCUGGGGCCUCAGAAUCUGCAAUGUUCUCCCACUUUAUUUUGUGUUAUAGCGUUUCAGAUGCCAAGCUGGGGGCAGUGUUAGGUGUUCUGACUGCGGAUUUUGUUAUAGUGGGGGUUGGUAGCAAAGCUCCCCUCCCCCAGCUUUCCUCUUUCCCCUCCAUUAGGUCUGCGAAGAAUAUGGAGUAGCAUAACUUCACAGAAAAUAUUUCACAUCCUUCUCUUUAAGUGACAUUUGGCUCUCCCCAUAUUUAUUUACCUACUUAAUUUAUAGAGCUGCCCUAUAGCAGAAGAACUCUAGGAAGCCAGUGUGAUGUUGUGGUUAGUGUCGGACUAGGACCUGGGAGAUCAGGGUUCAAAUCCCCACUCACUGGGUGACUUUGGGCCAUAGCUGUCAAUUUCCCCCUUUUCUUGCGAGGAAUCGUAUUCGGAAUAAGGGAAUUUCCCUUUUAAAAAAGGGGAAAGUUGACAGCUAUGCUUUGGGCAAGUCACAGCCUCUUAAUCUACCUCGCAGGGUCAUUGUAGGGAUGAACGGAGGAAGGAGCUGUGUAUUCCUUGGAAGAAAAAAAGGUGGGAUAUACCGUAUUUUUUGCUCUAUAAAACACACUUUUUCUCUCCUAAAAAGUAAGGGAAAAUGUGUGUGCGUCUUAUGGAGCAAAUGCAGGCCGCGCAGCUAUCCCAGAAGCCAGAACAGCAAGAGGGAUCGCUGGCUUCUGAGAUUCAGAAUUUUUUUUUUCUUGUUUUCCUCCUCCAAAAACUAGGUGCGUCUUAUGGUCUGGUGCGUCUUAUGGAGCGAAAAAUACAGUGAAUGCAAUAAACAAGCUCUUCUACUUCCCUACUUAGGAAAGCUGGAGGGGCCAGCCAGGUGGAGAUGCCAGUCGCCAAAUCUCCACGUGGUCGCAGUUGGACUUGCACCAGUCGCAAAGCGUGCCUGGGCAAUUUUUAAGUGCCUGCUUUAAAGUGCUACGGCAGGUGGUCAUGGUCGGGAUUGCUUUGCAGCCACUCGCAUAUCAGGCAGUAAAGGGCCGCCACAGUUUAAGAAGGGUAUUGAAAGCUGGAACAUGUGCAGAGGAGGGUGAACGAGGUGCUGGAGGGUCUGGAAACCAAGCCAUAUGAGGAACGGUUGAGGGAGUUUGGUGCGUCUAGCCUGGAGACUGAGAGGUGAUACGAUAGCUGCCUUCAAAUACCUGUAUGUCAGAUGAAGCAAGCUUGUUUCCUGCUGCUCCAGAGGGCAGGACCGGAACCAGUGGAUUCAGAUAACGAGAAAUGAGAUUCUGGCUAAACGCUAUAAAGAACUUUCUGACCAUAAGAGCUUUUUGACAGUGGAACCGAGGCUGAGUGGCCAUCUGCCGGGGGUUCUUUAGCUGUGGUUCCUGCAUUGCAGGGGGUUGGACUAGGUGACCCCCAAGUUUACAGUUUUGUGCUUCUCCACAUGCCGUGAUGUUUCCUCCUCCCUGCGCUUCUCCACAGAUGGGGGGAGAAAGUGGACUGAAGGAGCACUUAUAGGGGGGCAGUUUCUGGUGGGGCUUAUUUGAUUAACUAAUUGUAUCAGUUGUAAUUGGUUUAUUAACUGGUUAAAUCUGCACCCAUCGGCAAAUGGAUGAAGCCGUUGUUUGAAAGAGGAACGCUCUUUGGAGAGGCAAAGAGAGAAAGGGAGAGGGCAGGGAAACCCAGCUAGAUGGGUGGGGUAUAAAUAAUUAUUAUUAUUAUUAUUAUUAUUAUUAUUAUUUAUUUAGGCCAUGGCCCAGUAGCGUGCACAGUUUGCCUUGUGUGCCGAAGGUCCCACUGGGGCGUCUUGCCUCUUCCACCCCCACCCUCCAACCCCCUGCUUUACGUUCUGAAGAAGCCAAACCAGUUUCCCCUUGCUGACAAACAGGCUGGAAUUCAAACCAAUUUUUCGGGCUGUCCGGUGGGUGGAUUUCCAGUCCAUCCGGCUUUGCUUCUUUUUCACGUGUCCCCCACACCUCCUCAGUGCGCCAUUAGAAUAAUAGACUUGAAGAGUUGGGAGGGACUCUGAGGGUCAUCCAGUCCAGCCCCCUGUGAUGCAGGAAUAAAGCACCUGGCCACCUGACCACUGUUCAGAAACCUCCAGCGAAGGACAGCCUGCCACCUUCCGAGGUCGUCCGUUCCACUGUUGAACAGCUCUAGUCCUCAGAAAGUUCUUUCUGACGUUUAGUCAGAAUCUCCUUUCUUGUCAUUUGAAUCCAUUGGUUCCAGAGCAGCAGAAAACGAGCUUCCUCCAUCCUCCAUGUGGCAACCCUUCAGGUAUUUGAAGAUGGCUUGCUCGCUUGGUCUUGCAGCCGUCUGGUGGCCACGGACUUCACUGGGUGAGACCCAAACUGUGGCUUGCUCUGUGCCAGGAUGGGCAGCCAUCACUGGGGCAAGAGGCGGCUGUCAGUGGCCUGGCUGGCUGUUUGUCCAGUCUAUUCAGAAAAGCCAGUCCUGCGCAGAGAGAGGUCAAGAGUGGGGGAGGCCUCUUUUGGGGGGGGAUGGGAGCUGUGUUUUGCAGAUAACCUGAUGAAAGAAUGAGUGUGUGCGAAUGUGGAAUGCUGCAUAGUCUUCACAAUUUGUUUAUUUAAUGCAUUUUUACUCUGCCCUUUAGCCAAAACAAAGCUCCCAGGGGGGUCUCAGGAGGAGUCAGGGCAAUCCCUUCCCUCGGGCUGAAAUGUGGAGGCCGUUCUCAUCAUCCGCUGGCAUUUGUGGAGCCCCUGGAGGGCCUCCCUCCUUUCUCUCUGCUGCCAGGGCUGGGCUCUUUCUUUCAGGGAGGGCCAAGAUGUUGGGUGGGCAAUAGGCAGGGCUUGUUGGGGGUACCUAGAUUGCCAGGUUCUGCACCAAGCCAAGUCAGAAUCUGUGACCUGGACAAAUGGUUGGUUUUGAAUUUUGAAUUUCAGGGGGUUGGGCUAGAUGACCCUUGGGGUCCCUUCCAGCUCUACAGUUCUAUGGUUCUGUGACACUUUCAAUGAUUUCUCAGUUUGCCUGUAGUCCUGGUUUUGCUAGCCAAAGCACUGACAUGCCUCUCCCGACUGGUGGGAGUCUUGUUGAGCUCCUUGGCUAUUGAAGCUAGUGAUUUGCACACAUGUGUGCUCUCUCUUUCAAAAAAAGAAAGAAGGAAAGUUUACACCUGAGCUUUGAUGGGGGACGCUUUUUAAGGAUAGAAGCAAAGCAAACAGAGAGCUUGUGGUAUGUAGUCCACUUUUCUGUCGCUUCUCCAUGCGAUGCAAAAGCUGGACACCUGUAAUGCCACAGAUGCCGUCUUGAAUAUUGAGUCUUGGAGUACUGUGAAGAAAUGUGGGUGCAUGAUUCUGAGCACCUGGUGAGGGCCUUUAGGUCACCCCAGGGUAAAGGUAAAGGGACCCCUGACCACUAGGUCCAGUCGUGACCGACUCUGGGGUUGCGGCGCUCAUCUCGCUUUAUUGGCCGAGGGAGCUGGCGUACAGCUUCUGGGUCAUGUGGCCAGCAUGACUAAGCCGCUUCUGGCGAACCAGAGCAGCUCACGGAAAUGGCGUUUACCUUCCCGCUGGAGUGGUACCUAUUUAUCUACUUGCACUUUGAUGUGCUUUCGAACUGCUAGGUUGGCAGGAGCAGGGACCGAGCAACGGGAGCUCACCGCAUUGCGGGGAUUCGAACCGCCGACCUUCUGAUCGGCAAGUCCUAGGCUCUGUGGUUUAACCCACAGCACCACCCCAGGGUAGCUGCAUCCAAAUCCUGCAUUUCUGGGAUUGGUGUCUGCAUUUGGACCCCUGGACAGGGGUGGCCAGCAUUCUCUGGCAUGGCUCAGCUCCCUCUUUCCUUUCACCUGGGCUGGCUCCGCAGUCAAGUUUCUUUUGCUCCUCCCAGUUUGGCAGGAAACAGGCAGCUGCUGGACUGGAAACUGGACCUCAUGAGCCCCAGCCAAAAGGGGCUUUCCAUGCUAGGGCUUGCUUUGCUCCUGAUGGAACUGUUCAUCCUGCCUCUUUGACUGCCUUGCCUUUCCCCCUCCUGACCCUUCUCUGCUUUCAGUUUGCUUCCUUUCCGCUGGCUGCCCCUUCAGCUUCCUCGGAACCCAGUAAAACCAGGUGAGCGAGUGGCUGAUGGUCUGGGGUGAGAGCGGAGACUGCUGAUGGGGACUGGCGGAUGGUGUCGCCUUUUGGAAAGUGUGGCUGCCUCUUCCUCCUGCUGGCUUCCUUGUCAUCUGGUGGCCAGCUCUGGGUUCUGGGAUCUGGUUUCACUAAGCAGCACAGAAGAGGAAACUUUUGGGAUUUGCUUUCCUCCUUCCUCUUUUAGUCCUAAAAGACAGUGGGGGGAAGUUAGGAGAAAGGCCAUGAUCAAUCUCAGCAUAUACAGUGGUACCUCGGGUUAAGAACUUAAUUCGUUCCAGAGGUCCGUUCUUAACCUGAAACUGUUCUUAACCUGAAGCACCACUUUAGCUAAUGGGACCUCCUGCUACCGCCGCGCCGCCACCACGCGAUUUCUGUUCUCAUCCUGAAGCAAAGUUCUUAACCCAAGGUACUAUUUCUGAGUUAGCGGAGUCUGUAACCUGAAGCAUCUGUAACCCAAGGUACCACUGUAUAUCCUCAAAGCUCUGCAGGAUCAGACCAAAACCACUUGAGGCUGUAUCUUGUUGGGAGAGAAGGGAUUUAGCUGAACCUCCUGCUUGACAUGACACUUUCUACAUAUGAGCAACGUUAGAAACUCAGAUAUAUAAGCUGGGUGCCAAAUGGCUCCUUAAACCAAGGUUACAGUCGCCAAAAUAAAAUGUCUAGUUGUCAUUUUUGGGCAAGACUAAAGUCUUUAUUUUUCAAAGGACUGAUUGUGAUUGAUUCUCAGUUAGACUUCUGGCUAGUUCAGAUGACAGGUUAAGAGCUUUGAGAACAUAAGAAGAGAAGUCGCCUGGUUCCAAGUGGUCGAAAACCAGGUGCAAAAUGCGCCUGGCUAAUUUCAAACACUGCAUACGAAGUGUUUUAUUUUAUGCAGAGAAGCAAAUAGCCUGCUGUGAGAUACCACCCGAGGCCCCUGAAGUGCUCCAGCCCAGGCGCAGGUGAGCCUCCUUGGCCGCCAUUUUGUGUGUGAAAUUGUGGGAGAAACUGGAUCAGUUCAUGAAGCUGCUGGCCUCUUUGCUUGGUCAGGAUCCUGUUUGAAAUGGUGUUUGCCUCCCAGUGACAUGUUGGCUGCCAUCAGUCCGGCUAUUUGAGCAGGCAGCUCUGGUUUGCCUUUGUUGGACCAAGGAGCUCAGAUCUCUCUCUCUCUCUACACCCCAAUCUCUUGCCAUAAAGGGGAGGGCUUUGUAACCCAGCUGCUGCCUAUGGGCUGCUCCUCUGCCUAGUAAGGAAAACCACUUUGCUCCCCCCUGGGGCCACUGCAAUUCCAGUCUGGCAGAUAACUCUUCUUUUAUGACUCUUGCUGUGAUGGGCUGUAAUAGUGGCUGGUGACGGAAUGGGGCCUGGCUGGUCCAGCAGGAGAUGUCUCUGGCUUUUCAUUUGCUCUUAACUACAUCAGGUGGGGGAUGUCUUCUGGGGCAGUUGCCCUCUGAGCAGAUGCAGUAGUGGGGGAGAAGUAGCUUUCCCUUGCCUCCAUUGGGUAGAUGAGUCUAGACUGAACUUGAGCCCAGUCUUCCUCAUCCUGGUGCCUUCUAGGUGGUUUGGACCACAACUCCCAUCAGCCCCAGCAUCACAUAGCUGUCUUGGGCAUCCUGUUCUCAGAGUGGUCAACCAGAUGCCCCCAACGGGAAACCCCCCCAGGCAGGAUCCCAGCACAAGAGCCCUCUCUCUCCCUUCAGUUUCCAGCAACUAGAAUCCAGAAGCACUGCUGCCUUCCAGCUGUGGAGGCAGAACAUAGUCCAGUGGUCAGUGGCCUCCCUUGAUGGAGGCGGAAGCCCUUCAUGCAGAGGCUGCAUCGCUUGGGGGAAUCCCUCCAGUUUUGGAUUCUUUGCAUCAAGCAAGAGUUGGAUUGGGUGGCUUUCAGGGACCCUUCCAACUCUUGGGUAACUUGAGCAAAAUUGUGUAGACUAUUCUACGUCUCAGGUUUCUGUGAUGGGCCUGGGAAGCAGGAUUAGCUGUCCAAAGAUUGCACUCUUCCAUUGGCUACUAAGGACAGGCGGUGCUUUUCUUUGGGCAAGGAAGGUGUGUGUGGGGGGGUGUUAAACGCUGUCCCCCUUUUCCAUCAUCAUCGCAUAUAUUUAUUAAAUGCACACAGACAGCUGAGGGAAAAGGGUAUUUGCUUUUAAAAAUGGAUGCUAAUUGGAGAUAAAUUUGUAAUGCAAGCAGCAUGUAAUAGGUAAAAAAUGGAAAUAUCUGAGAAAGAGAGUAGGAAGCCAGUUUUUGGAAAAAUCGUAUUAAAAUAGUUUUAAUUUGGCACUGAUGUGUUAUAAAUUUGGAAAAUGAAUAAAAAGCAAUUGGCAAUAUAUAGCCACUCAUUGGAAGUGAUGAGGCACACUGGGUGAGCAUAUUGCACGAAAUUCCCAGGUAAGGUCUUUCUCAAUGUUCGGUCCCCAGUUGGUGUUGGACUACAACUCCCAUCAUUCCUAGCCAGCAUGGCCAGUGGUCAGGGAUGAUGGGAGUUGUAGUUCAAGAGCAUCUGGGGACACAGGGUUGGUUGAGAAAAUCUGCCCUAGAGAGUCUCCUGUCUGAAAUCCUGGAGAGCUGCCGCUGCCAGUCAGUGUAGUAGACAAUGCUGAGCUAAUGGACCAGUGAUCUGAUCCAGUGUAAAAUGGCUUCCUAUGUUUCUACUAGCUGCAUACAGAAAAAAAUAAAAAAAUUCCAAUUAAAAUAGACCUGCAACUGUGCUAAAAAAAAUUAACAGAGUACAAUUUAAGCAACAGCAUCAAAAGGUGUGAAACGGAUUGUAAGGAGAAAAUGUCUGUGUGUGUGUGUUUAGGGGGUGGGUGAGAAAAUAAUUUUCAAGAGCUAUUCCUGUUAUCUCUCCAACACUGACUGAUAGGAGGGGCUUAUCUCUCCUUUCCAUGUGCCCCAGAGGAAGCUGGGAUGGAAGAAGAGAAUCUCCUCUCACCGCCCGGACAACAGGGAAUAAAUCAAAACAGGAUUGGGCACCAGAGAACAGUUGGCAGUUGAAAACAAUGCCCCCUUCCUGCACACUGGCAUCUCAAAUCCCCCCUCCCCGUAAUGUUUAAUAUGCACGAUGGGGGCUGGACUGAUCUGGGGCAUCCUUUGAGCAAGCUGCUCAUUUCAGCAAGCAUCCCUUUUUCUUCAGCCAAAAGACCCCCCCUCUUCCAUUUAAACAGGAGGUUGCCUGAGAGGUUGCAGCUCAGAGCUGCAUUUUGGAGGUGGAAGGGGGCAGCUUUUCUAGGGAAGUGCUUCUGAAUGUGUUUUAUGGGGUGGGGGAGAGAAACAAAUGAAUUUUGAAGCAAUCCUGGUUUGGAGAAUAUUGGGAGAGGCACUUGCUUGGCUUUCCCCUCCUCCUUUUCAGGAACGCCUGGGAGGGUUUUUUUUUUAAUUCAAAAUUAUAACAAGACAUAUUAUCCAAAAACAUAUCACCCUUGUUUCCCCCCCCCCCCAUUUUUCCUCCCUCCCCCCACAAAAAUGGCCUGGGGGCCAAUUGCAGUCCUCUGGACCUCUCUGUCUGUCCCUUGGGACUCUUCCCAGGCCACGCCCCCUCUCCCUAAGCCACACCCCUUGCUGGCCUUGCUCCACACCCUCCUUGAGUGCCAUGGCCUUAGUCUUUGUAGAAACGAUUCUACCGUACAAAGGUGUUGUUGUUUAGUCGUGUCCGACUCUUUGUGACCCCAUGGACCAGAACACGCCAGGCACUCCUGUCUUCCACCACCUCCCGCAGUUUGGUCAAACUCAUGCUGGUAGCUUCGAGAACACUGUCCAACCAUCUCGUCCUCUGUCGUCCCCUUCUCCUUGUGCCCUCCAUCUUUCCCAACAUCAGGGUCUUUUCCAGGGAGUCUUCUCUUCUCAUGAGGUGGCCAAAGUAUUGGAGCCUCAGCUUCAGGAUCUGUCCUUCCAGUGAGCACUCAGGGCUGAUUUCCUUCAGAAUGGAUAAGUUUGAUCUUCUUGCAGUCCAUGGGACUCUCAAGAGUCUCCUCCAGCACCAUAAUUCAAAAGCAUCAAUUCUUCGGCGAUCAGCCUUCUUUAUGGUCCAGCUCUCACUUCCAUACAUCACUACUGGGAAAACCAUAGCUUUAGCUAUACGGGCCUUUGUUGGCAAGGUGAUGUCUCUGCUUUUUUGCCUUUGGCCCCUCCCGCCAGUGGCAUGUGGUUCCCUGACGGUUGUCCAGAAGAGAUUGACUACAGGGGGUGGGGAGAGACUCGACCGUACAUUUGCCCGACCUGCACUGAUUGAACUGAACCGGUUGCCAGCUUACCACUGAGCUCAGUUGAAGGUGUUAUCCUUAACGCAGAAAACUCUAAACAACCCAGGACCAGGUUACCUGAAGGAACACUUUCCCUCCUGCCCUGUUAGAUCACUGUGACCUUUGGAGGGAGCUCUGCUGGCACACCUGCAAUCUGCAGAACUAGAGGGGGCAUUUGUGGUGGCAGUGGCCACCUAUUUGAACAGAAUGCCGCCCUCCUCACCCCCCCCCGGCCAUUUGGCAUGCACCAAUGGUUUCUGCUGCCUGUUAAAAAAUAAAUAAAUCUCUGGGCAUUCGCAGACCAGGGGUUUUUAAAACUGCAGUUUUGAUGUUCUUGUGUUUUAUUGUUUUGCAGAAGCUUUGCGGUUUUUAGAUCCCAAGCACGUUGUAAUUUUUAAACUUCAGAAUAAAAUGAAUAAGCUUGGAAGCACAACCCGGGGCUAAUCUAACAGGAACACAAUCCAGUGUGGUUAUUCUGCUCUGGAAUUCUAUACUAGGGAGUCCCGUGCAGUUGAAAAGCUAGCACGUUUUAACCAGCCAGGGUUUUGAUCUAGCAGCAGGUUAUUAUUCCCUUUUUACAUAUUUGGUGCCCCUGCAGAGGCAGAUUUUUGUGGCCAACUGUUUACUGUGUUAACGGGGGCCAUUUAUUAUCUGUCGCCCAGGCAUGCAUCAGUUCACUUGGGCCAGGGGGGAGUGUCUCUGCUAAAUCAAUUUGCAGCUGGUCCCUAAGGGGACCAAUCCAGCACAUCCCAUAUGGUGCCCAGGAAGACACACCAGCUCUCUGCUACACCAGGGAGCAGGAGAGAGGCAUUAAUGAAGGUAGUGUUAGCCCCCCACCCUGCGACACCCCCCCCUUUCGGUUGCUACCUCCCUCCUCUUAGGAUUCCACUAGCUGUUCUCUGUGGUCUUCUGGAAUUACUACGAAGGAUCACGCUCCUCUAGUCUAACGCUCGGUGGUUUCUUCAGUUUCUGAAGCUGUGUUUAAAGUCUCCAGAUCUCACGAGAAAGGAGCUUCCUGGGUCAAAAGGAGCAUGUGGGAAUAACCACCUCUGAGCAUUGCCAAAUGCCUCACAGGUUGGGGCUGCUCAGAGCCUCUGGGGACAAGUGCCCCAUCUGUCCAAGAGACACGUUGGAAGGUGCCAACAACAUACUUCUGUUCAAGCUUCUCUUUCAAACAGAGAGGUCUGUUGCUGGAUGGGGUUGCUUCCCAAGUCAAGGCCGAUGGAACGGUUAAGUAAGUGACAUGGGGCUCCCCCAAGGUUACUGCAGACCCCAGUUGAAGUUGGACGGGGGGGAUGGGACUCCACUGGACAGACCUGAGGGAUGCUUGUGAGUGGAUCUCGAUUCCUGCCUUUUAACAAAUGGACUGGCAGGUGGUGACAGUCGCUUAUAUUAACUCUGGGGACCACUGUGCAGAGAGAGAGAAUUUCGCUGCAGGACGCCAGGGAGUGCCUUGAAGAGUGAGCCCCCUCCCCCAAUGAAACUCUGUGCCACAAAGCACAGUGACAAGAGGUUAUGCUAAUUUUUGGUGUUGCGCAGUAGAAAUUAAUUGGUGCCCCUUUUCCAGCCUCUGGAACAGAUGGGAAGGGGAAGGCAUCUUAACCCCAAGCUGGUGGCAGCUGCCUCCUUUGCUCAUCCAAGCACUGGUUAACCACAGUCAGUGCUGAAAGACUUAAAAUAUCCCUUGACCACAUGGGUGGAAUCCUGGUUACGAGAGAAGCCAAGAUGCCCCUGGAUACAUGCCCGUCUUCCAUUGGCCAAAUUCUUGGGGAAUAUGUGCAAGGUCCUUUUCCGCCUGAGCCACAGGAUGGGCUUUCAAGGUCAGGUAGAAAUCCCUUUCCAUGCAAUUGAAUCACAAGCUCCUGUGAGCUUUUGGCCCCUGAAAAGAGCUCUGUGAGUAGAAGCCAGCUCUGCAGCCCUCCAAAGCAGUCCAGGCAAGAGGAUGGAGUUUGGGUUGGGGCGAAGUGGGGGAUGAAGUUGAUGCACAGGGAGGCUGUCCUGCAGAAGCCCCACAGGCACCCCAGUUUCCAGCGGGAAUGGAGAAGGAAGAAGAGUGUUUGGGGCUUCUCUGCUGCAGAUCUGGAGGCUCCCCACAGGUGGAAAACUAGCUUGUCAAGGAAAAGAGGUCAGCAGCCAAGCUUUCUUCCUGCCCUGGAAUGAUCUCCCCCCCAUGUGGUACAGCCAGGGCCUUGCAGAGCCAGGCAGUGGCCCAGGCCAGGUAGAUAAGUUGCCCCCCUUUUUUUACCCUGGGGAUAAUUGAAGUCUUAUAAAUAAGUAAGUAUAUAAAUAGUGCUGACCAAGGCCCCCUUUGGAAUCGGAGGCCCGGGCCAAGUGGCCCAUAUGGCUCCCCCUCUGUCUGGGCCUGGGUACAGCCUGGAAGAGCUUUAUUGCCCCAAAGGUUCCUAAGAACUGUUCCACAUCCUGCUAUCUUCCUCUUGUUUUCAUAUUAUCUCAUGUGAUCCAGAACCACGAGAGUCCAGAAGCUUGAUGAGCUCAAUGGCAUUCAGUUGGCCAUUGCAAGAACAGGGAGCUUGGCAAGAUGGAGCCCCGUUUGGUCUGAUCCAGUGACCAAAAGGCUCUUCUUGGGUGUUUUAAUGAUCCCUCCUUGGCUGAGGUUGAAGGCCGCUGAACAACAAAUCAUCCAGCUCUGUUUCCUUUAGCCUGGCCUCCCCCAACCUGGCACUCUCUGGGUGCUUUGGACUACAACUCCCAUCUGCAAAGCUGCACUGCUGGGGCAUCCAAUUGCUGAAUGAAUACCUUAGGUGCUUUGGCAGCUCUCUGCUAUCUUGCAAACUCAAUAUCAUAUUGCGGCCCAUUCCUGUGGAUAGGUUGUUCGCAGGUGCUUCCCUGGGGGACUGGGCACUAGUCGUCGUCCCCUCCAUCUUUGCCUCUCCCUGAAGAGGUCUGGCCAUGGAGGCUCAGACUUUGAGAGCUGCAGGUUCUGGAGGGAACCCCAACAUUCUGUUUUUCUUUCUUUUUAAAGGACGGAUUCUUGGUUAGAGUUUUGCUUGCAAUGAGAGUGGCAAACCGAAUUGGCUGCAAAGACGUAGGUGUUCGUGCCAUACUAGGACCAACCUGGGAUGGGGAUGCAUUUUUGCCUUUUGUACGUUGGCAUCACCUUCCUAUCUCCCCCCAUCUCAUAAAACCCACCAUGCCGCCCAGAGAGUUUUGCUGGUUCUGUGCUGCUGCUUUCCAAUACAGCAGGCCGGAUGGUGUAUUUCAGGCCAGUGUUAAAGGGAAGGAAAACUUUCAGAUCUGAAGAGUUAGCAAAGACUGUGCUGAGCAUUUGGCAGAGCCUGCCUGGCAACUUUCUGCAAAAGUCUCAGCAAAAACAAGGUCUAAAUUUAGCCCUGCUGCACAAGUGGCCUUUUAUAUUUUUCCGGCCUCGCUUGUUCACCAGCUUCUCGGCUUGUUCUGCUUUCACUUGGCUUAAAGAUGGGCAGAGGCUUAAGUGGUUAGAUGAAAUGUUCCUCAUCUAACCAUUCUGGCUUGGCUGUCAGAGGGAAUCCAAAAGAAUUGACUGAUGAGUUUAGGAUGCUGCAGUGGUUCUGAAUCCCAAGAUCAGUGGUGCCUUGCGCAAGAGUCUUGCAACCACUUCUGGGGAGCCUUUGCCCCCCUGAAAUGUACGUGUGGAUGCCAAGGAGCAGCUGGCGCCAUUUGUGGCUCUGUGUUUGGAGGCCUUUCCACCGCUGGGCAACAUCCACCCUGCAUCUGGGCAUUACAGAGUGUUCUGGCACCGUCCCAGCUUCUUCCAACGUGUCUUUUAAAUAACCCAGUCCAGGAAGUGGCUUUGCUCAGACUGCAGUUUGUGUGAGGCUGAGCACAGCCUGUUCCAUCUCAUUCCUCCUGGCUGGAGCUUUGGACUGCAAUUCACAGUGGCAAACAAGGUGUUCUCUGCACAGCCCCAUUGACUGUGGCUUUAACUAGAGUUAACAUCUGGUCUGGAUCAAAAGGGGUACUACUUUCUAAAUGCAAAGUAACAAUGCUAUGUAGUUCAUAAGAGAGUCCAAAGCACUUCAGAUGCAUUUUUGGGAGAGUAAUUUUUACACCGGUCCUUUGAGGUAGGCCAGUAUUAUCCUCUUCACAGUGCUGGGUUUGAGGCUGGGAGAGAGUUGAGAGUGCUGCUUCUUUUGUGCAAACUUUGUAAUGAUCUUCCCUGAUUUCAUAGUCUGCCUGGGGAUGGGCAAUCUUUAGUAAUAGUAAUUUGUUAUUUGUACCACGCCUAUCUGGCUGGGUUUCCCCAGCCACUCUGGGCGGCUUCCAACAAAGAUUAAAAAUACAUUAGUGUAGGGAUGUGUAUAGAUGCCAGGAGAGGUUAUAUUUAUUAGAUUAGAUAUUAUCCUUCCUUCCUCAUAUUUGUGAAUUCAACAGAGUGCAUCCCUUUGCAGCUUAAAAGGGAGGCUUAGAUAGGCUAGUCCUAGCCUUUUAGUUUAAGUAAUCCAGGAUGCUUUAAGGCAGACUGGAUUCUCCUAGUAUUUCCCCCUUUUCUCCCCUUAAAACAAUAAUCGCACAAACAGCCUUGUAAAAAAUAGCAUUUAUUCACUCAGAAUACUUGUUGAGGAGUAACAGAUACAGCAGCUUUGUUCAGGCAGGCUUAACACGGUAAUUCAGUUAGAAAGACAUGCUGAAGUCUAGCUUAAGAGACAUGCAGAUGUUCUCACAUUUCUGGCUUGGUGAUGAAGAGUAAGAGUGAAGAGAAGCCAAAGAGCAAAGAGAAAGUGUCCAGCCAAGAGAGAAGUCAGGGUACAGGGGGAGUGGCUCUCAGAGUUCUCUCUAGCAAACCUACAGGAAAACUUGUGAGCUUCAGCGCCUAUAAUGUGCCUAUCUAGCAAACAUGCAUUGUUGGUUUGUCUGCAUCAUAAAUAUCCCACAUUUAGGGGCCCAGGGCCAUGUGCCAGAGAAAGAUAAAAUGGAAGGUAAAGGACCCCUGGAUAGUUAAAUCCAGUCAAAGGCAGCUAUGGAGUACGGCACUCAUCUCGCUUUUCAGGCUGAGGGAGCCGGCGUUUGUCCACAGACAGCUUUCCGGGUCAUGUGGCCAGCAGGACUAAACCGCUUCUAGUGCAAUGGAACACCGUGACGGAAACCAGAGCGCACGGAAACGCUGUUUACCUACCCACCGCAGCGGCACCUAUUUAUCUACUUGUACUGGUGUGCUUUCGAACUGCUAGGUUGGCAGGAGCUGGGACAGAGCAACGGGAACUCACCCCAUUGGGGGGAUUCAAACAGCCGACCUUCCCAUCAGCAAGUCCAAGAGGUUUAGACCACAGCGCCACUCACAUACCAGAACAGCUGGCAGGAGCAUAGUAGUAGGCAUAGUCAGAGCCAGCCACAUUCUCUGUCUCACACUCACACUCACAAGUUAUUCUUAAGGGAAGGACCAUCGCUCAACGGUAGAGCGAUUGCCCUGCAUACAGAAGGCCCCAAAUUAAAUCCCUGGCAGCAUCUCUAGAUUAAGACAGAGAGAGACCGCUUCCUUGAAACCCUGGAGAGCCACUGCCAGCCAGUGUGGACAAUACUGAGCUAUAUAGGCCCCAGGGCUCUGACUUGUUAGAAAGCAGCUUCCUACGUUCCUAUUCCCAGACAUGCAUUAACAGCAACACUCAUGGAUAGACAGAUGUGCAGGGGUGGCCUCAUUCCUUGAGCUUUCCAAUAAAAUUAUGUCCCUCUGCCACUAGCCUGCCAAGCAGCUGUCAUCCCAGCCUCCCUAUUUCCUCAUUAAAGUGCAGGUGAUCACUUGGGGAGGAGGGACAGCGGUCUUCAUUGGAUCUGGACCGUGGGGGGGGGGAGAGAACCUCCUCCCUGGUGCCCUUGAUCUGUCCUUGAUUGCUGCCCUCUUGGGACUCUUCCCUACUGCCCAGCUGGUGUCCAAUUAGCAGGGCAGUGGGGAGAGGCAAAAGGGGGGCCACCAGGGGAAUGGCCAAGGGCUGCAUGUGGGUCACAGGUUGGCUCCUGGUCUAGCCAUGAUGCUAGGCUAGAAAGAGCAGCCCCUUCUGGUUAAAGGAUGGGGGUUCUUUCGUAUGUGAACAUGAUCAACGCCCCUUAUUUCAGAGCAUUAAAGGUUCACUGCAUUCAGAAACCUUCUCUGCCACUUUUAUUUUCAGCUUCUUGAGCAUAGCUGUCAACUUUUUCCUUUUUUUAAGGGACAUUCCCUUAUUCCGAAUAGGAUUCCUCGCAAGAAAAGGGAAAAGUUGACAGCUAUGUUCUUGAGUGCCUGAGGAUGUUGCUUUGCCCAGUCUGUGAAUGAGCGCCCUUCAGUCAUUUUGGACUAUAACUCCCAUCAGCUUAAGCAGUGCUGGCUAGUGCAGAUGGGACCUGUAGUCCAAAACCCCCGGAGGGCACCAGGCUGGGGAAGGUUUUCCUGUUAGCCUGAUGCUGGCAGACGGUGGUGUUUUUCCGUGGCCUUCGGGGGAGUUGGGCCCAUUGAAUGGAUCAGCUGCUGAUUGGCGACUUCUACAAUGGGGCUGUGCAGAACAGGAAAGGCUGGAUUGUUAACAAAAUGACCUUGGUUGGGUGCAAGAACCUUUUUUGUAACUUAAUUUUACUUUUCAAUUCCCCAAGCAGGAUAAAACAACAAUGCGCUGUGCAUGCAAAAAGAAAAGAAAACCUUAAGGGAGUUAAAGGACUUUCUGUGCGGUAAGGAGGGUGGAAUUGUAAAUGUGUCCCACUCUCGCAACAUGGAAAGGGCUCUUGGCUCUUAGCUUUGCAUUCGUAACACCCCAGAUUCAGCUCCCAGCACCCCCAGGUUGAGUUGUAUGAACCCCUGGAGAGUUGCUGCUGCCAGUCAGUAUAGCCAGUCAGAUGAACCAAUUGGUUUGAUUCUGUAUAAGAUACCUCCCUGUAUUCCUUUUUUAUACACCAGAAUCCCAUUCUAAAGGUUUUUUUAAACCCUCCUAAAAGACCAGGGGGGAUGCGGGUGGCGCUGUGGGUUAAACCACAGAGCCUAGGACUUGCCGAUCAGAAGGUCGGCAGUUCGAAUCCCCGCGACGGGGUGAGCUCCCGUUGCUCGGUCCCUGCUCCUGCCAACCUAGCAGUUCGAAAGCACGUCAAAGUGCAAGUAGAUAAAUAGGUACCGCUCCGGCGGGAAGGUAAACGGCGUUUCCGUGUGCUGCUCUGGUUCGCCAGAAGCGGUUUAGUCAUGCUGGCCACAUGACCCGGAAGCUGUACGCUGGCUCCCUCAGCCAAUAAAGCAAGAUGAGUGCCGCAACCCCAGAGUCGGCCACGACUGGAUCUAAUGAUCAGGGGUCCCUUUACCUUUAAAAGACCAGGGAGAUAGACCUGACAUUUAUGGCACUGUGAAGAAUUCCACAAGCACAGAUCCAGAAUGAAAAAUACUUGGGCUAGCUCAGUCGGUAAAGCAUGAGGCUCUUAGAGUUGUGAGUUCAAGCCCCAUGUUGGGCAAAAGAUUCCUGCUUUACCACGGGGUGGAUGACUAGAUUUACCCUGGUGGUCCCUUCCAACACUACUGUUGUAUGUUUUACUACUGUAGAAGUCACUGAUGCAUCAGAAGAGACCUAUAGCAACUGGCUCAGGCCAAAGGGAGCCCAUAUAGUCCAGUGGGCAACCAGGGAAGCCCAGAAGCAGGACCUGAGUUGAACCAGCAGUGGUUUCCUCACUUGCGAUUCCCAUAACCGUCAUGGUAGCCAUUGACAGCAUUCUAAUUUUCCAUGCAUUUAGUCUUAUCCCUCUGCAAGGGUUUUACAGAGGCUCUUAGAAUAGUCUUGCUGGUUGACAAAUGCAGGUGGUUGCUGGUGUCCUUUGGGACAGUUUCUCGCUGAAACAUCUGGCCACGGCUUCUCUCUGAAACGACCUGAAUUCUCAAUAGCAUCGCUCCUAAAUGCCCUCGCUAGAAUGGCAGAAGGCACAUGGCUCCUCACUUGGACUGAGAAGCCAAAGGCAAUGAAAUGGCUGACUAGGUGGCGAGGAGUAUAAAUGGCAGAAAACUCAGGGUUAAUGCAAGUGAAAGUAGGGGGUGGGGAGUCCGUAUAGGGCCCUCCAGGUGAUGGCAGACAAAGCCUUUUCCUCUGCCAACAUUGUGUCUGCCCUUUUCCCAGUGGUGAGAGGUCUGUUGCAUCCCAGGAGCUUCUGCUGAGCCCUCUGUAGCCUGCUGUGGCAAAUUGUCAGUGCAUUUUGCAGAUAAUUUCUGCUCCAAGGGGAGGUGGAUACAGCCACUGCAAAGGUUUUUAAUGGAGACCUUUAAGCUUGUCAAGCCUGGGGAUGGGGGGAGACUGCUUGGAGGUUGAGACUUUUCUCUUGAUCCCUUGGCUCUUUCCUUUCCUGUCUUAGAAGGGAGCCAGGGCAACUGAGUCUCUUGAUUGGAGGCAGCGGUGCACCUCUGCAUAGACUCUAGAGAAACCCACCAUAGACCCUAAUUUUUAAUUUCAUUUCACUUCACUUUUAAUUUGUAUAUGGCCUUUCUGUAUUACUAUACGCAAGGCGGUUUGCAGCAAGAAAAUAUACAACAGAGAACACACACCUUAUUAUAAUAAUCUAAUCCAGUACAAAAAGUCAUAAUAAAACAUUCCUUUAAAUGAAAUGACUUCUAUCAAAGUAAUAUUCAAUAAUAUAUUAUAGUAAGAUAGUACACAACAAAAUCAGCUCUCAAAUUUAUUAAUAAUUAAACAGAAACUCAUGCUUAACAGUUAUAAUAAUUAAUAAACGAUGAUCAAUAAAAAUAACUGCAAGUCACAAAUGCAUAAAAUACCACAAUACAUACAAAACCUUGUAAAAUGAUCAAGUUGAGAAACAAAGACAUACAACCUAUAAAACUUUUUUUUUAAACCAUCGUUGUUCAGUGACAAUUUUACCAUUCUUGGCCAAGGUCUUGGAACAUAUGGGCGUUUCUCAGCUCAAAGUGAUUUUGGAGGAAUCUAGUUUACUCCCUGGUUUGGGGAAUGAAUGAGUCACAAGCAGGGAAAGUGCAACCCUGGAUGUCUCAGUGGCUCUUGAGAUAGUGGAUUAUGGGAUCCUGCUGGCUCACCUUAUCCUCCAUCCUUUUUUAAACAUUUCCACGAAGCCACCUGUCAGGGAACUGACAUCGGAGCUAGAGGCGGAGGGAAGGCUCUCAAAUGAUGCUGGAGAAGGGCCCAGCAGGGAGAGAGGCAGCUCCGCAGAUGGGGAAGCAAAUCAGCGCAACACCAGGGAUAAAGGGGGGCAGAUGGGGAAUCGGCGAGAGGGCUCCAGGACUCUUCACCGGACACCAGCGGGGAGAGCACGGGUCCUCCGCUACCCACGCCCUCCCUGCGCAGAAGACUUCCGCGCAGAGAGAGUAGGAGGAGACUGGGUGUCAAACAACUUUUAUGUUGGAAAAGAUUUAAGAAACGCCCACUGACGGAUUCUGCUAGCGACUGAGGCAACCACAAAGUGAAGGGCUGCCCAGACUGAAAGGUUUAACAAGGCAACAAAGCCAGGAGAGGCGGCAACUUACGCACGAGCAACCCAUACUCAUUACACCACCAAUGGGUAAGGUUUGUUCUGAAACGGUCGCGGCUCAGCUCUGCCUCCUUGUUUUCAUCAGCCACUGCCAGGGAGGCAGCAGAUACCUUGAACCAAGUUCGAUUUGAAUGGGGGGCAAACCAACUGGAAAUUAAUCUAGAUGAGGUGGAGGUACUGCAGAGAGCCUUUCCUGCUACUCUCGAUGAAGAUAUACAGCCUGUUCUGAACAUGGCUGCCAGAGUGUUUGCAAUAGUGAGGUGGUGCGUCCAUAGCACACCUAUUUUUUUCCAUCAGUUGCAUUCGCUAACAAAUCACUUCUGGCCUCAGUUUCAAGUGCUGAUCCUAAGCCAUGCAGAUCCUAAGUCGUCAUCUCAGGUAUCAUCAACAUGCCCUCAUGAGCCUAUCCAACUCCUGCUUCUCUUGGUUCUACCAGUACCAGGCAGCAGCAGACCCUUUUCCAUGGUGGCCCCUUGAUUGUGGCACUCGUUCUCUGGGGAGAUUAGCCAAGCCCCCUCCCUUCCUGUUUUCCAAGCGUGUUCUGAAAACCUUCCUGUUUUGGAAGGCUUUUUUGAUAAUGGAUUGUGGUGUUUUUCUCAGAUGCCCGUUUUCAAGCUGCUGUUGCUCUCACGGCGUUAAGAGCUCUCUUGUUUUGAAACUGUACUCGCACCGUGUAGGCUUUGUAGGAAACUGCUUUGUGCAAGCUUUUUAAAGCCUUGGAAAUCUGGGCGUAAAUAAAUACCAGGGUUCUGCAGUUUCCUGCUCCACACAGCACUGCCUCCGUCCUGGCUGCGGAGCUGAGAGGUGAGAGCCAGCCUCCCCUCGCCCAUGGCUGGCUGCCAGGCACUUGACCAGAGGUUUGGGGGCAAAGUGGAGCAGAGAUCAGCCUGCCCUGGCCUUCGCUGCCUGGGGCUGCAGCCACAGUAGGGCUGGCGUCUCUAGGGUUAUUGCUCUCCUCCUGCUUCCACUCCCUAGAGCUGUUUCCCCUGCAGGAGUGACCACUCAUCCCUUCCCCCUCUGCAGAGCGCCAUUCCAACCCCUAGGCUUCCUUUCUGCUGGAGUGGUGGCUUUCUGCUUCUGCCACCUGAGCUCCUGGGCAGAAUGGACCUUUCAGCUGCAGAGGAGGACCUGUGCCACCUCUUGAAUGCUGAUGGAAGCAGGAAGGGCUACUAAAAGGGGAAGACUUCGACCACACCAUGUCUGCCAGCGACCGGAUCUGUGCUGGGCCAGCAGGCGGGGGGGGGGGGGGUUUGCAUUACAGGCUGCCAGCUGGAAGCAGCUUUGUACAUUAUUUAUUCAGGCUGCCUCCUCUGCCCAGCUGCCCUAUUAAAUUCAGAGCUUGUCACCUGCAGGAGGAAGGUUUUUCCCCUCUGCACAAGUCCUUUACUACCUCCAGUUCAUGGCCGUGUCAUCUCCCAGAGGCCGUGCCUAGGCCAAACAAACCUGUAGGAGGAACGCAAGUUAAGGUGCAAGAUUUUAGUUAGUGCUGCUUGACUUUUGAAAAAGGAAUUGACAGAAACUCAAUUAAACCUGCUAAACACAGCGUUGAAAGUUUAGAUCUGAGGUAUGUGCAAGAGUUUGCGACCCUGUAUCAAGCAGAUGUCUUAAUAAUGUGAUUUAUUACUUAUUUGGGAGCAAAAUCUAAACUGUCCAGCCAAACAUUUGGGGGGGGGGGGGAAUCGACGAAAUGUUAAAACAAGCCAUGAAAACAACAAUAUUCCACUGAUACUCAAAGUAGACCCAUUGAAAUCAAUGGACCUAAAUUAUUCACACCCAUUAAUUUCAGCAGGUCUAUACUUACUAUCACUGUAUACAACCCAUCAUAAAUCAGAAUUUUAUGACAGAUGAAUUUUGAAUACAGUGUCAGGAUGGUUGGUUUUCUGCGAGGGUGAUGUCUGCAUUAUUCCCUCCUCUGCCAAUGGAUUAAUAUCAUGGGUAUGUUCCUAUCAGCAACAUCAAACAGGAUGUACCAAUGGCCACUGACUGGGGUGCCUUUAAAAGGAGGUUUAAGAGAUUCAUGGAGGAGGAGGAGGAGGAGGAGCAGGAGCAGGGUGAUGGAGGUCUCUCAGUAGGUCUAGCUCAGCCAUCCCCAAACUGGUGCCAUCCAGCUGCUUUGGACUACAGUACAGCUCCCAUCAGCCCCUGCCAGCACAGCCAUAUGAUGUCCUUCUAGUGGUGCAGCAGUAAAACUGCUAGCACACUUGCAAAGCUAAGAAGGGUUCAGUAUGAUGGAGGAGCAUGUGUUGAGAUUCCUACAUUGCAAGAAGUUGGACUAGAUGACCGUCAGGGUUCCCUUCCAACUCUACAAUUCUAUGUGUCUUUGUGGGGGCUGAUGGGAGUCGUAGUCCAAAACAUCUGGACAGCCCCAGACUAAUGACUGCGGGCUUGCAGCAAGUUUGGUCCCUUGCUGAUGUUUGCCCACAGUGCCAUGGGAUGAGCUAGUCAAGUGAAGGUGACUGCCUGCAUGUUGAGCUAAGCCUUGACCAGUUUCUUGCACUCAGGGGUCCUAAAAGUGCCUGUUGUGGGUUGCAUGCCAAAUGCCAGGCUGUGCCAGGUUCAUUGCAUGGUGUAGUUCAUCUCAGGCUGACAAAAAACACAUUUGGAGCUGUUGUGGGUCAAAGGCAGAAGGGAAUGGACCCUGAGGGAUUUGUGGUGAUGGGGAGGAGGGGAAUGGAAAACUGAAAAUGCUUAGAGUGAGAGGUGCAAAGGAACCACCCAAAAUCUGGACCAGGUGGAAGACUGGAGCAGCUCAGCCAGCUGGGUCAGGUUGUGCCCUUCUGCAAGAGGUACCUGAGAUGCUAAUUUGGUGGGUUUCAUUUUGCUGCUGUUUGUGCUGACAGGUUGGUGGAGAGGAGCUCUGCUCUUUCCUCAGGGAGAGAGUCAUCCGGAGAUGAGAACCGUGUCUCUCUCUCGUUGUUGGACGAAGGCAGCCAAAUCAGUUCCUGGAGCGUGGGUGCAGCCAGCUGUCCAUGAGGCAUCCUGUGGAUGCCUUAUGCAAUCUCCUGUGGGUGUGUUUUGGGGGGCGCUGGGCUAAUGCCAGAGGGAGAGAGGGGAGAUCAUUCCAAGGUGGCCCAUCCCAAAGGCUUACUUAAGCAUGCUUUGGCAGGGAAAGAUGAUGAGCUGCUCUGAUGCUUUGAUUCCUGUAUUUGAGUCCUGCAGGGGGUUGGACUAGAUCAGCCUUUCUCAACCUUGGGUCCCCAGAUGUUGUAGUCCAACAACAUCUGGGGACCCAAGGUUGAUUAACACUGGAAUAGAUGAUCCAUUGGGUUUCUCCCAACUCUACAUUUCUGUGAUGCUCCUCAUGUCAUGCUCUUUCUGUAUAGUCUGAGGACAGCCCAUGCAAAUCAUCACAUGCCAGUCUUGUCCCUAGGUGGGGACUGUGUGGGUGAACUCUCCCUUUGUCUUGCUGGCUCCUGUGCUAGCAUGGGUUAACCAUAGAAUCGUAGCGUUGGAAGGGAACAUGAGGGUCAUCUGGUCCAACCCCCAGGAAACCUUUGCCCAAAGUGGGGCUUGAACCCAUGACUCUGAGAAUAAGAGUCUCGUGCUCCACCAACUGAGCUAUCUGAGAUCUUCACAUCCUUCCAGAUUUCAGGACUGUGAGCCACUUUGGACAUACACUAGCCUCUACUUAUCCUUUUGUAAGUACCUGGCGCUCAAAUAGGGACAAACAAUAUGACUCAGUUGGGUUCCUUUCCUUGCGAUGGGGCUUCAAGCGUGGCGUUGCCAGCCCUUACAUACAGGAUAAGCAUUGCUGUUAAUGUGUCCCCACCUGAUCCUGCCACUAACCCCGAUCCACCUGCCCGCUGCCUCAUGCUGCCUCCGUCAUAGAUAAAUAACAGCUUGACGGAGGCUAACAGCCCUGAGUGAGACCAUCAGAGGCCCUGUUGUGCUGAGGAAAACAACAGCCUUUUUGUGAGGGCUAAACACCCACCAUCAGUUGGGGAGUCAGUUUGCACGGUCAGAAGCAUUUCACCGGGGCCUGUGAAUAAUUUGUUUUCACCAUCUGAUUUCGCAUGCAGUCAUCAAACAUGUGCCGUCGCCAAACUUUUAAGAGGAGCAUCUGAGGCCCCUUCUUUGUGGUCUACGUUAAGAACACAAGAAGAGCUUGCUGGGCCAGGCCAAUGGCCCACCCAGUCCAACAUCCAACAUGCUGUUCUCACAGUGGCCAACCAGAUGCAACUUCUGGGAAACCUGCAAGCAGGAUUCAAGCACGAAAACACUCUCCUGCCCUGGAGUUUUCAGUGACUGGACUUCAGAAGCAUUGCUGCCUCUGACUGUGGAGACAGAGUACAGUCACCAUGGCUAGUAUCUCUUGAUAGCCCUCUCCCCUAUGAAUUUGUCGAAUCCUCUUUUAAAACCACCCAAGUUGGUGGCCAUUGCUUCCUCCCAUGGGAGCGAUUUCCACAGUUUUGCUACGCACCGUGAGGAAGAAGAAGAAGAAGAAGAGUUUGGAUUUGAUAUCCUGCCUUUCACUCCCCUUCAGGAGUCUCAAAGCGGCUAACAUUCUCCUUUCCCUUCCUCCCCCACAACAAACAUCUGUGAGGUGAGUGGGGCUGAGAGACUUCAGAGAAGUGUGACUAGCCCAAGGUCACCCAGCAGCUGCAUGUGGAGGAGCGGAGACGCGAACCCGGUUCCCCAGAUUACGAGACUACGGCUCUUAACCACUACACCACACUGGCGCUACCAGUGGUGUUCGAAAUUAGCCAGGCGCCAGGCGCAUUUUUGCGAAUGGUGCAAGUCCAAUUGCGACCACAUGGAGAUCUCUGGGUGCCAGGCUGGCAACUGGAGAAAGCAAAAUGUCACUUAGAGAAGGACCUGAGAUAUUUUCCCUGAGUGAAUUUUAUUCUGGAUUGCUUUAUUUGACGUUUUAAUGUGUCGUAAACCGCUUGGAGAUUUGUUCUUUAAAAUAUAAAUUGGUAUAGAAAUGGAAUGAAAGAAUGAAUAACAGUAAAAAUAAGAAUAAAUCCCAUUGGGGUUCCUAGACAUUCUAUUGUGGCAGUCGCAGCCUAGGUUUAAGGUGUCAUUUGGCAAUCACAUUAUAUAUCUGAGUUUCUAACGCUGACUACCAGUGAGAGCUGUUAGAUAAGUGAGUACCAGGAGGCCCUAUUCAUGUGUUACAGUUGUGUUUGUGUAGCGCAUGGCCAUGUGGGCAGUGGUGCAGGGCCAGCCUUCAGCCCCACCUCUGAGGUACCGUAUUUUUCGCUCCAUUGGACGCACCAGACCAUAGGACGCACCGGAUCAUAGGAGGGGGAGAACAGGGGAAAAGAUUUUUUUUCUUGUUCUCCCCCUCCAAAACAAGGUGCGUUCAAGGUACAUUCACCAGAGCUUGUGGGGCUGGCGGUGGGGGGAAGCGCUGCUUUCCCCCACCGCCAGCCUCAAAGAUCCCUGAAGCCUUUGGAGCGCAGCGCCCCGCUGCCCUGCAGAGGUUUGCGCGCAGCCCUCCCCAAGCUAGAGCAGCGAGACGGAGCCCUCCGUCUCGCUGUUCUGGCUUGGGAACAGCCUUGCUAGCUUCUGCAGGACAGCGGGGUGAAGGCAGCCCGCUGCCCUGCAGAGGCUUGCGCGCAGCCCUCCCUUGGAGCAGGUUUGCGCGCAGCCGUCGCCAAGGGGAGGGCUGCGCGCAAACCUCUGCAGGGCAGCGGGCUGCCUUCACCCCGCUGUCCUGCAGAAGCUAGCAAGGCUGUUCCCAAACCAGAACAGCGAGACGGAGGGCUCCGUCUCGCUGCUCUAGCUUGGGGAGGGCUGCGCGCAAACCUCUGCAGGGCAGCGGGGUGCCAUCACCCAGCUGUCAAGCAGAAGCUAGCAGCGCUGUUCCCAAGCCAGAACAGCGAGAUGGAGGGCUCCGUCUCGCUGCUCUAGCUUGGGGAGGGCUGCGCGCAAACCUCUGCAGGGCAGCGGGGUGCCUUCACCCCGCUGUCCUGCAGAAGCUAGCAAGGCUGUUCCCAAGCCAGAACAGCGAGACGGAGCGCUCCGUGGUGCUCCGUCUUCCUGUUCUGGCUUUGGGCUUAGCGGCGCAGCCUGCAUUCGCUCUAUAGGAUGCACACACAUUUCCCCUUAGUUUUUGGAAGGGGAAAUGUGCGUCCUAUAGAACGAAAAAUACGGUAAUCUUCUUGCAAUUCUUCUAGACUUUCACUCCUCAGGUAGUUGGAACCCUGCCUUGUUUCUCAUGUAACUUGCGAUAACCAGGUUGGAGCGUGCCAAAGUCCAGAUGAGGGCAAUGCCAAAACAUCAUAAAAUAGUGUUCCCCACGACUCUCCCUCAGGCUGGAUGAUAAAAACUAUGAAGGGAGUUGGGGGUGGGGAAGACUGUUGGUGAAAGCCAGGCUGUUUAUCCAGGUCUAUGUCAGAUAAGUGUUUAAGAUGGCUGAACUAACAGUUUUUUUCUUCUGUCUCUGCUCCCAUCCCCUUUGGGUUUUUUUGUUUUGUUUUUAAUAAUUAGCCUGAUGGAGAAUUCUGAGGAAUUUGAAAGUUGGCACACUGACCCACUUGAAAACAUUUCUAAACUACUUACUAUUUAAAGCCCUCUAAGCGGUAUGCAAAAAACAUGACAUGUAAACAAUAGAACAGUGUAAUAAAAACAGCAAAGUAAAAUCCACUAAAGUAGUAUUAUAAAAAACAACAACACAAGGGUUUUGUUAUGGCAGGGCCGGGUCUUGUGGGUCAGGGAAAGCCUGGGCAAAGAGAUCAUGCUUUUGUGAGACUGGUGGGUGAUGCGACAUGUCUGGUGUUGUUGAGAUGACAGUAGUAGGGACUUUGGGGGGAAGUGAUGGUGUGGUGUUAGAAUUUGUAUCUUUCAUAAAGUCAAAGGUGAGUGAAGCCUAAACUGCCCCCUUUCUUUUCAGGAUAGCUGCUUUUAAUAAGCUCAGACAAAUGCUAUGUAGGGUCCUACAGUGCAGAAUUGUUGAAGAUGGAGUUAAGGAAAAGUGCAGCUGCAAACCAUUUCAGUGAGAAAGAAAAAUGGUGGCAGUAGAGGCAACAGCAAAAGGUCAGAAUUGAGAUGUUUAGAGCAGCAAAAAGUCCUUUGCAAGACUAUUCAAAGCAACCGGAAGGCUGUGGUGAGCCCCCCUGCUCAGGAAGGAGGAGGAAAUGUUAAUGGAUGAACAAGCAGAGGGGAGCUGAGUACAGUCUUCCUCCAGUAAGUUGCCCAACCGCUUUAGGGCCAGAAUUGCUAUUCUAGACUGAUACUGAGUCUGUCAGGCAACGCCUUUGAAUGAACACUGGUCUUCAGGGCUAAGUGAACGGCAUCCUAUGGUAUUAAAGAAACUGCUGGUGUACUCUUGAGGAUCUCUGGGUCCUUUCUGAAAAGCAUGGACUGAAGACCAGCAAGUGUUGUCUUCAGAAAGGAUGAGAUGAGAAACUGGUCAAUCUGACUUCAAUAAUGGAGGGAGGGGGAGGCAGAACAGCUUAUAAAGGUGUCCUCUUGAUUAGCAAUACAGAGAUUAGGGAGAGAUAAAUGUGUCAGACUAAUAAUCUCUUUCUCUCACAAACUUUUCUUUUAAAAGAAAUCAAUUUACAGUGGUACCUCAGGUUAAGUACUUAAUUCGUUCCGGAGGUCCGUACUUAACCUGAAACUGUUCUUAACCUGAAGCACCACUUUAGCUAAUGGGGCCUCCUGCUGCUGCCGCGCUGCCGGAGCACAAUUUCUGUUCUCAUCCUGAAGCAAAGUACUUAACCCGAGGUACUAUUUCUGGGUUAGCAGAGUCUGUAACCUGAAGUGUAUGUAAUUUGAAGCGUAUGUAACCUGAGGUACCACUGUACUAGUUUAGUGGAUUGUGGGAAUGUUGUGAACAUAAGUUAUCUUGACUUCAGCCAAGAAUUUGACAAAGUCUACCAUGAUAUCUUGGUCAGCAAAUUGGCUGAAUGAUACUAGAUUGCCAAGUGGAUUCGCAGCUGGAUGCAGGGGUGGUGUGUUCUGUUUUGCCGCUUGAGGUGAAACAGGCUGUGUUGCUUUGUCUUGCAGUUCCCACCACCACCUACCUUGCUGCGCCUGCUUCUGCCACUGCCAUGUGCCCUCCUGCCAUCUGCUGGUGGUGGUGAAGCACCACCACCACCACCAGCACCCAUUUUGAAAAGAUCAAAUUGAUUUGGGGUGAAAUCUCACCCCAAACGAAUGCGAUCUUGCCCGGUAUUGGCACUGAUGGUGGCAGUGCUUCUCCACCGUUGGUGGAGGUAAUGGAGAACCCAUGGGUGUGUUGUAUGGGGGGCUUCUGCCACCUGAAGCAGUGGCCUCAUGCUGCCUAAUGAUUGGGCUGGCUCUGGAUGGAUGGAAAAUAGUCCUCUGGGAGUGCUCAUUAGUGGUUCCUCACCCAACCAGAGGGAGGUUAGGAUGGGGGGGGGGCAGGUGCUGGGCUCUGUCUUGAGUCAGGAACUGCUUGUGCACUUCCUGUGAGGACACUUGGUUAGCUACUGUGAGAACAGGAUACUGAGCUGGACAGAACCCCCAUAACAGACUCUCCUUAUGUUCAGUACUCUGUCAUUGUGUUAGAUGAAUGGGUAGAGGGAAUCUUUAUGAGAUUUGUGGAUGACCCAAAAUUGAGAGGAGAAACUAACCUCUAAGAAGGUGGGAACACAAUGGAAAUCGACCUUGUUGGAAUAGAAAAGCUGGGCUGAAAUCAACAAAACGCAUCAACAGAGAUGAAUUCAAACUUCUGUGCUGGGGUGAGGAGCUCAAAUCUGCACAAGGAUGGGGGAUACCUGGCUUGAGAAUCUUGGGAUUGCUGUCAGUCAUAAGUUGUGUAUGAGCUGGCAGUGUGAUGCCACUGCAAAAAAAACAGAGGCUAACGAGGUUUUAGGUAAAGGUAAAGGGACCUCUGACCGUUAGGUCCAGUCGCGGACAACUCUGGGGUUGCGGCGCUCAUCUCACUUUACUGGCCAAGGGAGCCGGUGUACAUGUGGCCAGCAUGACUAAGCCGCUUCUGACGAACCAGAGCAGCGCACGGAAACACUGUUUACCUUCCCACUGGAGUGGUACCUAUUUAUCUACUUGCACUUCGAUGUGCUCUCGAAAUGCUAGGUUGGCAGGAGCAGGGACUGAGCAACGGGAGCUCACCCUGUUGCAGGGAUUUGAACCGCCGACCUUCUGAUCAGCAAGCCCUAGGCUCUGUGGUUUAGACAGUGCUGUUUUAGGCUUCAUUAAAAGACCACAUUUCCAUGUCAGAGGAAGUAAUAGUUGUGUUUCAGUUUGUGCAAAUUAAAAUGUAAUGCCCCAAUCUAGCCUCUGCAGAUGCAUCCACAGCUGGAUGGGGGGUGGGGGCCUUAAUGGGGCUGCUUCUCUCUCAUUCCCAACUGGCCUUGGGCCAGGAUAUCUGAAGGGCCACCUCCUCUUGCAUUCCAUUUAUUCAUCUUCUCCUUCCUUCAAAGUGUUUACAUCUAUCUCAUCAGCCGGAAGAGGGUAAGAGGCUGUUCUUACUUAAGCAGAGGGAAGAGCCUUGUUCUGGCUGAAGCAGGGGAAUUUCCCUUUUGUAGGUGCUGAGGCCCGAAAGCCAUCCUAGGACUUGGUGCUGUGAAGCUGCUGCUUUCCAGCAUGGCAGGACAGGGAGAUGGAGGUGUCUCAGUCCAGAGACAGACCCAUUGAGGGAGAAGCACACAGACAUGUGUCCUCGGUAGCAUAGGCUGAGCAACUGCUUGAAACGGCACUUGGUCCCAUUGAAAUGAAUGGGAACUGCAUUAGGACACUUUGCAAUGGGGCAGGAGAGUUUUUCAGUGUGACCAGCAGUGCAGUUCGGAUUCCCUGUCUCAGGCACCACAUGCAAUUGCAAUCGGAAUUAUUCAACCCCCAUUGCAAAACAGGUUUAUUAUCAAAUUUUUCAGUCUUUCAGCUGUUUGCAAUGAACAAAUCACACAAAAGCAAUGGAAAUAGCUCCACACAACAGAUGCUUCAAGCAGUUUUCCCAGAUUCAGCUGAAAAUGCAACUCCGAGUGAGACUGGAGUAUAAGUUGCAUUUUCAGCUGAAUUUCACCUGAUUUGCAAUGGGGGUUGAAUAAUUUUGAUUGCAGCUAUAGUAUGGAACUGACACAAACCAUAUUGCUGUUAGCAUAAAUAUAAAAUGUGGAUUCAUAUAUUGGACUAUACGGAGAUGGCGAAAUUGAUGGCAAAAAUAAGAGACCAAAAGGACGAAAUUGUUUGUGGAAGUGUCAAGAACCCUUUUAUGUGAGAAAAUAUUACAGUCAAAUGAAAUCACAGGCAGGUCUGGAAAUAUAAGCAAAGGAACGAGAAUGAUAAAGGAAUGUAAUGUGAAAUAUAUGUUGUAGAAAUAAGUAUUAUUUUUAAGGUAGUAGAUAAAAGGAUUUGAACAGAAACAUCAUGGAAGUAAGGAAGGGAACUUGGGAAGUCAAAAGGCUAAGGGAAUAUUGCAUGGAAACUGAAUUGAAUUUGUUAAAUUGUAUGCAAAUCAAUAAGAACUUAUGACAAAAAGUAGUCAAUCCGCAGGAUCCCACCAGCCUACUUUUAGAAGGGCGGAAGGUGGAGGGGGAAGAGCGACUUGGGAGUUUUCCUCUCCCCCCCUCGCAGUUUGAAUUCUCACUCAGCAAAAUCUCUCCCUGGAGCCAGGAUCAUACACCCAAUGCAGAAGGGGAAAUGUGUCUGCUUCCAGUGACUUGGUGACAAAUCCUUUGAAGAAACAUAAUUCCUUUAUCGGAAACCUUCCCAUUGCGGAAUUGAUUUGCAAAUCCACUCCUUGGGAUAAGGAAGCAGAGGGGAGGUGGACCCAGUAAACCCAGCCAGUGGCUGGUCCCCAGCCUCCUCCUGGGAGCAGAUGAUACAAGGUCACACCUCACACUCCUAUGUGCAAGCGCCAACAUUUAACAGGAACAAAAAGAUUAAACUUGGGAGGCCUUAAGGCUCAGCCAAACUGCAGUUCCUUACAACCUUGAGAGCCAAUUCCCGUACCACAAUGUGACUUAUCUUGCAGCCCUCCUCCCUACAGAUGCAGAGAGAGGGAGAGACAUGCCCCACUCAGAGCAAUGAUACACUGUUGUCUCCUGUAACCAAGACCAGGAACUCCGAAUUCCAGCCUCAAGGCUGAUUCACAUAGUUGUGUUGGUUGUUUAUUUCCUCUCACAAGAACUGUUGUCUUUGGCAGCCAGGCCGUGGUUGGAAUAACUUCAGCAAACAUGUCUUUUGUGAGGGUCUGCAUUUGGCUAAGUUCCAGGCAUGAGAGAAGCCCCAAGAAACAAAACUAGAGGGGCAUAGGAUCUUGGGGGCUUCUCAUUGUUCUAACAUGCUAUUUUUUUAAAGGUACCAUUAGCUUCUUUUUGUCUUGAGGGGGGGGAAGGAACAUUCUUUUUUUUUUUAAUUUUCUGAUUGAGCACUGCAUAUGAACAUAAUGAGAGCAUACUGGAGCAGGCCAUUGGCCCUUCUAGUCCAGUGUCCUAUUCUCACAGUGGCCAACUACCUGUGGGGGAAACCUGCAAGCAGGAUUCAAGCAGAAGAGCACUCUCCUGUGGUUUCUAGCAAGUUGUUCACAGGCAUACAGCCUCCAACUAUGGAGGUAGAGCAUAGCCAUUAUGGCUAGUAAGCCACUGAUAGCCUAAUCCUCCCCCAUGAAUUUGUCUAACCCUCUUUUAAAAAGGUAAAGGGACCCCUGACCAUUAGGUCCAGUUGUGACCGACUCUGGGGUUGCAGCGCUCAUCUCGCUUUAUUGGCCGAGGGAGCCAGCGUACAGCUUCCGGGUCAUGUGGCCAGCAUGACUAAGCCGCUUCUGGCGAACCAGAGCAGCGCACGGAAACGCCAUUUACCUUCCCGCUGGAGCGCUACCUAUUUAUCUACUUGCAUUUUGACGUGCUUUUGAACUGCUAGGUUGGCAGGAGCAGGGACCGAGCAACGGGAGCUCACCCCGUCACGGGAAUUCGAACCGCCGACCUUCUGAUCGACAAGUCCUAGGCUCAGUGGUUUAACCCACAGCGCCACCCUCUUCCCUUUUAAAGCCCUCCAAAUUGGUGGCCAUCACUGCCUUUUAUGGGAGCGAGUGCCAUAGUCUAACUAUGUGCUGUGUGGGGAAAGUCCAUUCUUUUACCCGUCCUGAAUCUUCCAGCAUUCGUGUAGAGCUUUAGAUCAGUUGGUAGAGCAUGAGAUUCUAAAUCUCAGGGUUGUGGGCUUGAGCCCCAUGUUGGGCAAAAAGAUUCCUGCAUUGUAGGGAAUCGGACGAGAUGGCUCUCGUUGUCCCUUCCAACUUGAUGAUUCUAUGAGUUCUAGUGUUAUGAGAGAGGGAAAACAACAUUUCUCUGUCCGCUUUCUCCAUGACAUGCAUCAUUUUAUAAAUUUCUCCCAUGUCACCUCUUACUCACCUCGUCUCCAAACUAAGAAGUCCCAAACUCUGUGACUCUUCCUCAUAAGGGAGUUGCGCAAUCCCUUUGAUCAUUCAGAUUGCCUUUUCCCAAAAGAAUUGUAAAUGAAGUCUACAUAAAAUGACAAAACCUUUAUGAGAGGAAGCAAGAGAACCAGCUGAGGCUUUCUCCUCCUUCUCUGCUAGACCUCUGUCUGGCACCAUUAACCUCUGCAUCUCCUUCCAUCUGGCUUCUGCCUCUUAGCUGUUUUCAGUGGUGGUCAAUGUCCCCGGUCUAAUGGCCAUAUCUCCUCAUGACAUGCUGUAAUAAAACUUCAGGUGUGUUCACACAGCUGAAGGCAGCACCAGCAAUGGGUGACACAUGAAAAAGUUUGGGGCUGGCAGGUUAGGAGAGGAGCUGCCAGCCUCCCAGGUUGUCUUCUCUGUUGUCCAUCUGCACAGAAGGUUAAAAAAAAGGACAUUUCCGCAGAGCUUCAGUCCCUUCUGGAUGUUUGGAGAAGACCAAAAGGUCACCCACACCGAGGCAGCACCAUGAGAGAUACAGGCAUUCUAUUCUGGUGGGCUACUUUGGACUAGACCUGCAAGUAGCUUCCCAGGGUCUUGGGCAGAAACCUUAUCUCUUCCCUACUCCACAGCUCUGCAUAGUUCAUGAUCUCUUGUCUUCUGAGUCAGGGAUCCUCUGAAAUAAAGCUGAAAUAAAGCAGUCUGAGUGCAAAGCAGCUUUGAAGGAUGAGGCUGCUUCUACACUGGCCACACUUCCGUUCUCUCAUUUUUCCAGGGCAUCUGCACAACACUGAGCAAAAUAUUCCUUUCCUGUUUUCCUUCGGCAGCUUCAUUCCACCUUUAUGAUGUGCUUAUUUAGGCAGCUUAUGUGGCAAGUAACUAGUACACCGAAUGAAUGACACUACUCAUAAUAACUAUUUGCUUUUCUUUGCAGACUUGUCUUUUAGUGGGAUGCCGCCCGGCUACGCCUAUGACGUGGACAGGGCCGAAGAGCAGCGUCGUCACCAUGACAUGAUGCCCUACAUCGACGACUCGCCCUCCUCCUCUCCCCAUCUCAGCUCCAAGAGCCGAGGCAGCCGUGACACCAUUUCCUCGGGGUCUCUGGAAUCCACAAAAUCAGUAAGCCUCCUUUUGACUCUUGGAGCGGACUGUAGGAGCAAACCCAUUCAGGUUCUCUCAUUUGCACAAUUUAUGUUGUAGUGGUUUUUCUCCCCUAUUUCGUACAAACUAUUGUUUUGUCAGUUGGAAGUGUGUGUCUGCACACCACCUGGCCAAAGUAAAGGUAAAGGGACCCCUGACCAUUAGGUCCAGUCGUGGCCAACUCUGGGGUUGCGGCGCUCAUCUCGCUUUAUUGGCCGAGGGAGCCGGCGUACAGCUUCCGGGUCAUGUGGCCAGCAUAACUAAGCCGCUUCUGGAGAACCAGAGCAGUGCACGGAAACGCCGUUUACCUUCCCUAUUUGUCUACUUGCACUGGUGUGCUUUCGAACUGCUAGGUUGGCAAGAGCUGGGACCAAACAACAGGAGCUCACCCCGUCACGGGGAUUUGAACCGCCGACCUUCAGAUGGGCAAGUCCUAGGCUCUGUUGUUUAAGUCCUAGGCUCUGUGGUUUACUGGACCCCAACUUCAGUUGCCCUCUCUGGCCCAUGAGAGAUCUCCGCAGACGUUGUGUUCAGGUUUAUUGUCAUAGAGAUACGGAAGGGAUUGUGGCUUGCUUACGUUCUCAAAUGAAAGCUGCAGUUGUCAGGAAGGGUGAGUCCUUUGCCCCACCUAUUUGCCACAUGUGGACUAUCACAUCCAGGCAGGUCUGGCUGCCUUCUUUCUUCCUGCCCCCUGAGAUCUGACCCGUGAUGCUCAGCCCUUGGCCUCUUCUGGGUCGGCCUGCAAGUCUACAUGUACAUGCUCUGACCUCCCCAGAAGCCAACUCUGCCCUUUGCCUGCCAAGCUGCCAGUUAAGAUCAUCUUUCCAGCGGAGGGGUUAAACUAAGCUGAAAUUAACUCCUUGGUAGUUCAGGGAUCCUGCUGUGUGUACAUCAAUCGUCAGUACAUGAAUCAUCCAGUAUAUGACAGAAGCUUUCUCAUUUUAUAUAUAAUGGAUGGUGAACCUGGGCCGUGCAGGCGUUGCUGGACUACAACUCCCAGCAGCCUCAGCCAGCCUGGCCAGUGAACAGGGCCAGAUCUGAAGGGCCACAGAAUCACCAUUCCUAAUGUAUAAAAUGACACUAUUGUCCCUGGGGUGUGCACUGCCUUUCAAGAGUUUGCUCUCGAAAUACUGUAUUUUUCGCUCUAUAAGACGCACCAGACCACAAGACGCACCUAGUUUUUGCAGGAGGAAAACAAGAAAAAAAAUAUUCUGCAUCUCAGAAGCUGGAACAGCAAGAGGGAUCGCUGCGCAGUGAAAGCAUAGUUCCCUUUACUUUUUAGGAGGGAAAAAGUGAGUCUUAUAGAGCAAAAAAUACGGUAAAUAAAGGGUUUGUAUUUGCCAUAAGAUUGUGGGGAAGGAGCAAGGCAGUACUGUACAAGGACGUGAACAGUCUCUCUCCCCCUGCUUUUUUCCCACUGCAGAGAGCUUUUGGCAUCUUUUGCACGUGCUUUUAAUUCCCAGAGCCACCCGCUGUCACUCAUCCUUUUUUUGUGGUUCCUUUUACGAUUCCUCAGCCGUAGCAGCUGGAGCAAGAAGCAAGGCCUUUUAAUUUCCCCAGAGUCUGCUUCCGCAGGAGGGGGCAAGGGGAGAAUGCAGCGUGCCUGGUUGCUAGCAUCAAUGUCUGCUUUCCCCAGCCUGGUGCCCUCCAGAUAUUUUGGGCUAGCACCAGCAUCCAAUGGGCCUUGCUGGCUAGGGCUGAUGGGAGAUGUAGCCCAAAGUGUUUGGAGGGCAUCAGCUUGGGGAAGGCUGCUCUAAAGUCACAUGCCUCUGCACUGAGGCAGUGGUUGUAGCUUCUGAUUGUGCCACCGGGGCUGAUUUCUAGAAUCAAAGUUGUGCCGGGAGCUGGCCCUUCCUCCUGGCCAGCGGCUGUGUGAGAAGCUCUUUGCUCUUCCGAGGAGCUUUUACGUGCAGCUCUGACAUAAUAUCCUGGCUGGUAGAGAUCAGAAAGGUGGCCUUGCCUAGUCAGCAGCUGGUUGGAACAUCCUAUCAGGGGUAGGAUCAAAGGGUGGCCAAACUGGUUUGAGAAAUACUUUCUCUUCUGGCCUUGGGCAGUUUGGCACUGAGGAGCAGAGAGUGCCUGUGGCACUUCCCCAAAAAGCUUUAACUCUUUGCUGAUAGGGGAGGGAAAUACUGCAUCCGUCUGGUGAUGUUGUUUUGACCCCAACUUUUUUCUUUUAAGAAGUCUUUUCCCUGAAGUGUGACCCAGUCAAUUUAUGGUAUGAUAACUGCAAAGCUGUAGGAAUGGAGUUUUUGCUUUUUGUUUGUUCAGUCUGUCUUUGUAGUUUUAUCUUUUUUCUUCUUCUCUCAUUGUAUACACUGCUUUGGUAGCUCCUGGCUAGGAAGUGGUGUAUAAAUCUGCGUUAUUAUGUAUCAUCAUCAUCAUCAUCUUCAAUGGAGAGAAGUAUUGGAGGCACUUGUGGCCCAGCCUGGCUACUCCUCAGGAAUCCCAGUUUAUUAAGAAAAGCUCAAUUUAUCUAUGAUAUCUCAUUCAAAAUGCUCAAGGCAGCACCAUAAAGUACCAUAGGGCAGGAGUGGUCAACAUGGUGCCGUCCAGAUUGUAGAGUUGGAAGGGACCCUGAGGAUCAAUUAAUGCAACCCCCUGCAAUUCAGGAAUAUGCAGCCAUCCCAUAUGGGGAUCGAGCUUGCAACCUUGGCAUUAUCAGCACCAUGCUCUAACCAAUGAGCUGUCUAGGCAUUUGAUGUUAUUGAACUCAUAGGACUGUUGGCCAACCUGACCACUGUGGCUGAUAUUGGGAGUCCAAUAUCUGGAGGACACCACCACCAUGUUGCUGGCUAUCCAUAACAUGACAAUAAAUAUACAAGUAAUGACAGGGCAGCUAUGAAGGCAGUUUUUUGUGCCCUCUGGGGCAGCUCUCUGGCCUGGUUUAGGCCUGCCUAUGGUGAGAGCCCCUGGAUUGUUCUGCAGCCUCUCUGAUGUAGUGGGCUUGGCGUCAGCUGUGGCUUGGGGAAUGAAUGCCUCUUCCCUUACAAGCAGUCCUCCCAGCAAUGGCCAGAAGGAAAGGGAAAUAAUUUUUUGGGGUGGGCAAUGGGUAGGCUGGGAUUGUGGUCCACGGCAAGCCUCCAGAGGCCCGCUCUGGCUACAUCCAUCUCCUCCUUCCAGGCUCCUUUCUGCUCCAGAUCAGGGUCUUGGCUCCUGUGGUGCAUGGCCUGGGAGGGGGCAGGGAGUGCCCAGCCAGUGCUUCGUCAAGCAAUGCCCAAGGUCCUUGGCGUUGUCCUUGGCAUCCCCCACCUUGCCUUUGCUUGACUCCCAAGAUCACCUGCUUGAGGCUGGUGUUGGCUUUCCCCCUCGCUCUCCCUCUCCUCCUCCUCCUCCUCUUCCUCCUGCUUGUUCUCUGCUGUUUUAAUGGCUUUGCCUGAAUGUACAAGCCCUUCCUGAGCAGAGGUUGGCAUGAACACCAUUGGGUGGUUAUAAAUAAAUGUUGGCUUCUCUCCCUGCUCCUCCACCUCUCUCCACAUGAAGCACAGCCGGCUGGUUCUGCAGAAAACAUUCCCUGUUCAGCACCACUCAAGCAGUGAAACCUUCUCCAGCAGCUUAUUAAACAGAAGCCCCGGAAGAUAAUGUACGUUAUAAGGAUCCUAAUUAAUAUCUCUCUGUCUCUCUCCGCUCUUCAUCCCCCGUUGGCCUCUCUGUGUCUCCCCCACCCCCUCUUCCUUUUUUUACUGGAAGUCUCUGCUCUGAAAAUGUUCAUUGUGCUGCUUCCCACAAAGUCAUGGGAAGAUACUUGUUCUUUACAGCUCCCUCUUUAACACACCCACUGGAAAACAACAUUUCCCUUGCUGGAGGCAGGUGCCAGUGGGGCCCGCUAUGCAGCAUUGCUCAUUCAUUGUGUUUCCAGACCUUAAUUCCGUACUCUCGCAUUGUUAUUAAUUGAAGCGAAACAGGGGAAGGGCCUCAAGCCAUUUCAAAACAGGUUCCAGGAUGGAGCUGACCCUCUCUGAUCUUUGCUUUUCACGGAAUCCACAGCCUGCCACAACUGAAUACACUCUGCAGCAGUAUCCUGGUUCCUUCCCUGUGGCAUAGUGGGGCAGGAACUGGGCGGGGGGCGGGGAGCACAACGCCUGGACUUUCCAGAUCAGGAGCAAUUACAUCACCUUCUGGGUAACUGAUGGACCCUCCUUGUUCUUUCAAAGUGAAGGAAGUGAUGAUGAGACUUUCAGAGAAUGAGGACAGUAAUCAGCUAGAUAGAGGCUGGAUGUUUCUCUCCCUUGUGUCAGCAGCCUAAAUGAUAACAGUUGUGGUGCUCAUUUACGGCUUGCAGGCUUCCUGCAGGUAUAAAGCUGGCCACUGUGAGAACAAGGAUGUUGGACUAGAUGAGCCAUUGGCCUGAUCUACUAGGCUUGUCUUACGUUCUUACGUUCUAGUUCCUUGCAUUUUUAGAAGCCGCGUUUCAGCUGGCUGAAGAACACUUGUUAAAAUCUCUCUGUUUUGCCAGCUGAACCUAGAGUGUAGGGGAGGCCCACAGAGAUCACUCCCCAGAAACUAUGCAGAGGAUUGUAGUCAUGGCUGAUGCAUAGCUAGGCCUCCCCAGUCAAAUUCCAGCUUGUUAACUAUAAUCACCGCACUUUGCCAGUUCAUUCAUCAAUGACUUUCAGUUGAUCCAAUUAAAUUUUUGCAUGCAUGCAUCUAUUACUCUAUGAAUCUUCUUUCAGGGGUGCUUGGGAGGGGGCUGUCAUGAGGGGCUCCUGCACUUGAAACUUCACUACAACACUGCUGGCUUCCUUGCAAAAGUACUGUAUUUUUCGCUCUAUAAGACACACCAGACCACAAGACGCACCUAGUUUUUGGAGGAGGAAAACAAGGAAAAAAAUAUUCUGAAUCUCAGAAGCCAGAACAACAAGAGGGAUCGCUGCGCAGUGAAAGCAGCGAUCCCUCUUGCUGUUCUGGCUUUUGGGAUAGCUGUGCAGCCUGCAUCCGCUCCAUAAGACGCACACACAUUUCCCCUUACUUUUUAGGAGGGAAAAAGUGAAUCUUAUAGAGCAAAAAAUACGGUAUUUUGGUAGACAAGCAGAAAAACUUGGGCCACCGGCAUUUACAAACCCUUGACACCCAGGCUUCUUUAACCACUCAGAUGAUUUACAAAUUUAAUAAUUUUGUCGGAGGAACAGCUCCCACCUAUCUCUAAAAUGUCUUCCCUGCUCUGUUUCCAACCACAGUUCAAAGUGUGAGACGUUUACCAUGAGAACCCCAGUCGGUCAACAGUGCUGGGAGAUGCAGUUCAGCUAGCAUUUUCAAAACUGCUGUCUUGCUUUGUAAUUUGUUGUUAUUAUCUUGUGAGAUCUGUUGUAUAGACAGCCCUGAUAUUUAUACUGAAGGGCAGCACAGCAAUUUUUUUUGAAGUGAAAAAUAAGCAAGCACACUGGCUUGAAGUUCUUGGCUGGACAACUCCUGCCUCUGCUAAGGAGGGAUUGGUAUGACGGGGCUCACCAUGGAGAUUAGUAAUCAUAAGAGGGAAGGUGGGGGCAAAGGUAAGAGCAGUGAGAAAAGGGGUGGAGCUGCACAAAAGAGAGCAUGUGAGCAACUGGCGACCACUGCAGUGCCAGUUUAGCAGCUUCCGUAAAACUGCUGAUAGAUUUUCAUCUGUGACUUCACUCCAAGCACGUGAAAGAACCAAGCAACUGCCUGCAAUGUGUGGACUGCGCUGUUGAUGUUGAGCUGAUGACCACCUUUGUGCAAAACUGAGAACAAAUUGCUCCUUGAACCCCAAGGGCUGAGUGUGCUGGUACAAAGAGCAUCCGGGCCUCCGAGAUGUUUGGGGCUGCUUUAGAGAUCCUAGGAUGUGCCUGUCAGCUGGAGGACUUGAGUGCUCUUUGCACAGCAGCAGUGCCCAGUGGGGAUAUGGUGCUGUUCCUUGCAAAUGGGCAGCAAGCACCAAAGAGCUGUAGAAUGGCUAAGCUGCUAGCAAAUAAACCUUUUACGCUGCCGGUUUGUAUCUCAUACUUCUUCCCCAUUCCCACCCCCAAUUUCUGAUUUUUUCACAAUAUCUGAGUGAUAGUGGGUUUGUCUGUCUCAGAACUGUACUCCAGGUAUGCAGCACUGGAGUCUGCGAACUCAAAAUCAAGGUGUGAAAGCCUGCUUCCUUUCACUACCUCCCCUUCACACUUUAUGUAUCUCCUGUUUUGGGGUAUGCUUGGUGCUCCCUGCCUAGCAAACAACCUUUUUUUGCCUGCAUGCCACUGUUUUAGUGCAGGCAAGUUUCCCUGCAGCACCCCUGUCAUAAUGAGAUUUAUGAGUCUUUGAGGCAUCACAGCUAGGGUUGGAUGGAUCUGCCUAUUUUCAUUCCGAGUUAAUUUCGCUGAGGCUCGUUCAUAAGUCCCUGCUAUUUUCUGCAUUUAAAAGGAAGUGUGAAAAUGUGUAGCUAAAUGCAUAUUUUGUCACAAUGUAUUUCACCUCUGUGCAUGCAUUUCUAAACACUGCGUGCAUUUUAAUAUGUCAUUUGAACCGGGAAAUGUGAAAUGCAAAGGGAUAAGUACGUGUUCUGGUAUGCGCCUUGGUAUUGGAGGUGGGAAUUGAGUCAUUUCACUUAAAAUGCAGACUUAACAAAAAUUCUCCCUUAAUCCCCAAUUCCACAUCCAGCUUAGAGAGCUGCCUUCUGCACUGCCUUACCAUUGUUUUUCUUGCGUCUUUCCUUUCUCUAGAGUGAGCCAGACUUGGAGAAGGGCUUGGAGAUGAGGAAAUGGGUCCUGUCUGGAAUCCUGGCUAGUGAGGAAACCUACUUAGGCCACCUUGAAGCUCUGUUGCUGGUAAGAACACCCAGGAACAUGUGGAUGGGGAGGUGUGGGUUUUAUUUCCAGAACUGGCCGAAGACACUGUGAACUUGCGGUGGAAUAGCCAAAAGGGAUUUCCCUUGUCCUAACUGACUGGGAAGCUCUCCAGUUCAGCCCCCCUUCAUUAAAAGUAAUGGGAGCUGCGCAAGAGCAUUGUCAGGCUUUUGUAAGCUAUUUCUAUUCAUUUCAAUGGGACUUCAGCAGGAGAAUCCCCCAGUAGACUGUGCUUGGUGGUUGUGAGCAGAGGGUUCCUGAAUGGCCAGCAUGUCUUACGCUUCAUGGGAGAACGGAAUAGGUAAAGGUAAAGGGACCCCUGACCAUUAGGUCCAGUCGUGACCGACUCUGGGGUUGCAGCGCUCAUCUCGCUUUAUUGGCCAAGGGAGCCGGCGUACAGCUUCCGGGUCAUGUGGCCAGCAUGACUAAGCCACUUCUGGCAAACCAGAGCAGCGCACGGAAACGCUGUUUACCUUCCCACCGGAGUGGUACCUAUUUAUCUACUUGCACUGGUGUGCUUUCGAACUGCUAGGUUGGCAGGAGAACGGAAUAGGAUUGGACUUUUUCAUAAAGAUCUGGAACAGCCUUCCUCAACCUGGAGAUGUUUUGGAUUUUAACACCCCUCACUUCCAACCAGCAUGGCUGUGUUGUAGUCCAAAAUAUUUGGAGACCAGGUUGAGCAAGGCUGAUUUGGAGCAUGUCCAAAUGGGGACAUUCCGGCGCAAUCAGACAGGAAGCCCAGCCAUUCCGGCUGGUGGAUGCCUUUGUUUUUUCACCUGCAUGAAGGGUGGUCUCUGUUUUCCAGCCCAUGAAGCCUCUGAAAGCUGCUGCCACCACCUCACAGCCUGUGCUGACCAGUCAGCAGAUCGAAACCAUCUUCUUCAAAGUGCCUGAGCUCUACGAGAUCCACAAGGACUUCUAUGACGGGCUCUUCCCACGGGUGCAGCAGUGGAGCCACCAACAGAGGGUGGGGGACCUCUUCCAGAAGCUGGUGAGCCAAAGCCUGGGCUUCUUUCAUAGCUGCUUUGCUGAUGCUCUUGUGACCUGUGGAGCCCCUGCUCUCUCCCAGGUGUUGCCCCUCUGCUUUCCCCUCCAGCUGUGUUGUGGUUUGCGCACAUUGGGGGAAGGUGGUGUCUAAGGUGGCAGAUAGGAGCAACCAUGAGUGAGAAGCAGCUGUGUGGGAUGGAAGGCCUGCAGGCUGGCAAGUUAGGGGUUGCACAGCCCUCUGGCUGGACUUGGUUUUGCUUUGUCAGGACUCCAGCAACUCCUGGCAGAUGCCUUUGUGACCUUCAUCAUGGCCUGGAGCAUGUUUGUGUGCGUGUGUUUGCACACCUUGAGCUUUCUGGUUCAUUUUUCAACCUAACAAUUAAGUGUUUAGGCCAGAGAUAAAAGCAGCUUUCCUUAGCCUGGUGUCCUUCAAGUAAACUGAACUCCAAAGGGACAGGACUGCAGCUCAGUGACAAGAGCAUCUGCUUAGCACAUAGAAGGUAUCAGGUUCAAUGUUGAAUAGCAUCUCCUGAUGAAGCUGGGGAAAGGCUCACUGCCUGAAAGCAUAGAGAGCUAGUCAGUGUGGACCACACCAUACCAGGUGGAUCAGUGGUCUCAUUCUGUAUGGCAACGUCCUGUUCUCAUCAGCCCCAGCCAACACAGUUGUAUGACACUGAGGCUCAUGGGAAUUAGGAGCCCAUGUACUUCCCACUGUCAGUUUCCUGUGGAAUAUGAUGUUGGGUCCCUUCUUGGGCUUUACAAUAGCCCCUGAGAAACCCACAGGAAUGCAUUUUUCUUGCUGUAUCUACAUGGGACAAAGGUGAAAUGGUUCCCCCAUUGUCCUGUUGUAGCUCUGCCAUUUUGUUGACUGGAACUGGGAGCAAAUGCUGAGCGUUCAGAUACCAGCAUUGUGUCCGUCUUGCCGUCCCCACGUCCUUGUGCCUUGGGCGUAGUGAGCUGCCCUGCACCAUCUCCCAGCAGCUGGGCUUUCUUUUCCAUGUUGCCUGCAUAUAAUUUGGGCUGUGGUCAAUUGACGAAGGGAGAGGCACACAGCAGGGACCCUCCCCACUUCCCUCCCUCCCCAGGACCAGCUUUUGUUUUUGAUCCUGUUGGACCCAAAGCCUUUGCAGCAGUCCUGCCUUGGGGAGUUGCCAAGCCCACUUUGAAGUGAGAGGAGAGGGAGAAACGAGGUUCAUAUGUUUGCAAAGGGAAGCAAGGGCACUGUCUGUCUCUCCUUUCCCUGGGAGCUGCCAGGUUCUUCCCCCACCCCUCCCCCUGCUUCCCUCCCCCUCCCCCAGCUCUCUUUCUCUCUCCAUCUGCACUCCUCCUUCCGGCUUUGAUCUAGCCUUGCUGUUCUGCCUUCUCAGCCGCAGACUGUGGGGUAGACAUAUUUUCCCCUUGGAUAUCCUGAGCGUUCCUGACCUUGGCCAAAUACCUCUUGGGGGGCAGCACUGUGGAAGAGCUCUUUCCCCAGCCAGUAAGCCCCAGGGCUGCCUCCUUUGUUGCUGUCACACCUCUUCUCUGGCUGUGGAAGAGAGCACUUGGGCCCCCUCUUCCAGUUUGUUCUCUUUUAAAGAAAGGAAAUGUCGCAUUCUUGAGGUACAUCUGGUUCUUCAGACCAGAGGAGAAAUUCUGUCUUGCGUAGAAAUGGUGAGCGCAACUCAGUAGGGUCAUCCAAGUACUACCAUGUGUCGGCACACCAGUUGUCUGCAUGGGGAAUGGGAGACUGGGCCUGGCUUGCACUGCCAUCCACUCCAAGAAACAGGGACCAGGCAGGAGGAGCAAGGCUUUGUUGGCCACAACUAGUGUGCAAAACAUAAGGAUAUCAGAAGAACCCUGCAGUUAGAUAAGGCCAAAGACUCAUCAAUGUUCUGUUCUCACAGAGGCCAACCAGAUGCCAUAAAAGCAGGAGCUGAGUGCAGCAGCGACACUUGUGCUGCUCAGCAACUGGUUUUCAGAGGUGUACUGCCCCUGACACUGGAGGGUCGUCUACAGCCAUCCUGAUAAGUAGCAAUUGUUAGUCUAAUCCUUCGUGAAUUCAUCUAAUCUCCCUUCAGAGCUGUCUACAUUCAUGAACAUUACUACCCAUAGGGCAGUGGAAGAGAAGAUGAGCCAUCAUUGUCUUCUCGCUGUGUGUGUCUUUAACAUGAAUUACAAUCCCCAAAUACAAUCAGGGAGCUGAACACCAAAAACCAAAGUGAACGUUCAUUUUCUUCCUGGCCCAGAACAGAAGCUGAGGACUUGAAUUUGUGGAGUGAGAGCUGCUCCAGGCUGGGUUUAUUUUUCGCAACAUGCCAUUGACACAAUAGCAGUGCAUUGGUGAAGGAUGUAUACUGGGCUGUCCCCACAUCAUUCUGUUUUAGUAGUUCUGCAAUGUUCCCCAUGUGUUACUGAACUAUUGUCGUCUGGAGGGGCGUACGAUAGCGCAAUAAAAGUGGAAUGAAAAAUAAACCAGAACAUUUGUGGCAUAAAAAGCUGCAGGAUUUUGGAUUGAAGUUGCUGAGCAUGCACUGUUUGGAAAUGAAGCAAUAUGUCUGCCUAGAACCAUUGCAGAGGUGCAAGCAGUAUUGAAAGCGGGAUUGCUUAUAACUACCCCAAUACCUUCAUGGGCACAAACAAUCAGUGCUUGCUAGCUCAGUUGUUAGAGCACGAGACACUCGAUCUCAGGGUAGUUGGUUGGAGCCCCACAUUGGGCAAAAAGAGUCCUGUUUCACAAGUGGUUGGAUUAGAUGAUCCUUGUGGUCCCUUCCAACUCUAUGAUUCUAUGAAUGCCCAGUGAAAAGGAUGCUUGGAGGUACCCUGGAUGAAAAGCUGGACGAUGAGCUCCUUCUCCCCCAGUGGAGCACAAAUGACAUUAGUCACUUUGCUUUCCUGUGCCUUCUCCGUGGAUGUUUGCUCUUUGCACUGUGAAUUCUCCACACUGGGCAGCAAGCGCAGAGUUUACAUUUACUUGAGAGUUCAGACAUGCUUCGGAUUCGCCCAGCCUUUUCCUGAGAAGGCAUGAACUAUGGCUGCUAUUUACAAGUCAGCAAACGAGAUCAGUGCUAAGUCCCAGUGAUUAAGAGGGGCUUAUUCCAAGGCUUCUGGGUCUGCUGCUAUUGCAGCACCACCAAACUGAUGGAGAAAUUCUUCCCAGUCUCUCUCUCUCUCUCUCUCUCUCUCUCUCUCUCUCUCUCCCUCUCUCCCUCCCCCCCCCACCGCCAUCUCUUUCUCCCAUCUUUGUUUUGCCCUCCUCCUGCCUCAAUUGUCAACCAUAAAGUUUUCCCUGGGUGACUUGGGCGCCUGAGCUUCCUUGCAGGGCUGUUGAGAUGGUAAAAUGAAGAGGGUUGUGAAUGGAGCGACCACAUACAACAUCCUCAGCUCCCUGGGCAGGAUAAGAAGUAGAAUAUAUUUUUUGAACUGAAAAUGAUUUUAACUUGUCACAUCUAUUUCUCCACUGAGCUUGAGAUGAGAAGGAAACAAAAAUAAGCCAUUAAAACAAAAAGCAGCUCCCCACGAAUUUUGCAGAGAAAUGUCCAAGGCAUUUUCUCUCACCAGCUGGGCUUCUCCAAAUGCAGGAGAAACGGCAACUUAAACAGAUCCAGGUUCUGUGUUCAGUGUUUUGCUCUUGCGUUCAUCCCUCUUGCACUUUUCUCUAUGCUAAAAAAGGGGCCUCUGCACACAGCUGGUUUUGGGGCAGUGUGAACAUCUGCAGUAACUGUGCAGUGAGAGGCAGGGAUAUCUCUGCUAUAGGUGUGUGUCUUGUUUGUACUGCCCUGCAGCUGAAUCAUCUCUGACUGGCAAAGGGGCUGACACAGCCCUACAGUGUUUAACCCACUGGCCAGAAUGUAGCGGAGAAAGUGGCCACAGCAGGGUUGGGUCACUGGGUUAAUCCAGAUGUGGGUAGGCAGCUGACCACCCCCACCCCCCUGCACCCCCUCCCAGUCCUCUCUGGUAGCUGAUGUGGGAGGGAGGCGCCUCUGUGCUUUGUGACAGCUCACCAUCUUCUGUUCCUUUGGAAUCCAGUGCAGCCAGCGGCUGUCUUCUCCCGCAGCCCCCCUUCCCCCCACCCCACCGGUGUUUGUUUCAUUUUGCAUUUGCUUUCUGCAGGCCAGCCAGCUGGGAGUGUACCGGGCCUUCGUGGAUAACUAUGAGGUUGCCAUGGAGACGGCAGAGAAGUGUUGUCAGGCCAACGCUCAGUUCGCAGAAAUCUCCGAGGUAACGUUAUGAUGUUCAGACACGUGCAGCGACUCGUUCUGACUAAUGCGCUCAGAUGGAGCCCUUGGGAUGUCCCUGCAGCACUUGCCCUUCAAAGGUGGUGCGCUCUCUUCCUCUCUCUCUCAGCUUCUGAUCAUUUCAGUGGGCGGCUUGCACAGGAGAAGCUUCCAGUCUUGUCAGUUCUGCCCAUCUCACGUGCUGCGGCCCUUAAUGCGACCCAAGACCUCUCAAGGUUCUUGUCUUGAGGCCACCCCAAUUGACCUUUGCAGUGAUACAAAGUCUAAUUAGGUGAUCCACCUUGCACACUCUGCUGGAGUGGCUUUGAGCUGCUCAGGCACCACCUCCGUGCCCUGCAAGGGGCAGGAUGGGAGGGUCUGAACUCCUGCAAUGAAAUUAUCAUUAGCAAAAGAGAGGUGAACAAGCCCACUUGAGUGGCGAGCAUCACCCUCUGUCUGGGAAAUGGCAGGCCUUCGUUAGCCUCAAGUGGAGUGACGUGGAGUGGCACUAGAAAGGUUGAGGGUUUCUCAAGUGGAAUUGCAAUGCUGCUGGGUGUCCUUUGGGAGAGAAGCCGUCUUGAGUAGGGUGCAAUAGCUUCUUGAGGCUUCUUGCACGUUGGGUCACUCCUGCCUGGCAGUUGUGCCUAGCCUGGUACUGAUGAAAGGAAAUCACAGCUUAAGUGGGUGAUAUCCUUGUUUUCAAGAUCAUGUCCAAACUGUGCCAGGACACCCCAAACCAGGUACUGCAAAUCAAGUGUGGCAGAAGGGCAGAAGAGGGGCGGGGCUUGCCAUGUCUUCAGGGGAGCCAUAAACACAGCUGCCGAAGGUAGCAAAAAGCACUGUGCAAGGAUGGAGUUGACCACUGGACUAGAGUUGUCUUUGCAUGGCAAAUGCUUGGGUGCUUGCUUUGUGUCAACAGAGGGCUUGAUUAAGCUAACUAGGGGACAGCUGGCAGUUCCCUGCUGCACUCUGAAGCAAACUUAACCCAGUGGAUGUUUUCUUUCUCCCCUUUCAUAGAAUCUCAAGGCUAGAAGCACCAAGGAUUCAAAAGAGCAGACGACGAAAAACUCCUUAGAAAGUGAGUAGUGCACUCACGGAUUAGGUUGGCAGAAUACUUUCCUUUCUCUUGAGCUGGGCUUUUAUCCCUGCAGUUGUGUGGGUUAUAUGGGUCUACCAAGCAGUGCAGCUCAUGUGGGACCUGUCGUCUUCCUUUCUCCACAGCUCUCCUUUACAAGCCAGUGGACCGAGUCACACGCAGCACCCUUGUGCUCCACGUAAGUUGCUUUGAACGGCGAUGCUGCCGUUGCUAUUGCAGUGAGCAAGCUGGGAAUGAGCAGACGGGGAAGGCUUGAGGUUUAUAUAUAAUAGGACUCAUAAUAGUUGCAAAAAUAUGUAGCCAAACAGCCAUACCACAGGCAAAGAUGGUGUUGUGCUUUUUACCCCCUUUCCCAAUGUGUUGAGUGACAUUGUGGUUUUAAAAAAAAGAUAAAGGUAAAUCUUCCCUUUCGAAUCCUCUUUGGGGGGUGUCUGUUUUCAGAGUGGUCUUUGUGUAGGGCUACUGCCUUUGCUCAGACCCUCCAUGUAGUGCAGGAGGGCCAUGAUCCAGUCUCCCAGCAUUUCCACAGGCAGUCAUGGAGGAAGUGGUUUUUCUUUAACCCUUGUCUCCAUUUCACAACACUGUUGCUGCUUGCGCAAAACUACAUUUGAUUGAAAGAAACAACAUUGUGAGGUUUGAUGCUGGGUCUCCUGUACCAUGUUGCGAUUUGUUCCCAAGACAAACUUCAGGAGAAGAUGGUGCUUUGCUGGCCGUUAAAUAUUGGGAAACUUUUUAAAGAUAAAGUCCCUUGGAAAAGAGUUGCUUGAAGUACCUUGGAAAAUGCCUUUGCUGUGCCCCAGCUUCAGAACUGGGGUGGGGAACUUUCAGCUGCUCCUUCAUAUGUGGGUUUAGCAUGUUAUCAGCUUAGGUUUCCAGCUGUGCUCUUGCUUACAGCUUAGACCCCCUCCCCCCCAACCCCCUUUGUUUGCCGUUAAAAAUACAAAGGGGGUAUGGGUGUGUAUUUAGGGUAGAAAUUGGCUGUCCUAAGGACUUGGCUUGGUUUCUUGAUUCAAACAAAGGUUCAGAGCAAAUGUAACACAGUGCACUACUGGAUUAUAAUACUCAAGCAGCUUAAAAUUACCCCAUGCCUACAUAAACCUGGAAGCCAGAAAAAACUGGGACGUCUUUGUCGCUUUUUCUGAAAAGUCCCUGGAUUUUGUCAGGUUCUGCUGGGAAGGCAGGCACUCAGCUCCCAUGAAAGUCUCUCCUCUUCCACUUCUUCCACAAGCCACUUGCUCCUCACAGCCCUCUGUGACCUUCCUACCCACCUGCUGCCUCAAUCUCUCCACUGCCCCAUACACUCCCAUGAGUUGUGUUCCUUCAGUUCCACCAUCCCCAGCCUCCUGUCAAAGGUCUCUUGCUCCCCCAGAUGCCCCUAACCUUUGCUGCUGCUUAGUCCUGAAACAGCCUACCCUUUUUCUUCCUUCCUUCCUGAUAAAUGUUGAGUUGUUGCCUCCUUGGAACGGGGCCCUGUCUUCUUUUGCUUAUGUUGCUUGGUAAAGAUCCAUCUGCAGUAACAGGACUGUAACUAGUGGUGGUGAUGAAAGAUAAAGUGGUGGCUGGAAGAUAAAACUGCUGCCGCUAAGGUGAGCCUGUGUGGCUCUCCUGCUGGGGCCUAGGAAGGCCUGUUGAUAUGAAGCUCCUUGUAUUUCCAGCUGCCAUUCUCUGAACUUUUUCUCUUCCUCUUGGCGGUGCAGGAUCUACUGAAGCAUACUCCAUCAAGCCACCCUGACUACCCUCUUCUUCAGGAUGCCCUCCGCAUCUCCCAGAACUUCCUGUCUAGUAUCAAUGAGGAGAUCACACCCAGGAGACAAUCCAUGACAGUCCAAAAGGGAGAGGUGAGUGCUCCAGUCCUGCUGGCACCUUUUGGGGUGCGGUGUUCUUAUGUGGGGGGAUGGCAUCCAUGCACAUCCACACACAACUGUUUUCUUUCUUUAUGUCCACUGUACUGGCUGCAAGAGAAGAUGUGUCUGUGAGGGUGUGGGAUUGGGGCUCAACCACCAUUUGGGAAGAGAAUUGCACUAAUCCUGGUGAUGGGAAUGGAACCUUGAGGGCAGCCUUCCCUAACCUGGUGCCCUCCAGAUGUUUUGGACUACAUUUCCCACUGGCUGGGGCUGAUGGGAGUCUCUCUAAGCCCUACCUGGAGAUCCCAGGGAUUGAACCUGAAACCUUCUGCAUGCAAAGGAUGUGCUCUGCCACUGAGCUAUCGCUCUUCCCCAUUGUCAUCACAUUGUCCCCUCUAAGAAGUAGUAUGCUGAACUAAAAUAAUUCUCUUUUGUCUCACCUAGCAGGGUUCUUCUUAGGUUCUAAUCUUAGGUGGCCUUUUUUGCUGCCUUCAUCAUCACCAGGACUAAAAUAAUGUCCAGUGAAAAUUCUCCCAGGUGCUUUCAGAGAAACUCCCAUUUUCAGAGUCAUUUCUACACCCAUCUUUUGGGUGAUUUAGUUCUUGAGGGACCUCCGGGUGGGAGCGGAGGGAUGUCUAAAGUGUUUCCGUAUUGAAUGGGCUCUUGCUCAUGCAAAAUAACUAUUGGAACUUCAUGUUUUGGAUUGGAUCUAGACUGGAGGGUACUUGGGUAGACAGAGGUUCAGCCUUCAGAGCCUCUGGGUAGUGUUUGUGCAGUUAAACCCCAGAGAUCCGGGUUCCAGUCUUGGCUCAGUUAGAGAGGCUCUAGGCAAGUCGCUGUGUCUCCACUAUCUGUGAAAUCUUGUGUAUUAAUGACCCGACAUCGUGCAAGCUGUAUCCGUGUAAAUAGUGAUUAAUAAUGGAAAGCUAGAGGCCAUUGAAGGUUGCAUUAAAUGGGAUGCUAAUUGAACUGCAGCUGAAAAUGCUGGCUGGAAGGGCUCUCAUGUGGGAGGAGAGGGAGCCUGUUUAUCUGCUAGUGUCUCAGGGUAGCAUACCAGCUUUGAAGGGAGCCCUGUAGCAUCCUAAUGAGGUGAGGGCCAAGGCUGACUGGGAGAGAUGGGGAGGUGUUUGUAUUCUCUGUGGUGAGCUGCUUCUUUGUCAUUAUUUACAACACUAGUAACGUCAGUGUGCCUUGAAGGGUGUGCUCUCGCUCUCUUGCUCUCUCACAUAUGGAGGGUGGGCACUGGUCCUCAAAAUGAGAUAAUUUAUUUCCAUGUUGCUGCAAAGCCUUUCCCCCCAAUUUUGCUUCCCCAUCUGGCCCCCGGUGCUCCUCUCCCUUUUAAUCUCUGCAACUGGAGCACAUUGCUCUGCUCAGCCUUUCUGCGCUGCUGCGGAGCUACAAUGGGGAGCAAGGCCCGCUUCCUUUCUCGCCAGCGCUGCUUUUGCUUUCCUCUCCUUGGUGCUUUUUGAGCUGAGGGAAGCAGCCCUUCUGGUGCUUAAUCUCUCCAGUGAUGGCCUGCUAAUUGCGGCAAGGAUGCGGGUGGGUGGCAGUGCAGGCCUACAGAGCUUGCUUAAGAGCCUCAGCCUGGCUUCUCUGCAACCAUUGUGUCCACUCAGUGCCAUCCAGUGGCGAGAGGCCUUUGUAUGCAGAGGCCUUGUGGCUGAAACAGAAAUAGAGAAGAAGCUCAUUUACAGGUAUAGAAAAAUCUUCAGAAAAACCAAAGCAGCUGCCCAAGCAGAGGUGGCACCCAUUGCAUUAGGACAGAAUUCUUCAUCAUGGAAAAUGCUUAAGGCUUCUUAGUAAAACCUGCUGGGGAAGGCUUUCCUUUGUGGAUCAUAGAAUUGUAGAGUUGGAAGGGACCCUGCGGAUCAUUUGGUCCAACCACCUGCAAUGCAGGAAUCUCAACAAAAGCAUCCAUGACAGGUGGCCAUCCAACCUCUGCUUCAAAACCUCCAACGAAGGAGAGUCCACCAUGUUCCCGUUCCACUGUCGAACAGCUCUUACCACCAGGAAGUUCUUCCUGAUGUAUUGUGGGAAUCUCCUUUCUCAUAACUUGAAUCUGUUGGUUCAGGUCCCAACCUCUGGAGCAGGAGAAAACAAGCUUGACCCCCUCCAUGCGACGGCCCUUUAGAUCUUUGAAGAUGGCUACCAUAUCUCCUCUCCGUUCCUCUUUUCCAAGCUAAACAUACCUAACUCCCUCAUUAGGUUUUCACCCCGAUAAGGUUUACUUGGAAGGCAUUAGAAACCAAUACUUAUUGGUUUGUUUUUCCGAAAUAUCCUAGCCAUGUUGGUAACAAUUCAUUUUGUAUAUCGUGAGAAGUUGAUAGUCCAAGCAAUUAGGCACAUUAGUAAACCAGCAAAACUGAUCUGCGCACCACACACAGUGCAAUUAACUGCACACAGAACACUUCUGUCAAACCUAAUUUCAGCAGAAGGAGGGAGCCCUUUGGAGACCAGAGAAAGCCCUCUGUGCGCACAUGUGCACCCAAAUUGGCAACUGCUAGCUUACAUCAGGAUUCUACAGCUGCAGGUAGUUGUGAAAGCACCCAGGCUGACUUGCAUGGACACCUUUCCACUGGGAGAAUGUGCUUUGCAGAUGGGUCACUUCCGUUGCUCCUAGCCAUGAUAGCUAUGCUGUGUCUCCACAGUUGGAGGCAGCAAUGCUUCUGAAUCCCAGUUGCUGAAAACCACAGGAGAGGAGUGUGCUCUGGUACCCAGGUCCUGCUUGCAGGAUUCCUCCUGGGGAAUCUGGUUGGCCACUGUGAGAACAGGAUGCUGAACAAAAAUGUGUCCCAGAUGUGUCCUCUUUGGCUCAAUCCAGCAGGCUUAUGUUCCCUUGCAUGUUCCGGAACUUGUGCAGUUGUCUUUUUCAGUGAGGUGAUGGAGUCCCACAGUGAUCUGCCUGCUUUGCAGGUAGAGGCAAGGGGGCGGGUCUGAUUGGGAUGCUACAGCUGGGUUGGAUAUUGAACUGGCUUGUUCUUAGUGCUUCCUUUGGUCAGAUUUACUUCGAUACUUUUUUAGUUUGUACAACCUGAUUGCAAUAUAUAAAUUUAAAAAUUGAGGCAACUUACAAAAGAAUAUUGAAUAUCUACAUGUAGAAUAAAGCAGGGCUUUUCUGAACCUGCUGAGUUUUCUGUGCAAAAGCAAGUUGGGGGGGAGGCAGGGAGUGGCUGCACAGUCCAUUUAAAAAAUGCUAAGGAGCCCAAAUAUUUCCUUUUGAACUUUGAACUUCUCAUUCUCUGCACUGCAAGCAGAAUCAGGAAGGCAUCUGCCCCCUCUCUCAGUGUGUUAUCUGGAACAGUCAGACCUCUCCUUUCCCAGUGCUACAGCAGCUUCAUUUCUGGAUCCUUCACGUCAAAAUCCAUUGUGUUCUCUCUGUCUCUAACAGCUUUUUGGCCCUGUUUUGGGAGCCCAGUAUGAAAGCUGCACUCUGCAUAAGCUCAUAAGUCUUCUUCAUGAUUUAUGUUCAAAGUCUUGGCCUUGAAAAGAGGCUUCCAGGCCCUGAAGGUUGCUGCAAAUCCCUGGAGGGGAGACUGCUCUUGUGCUUGAAUCCUGCUUGCUGGUUUCGUGUAGGCAUCUGGUUGGCUGCUGUGAGAACAAGAAGCUGGACUAGAUGGGCCAUUGGCCUGAUCCAGCAAGCUUUUCUUACGUUCUUAUGAAGCUGUCUUCUUUCAGUGAAUGGCUGCUCUUUGAGAGGCAGGAAGGAUGGGCUUAUUCGUCUACGUUUUGGAGGAUGUUUUCAUGUCAGACAGGGGACUUCAAGACACCCCCACCCUCGCUGCAGGUUUAUUUCCUUUCCCCAACCUUACUUUUUCUGGCUUCAAAGUCUCUCUUGGAAAUGGGGCUUACCAUUGUCCUUGUGCGAGUGGAAGGGCUAAGUGCAGAGCUGCUGAGAACUGUGUAAAGGAGCACCAGACUGACGAUGACAGCCAUGCCUAUCAGUUUAAAAUGGAGCACUUGAAAAAGGGCUGGUGUCUUGCCAGUACUUUCUAGAUGGGGUGUGGCUUACAGUCAGCCUCCUGCAAUCCUCGCUGCUGAGCAAGUGGAGGCUGCAUCUUUGUGGGAGCUUGAAUGGAACCUUCUUGUUUGCUGGCUGGCAUUGUGGGCGCCCAGUAGGUCUCCUACGGAUGUUCUGGGACUUACCAGGGAGUUUGCCUCUCCUCCCCCAGGGUCCCAGGAGCGAGUCAGCAAGGCCUUUCCCUUCCUCUCUGUGUGACGUGUUGAAACCCUCCCCUCCCUCCCUCCUGGCAAGAUGAGUCAUGGCAGUCAAGAAGGCAUGACCCCAACACUGCCUCGCAGGCUGACCGUUUGCCAGGAGUGGGAAGUCUUGAUUGUUCUGAUACUGCUAUCUCCUCCUCCUCCUCCCCCCCCCCCCCCAGUCACCAGAGCAUGCUAAUUUCCUCACCCCACUGCUCCAGGCCCUGCAAAGAAGCACAAAUGGGAGGCUGGCCUGAGGACAGCCCUGAACCACAGAGGGGAUAUUCCCCUGGCUCAUUCCCUUGCCAUCAAAUUGGCCACAAUCCAACGCAAGAAUUGCUGUUACCAGGCUGUCUUCUGCUUCCACCUUGGCCUGAAAGUGAUAGUUUCUGAUUUGUGAUUCAAGGACCCGCCACCUGCUUGGGGAUAAGAAAGACACAUGGACACAGUAUAUUAGGUUAAUGGGCUAAUAAAGGCCACAACUUUAUUGAUUACAGCAUGUGAGAGGUAUUGGCUUAGGCAUUGGAUAAAACAACAGAACGUGACUCCACCCCCUCAGGGAGGGGUGAGUCUUAACAAGGGUUAACCACCAGUGGGAGGAGCCUGUUGAUGCAAAUACAACUGAAAGCUCCCCCGAUUUCACCGGGGGUCGUGCCAUGGCCCUAGCUAGCCACCAGCAAGGGCAUCGGACAGGAUCCACGACCGCCGGAUUCCUUUACCGGAAUACCCAUAAAGUGGAGGGGUAGGCAAUGGCCACACCCUGCCCUCCAAUACACAAACAUAUUCCAUUGCCUAACCACCAAUACCUAAAAUUUGUGACGAUUUGCUACGAGGUAGGUGAAAAACCAAGUGGCCGGUGCCAAUUUGCCAGUUGGAUAAAAAUUCCAACAGGCCCCUUGGACAACCAAGGCAACCAACCACAGGUCCAUAGCAAUGUCAAGAACCAAGCAGUGAACUAAAGGAAGGGUGGGUGGGUGAUCCAAGUAAAACCAGCAGUGGAAUGAAAGGGAAGUGCUGCCACGGCCACAUGUGAUUGGCAAAACCCCGCCCCCAAGCCUCCACCUGAUUGGUUGGCUACCUGGGGGCGUGGUGCGCCAUCCAGGCCAGCUGGGCAGGGACUGGAACUCCCCCUGCCAAUGCAGGAAACAGCUUCUGCUCACAACUCCUCCCCUCUGUAAGGUGGAGAGGCUUUGCCUAAUGAGGAAGCCAUCCUGGGUUGUUCCCCCUCACCUCUUUCAUGCUUACUCACAAACUUACUCAGCUUCCUGCAUGUAGGAGCCAACCUGAGUCCAGGUGGCCAGUUGUGCCAGGUGGCUGCAUAGGUCCAAAUCAUGGCUUGCCACAUUCUGGAAAAUAUCAGCAAGGAGUGCUAUGGAGAACAAGUGCCUGGAUACCUAUGGAAGCAUCCAUGCAUCCAGUCCUGCAUGCUGAAGUUUUCACCUUGCCCUAGAUGUGUGAGUUGGCCCAGAGAAUGACUGCGAAUGCACAGCAGACCAUUACUCUAUUUGUCUUGUGUUGGUGAUGGGCAGAAAGCACAGCUGACCUUGCUCUGUAGGCACCUGGCAACACACCAAACCAUCCUCUCCAAGGACAACUCUCUUAUUUCGAAGCAGCCACAAUGGAAAGGGGCGGGAGCAGCUGGGGAUUGUCAGCAUUGCUGCAGCGAGUGCCGUCAAAGCACAAGAACGCAUUUGCACCUCAAGAUGAAAAUCUGGUUGGCAGCGUGGGCUCAUUUGCCAUGCCCCAAAGGAGCGGAGCUUAUUUGCUGUCUCCUCCAUAUUCGUCUGCUCCUUAAAAAUAUUAAAUGAGGGCUUUGGACUGCCAAAGAGGGGCCUUGCUUUAUGGCCCUCUGUGACUGAAUCCUCCCCUUCCUCAGAAGUUGACUGCAAAGCUCACCCGUGUGUAUUCGUCUGGCAUCUUUAGUUCUACAGUCCUUGGGGGGAAAUGAGCGCACAUGGAUGGCAAAGACAUUAAUGCAGGCUGGCAUCUCUGAAGCAUCUGAGUAGCAAGGGAAGCAAGGAGGCCCCUCCAAAAUGGAUUCUGCUUGUCCUUGACAGGGAUGGAGACUGGAAUGGUUUGCUAGCAAGCAGCUCCUAACCCUGACUGGACUCGGCCUUUUGCAAAAAUACUUUAAGAUGAGUCAGCCACAGGAGAGCCUAAGAAAGUUGUGGUAGCUUCAGUGCAAGCUGUUUUGUUGGAAUAGACCCAGAUCCAAAACAUUUACUGUGGAAAGUCUAGAGAAGAAGCUCCUGCAUUAUAUAUUCUGACUUUAAUACAGUGGUGCCUCGCAAGACGAAAUUAAUUCGUUCCGCGAGUUUUGUCGUCUUGCGAUUUUUUUCGUCUUGCGAAGCACGGUGUCGGGAAAGUUUUGGGAAAGCUUCAAAAAUCUCCAAAGUCUUUAAAAACCUCAAAUCAGGCUACCACACCGCGUUCUAUGAGUUGCUCCUCGAAGGCAAGUCGCAACUGUAUUAUCGGUGUUAAGAAAAGAAACAAACUUGCAAGACGUUUCCAUCUUGCGAAGCAAGCCCAGAGGGAAAAUCGUCUUGCAAAGCAGCUCAAAAAACAAAAAACCCUUUCGUCUAGCGAGUUUUUUGUCUUGCGAGGCAUUCGUCUUGCAAGGUACCACUGUACCUUAAGUAUCUUUGUUCUGUGAGAAUAAUUCCCACUGAACCAAAAAUAGUGGGGAAUCUGCAACUUUUCACAAAUAGGAGAGAAUCUUAGAGGAAAUCUGAAUUACUGGCUCGAGAAAAUAUGUACAGAUGGUGCUGUUUAUAUAUUUGCUAAUAAGGAGUGCGCUGUGAGUUGAGUUUGCAAACGACAUCUGUUCUAAAUGGAUCUGUACCCCUUAGCAGGGCUGUGUGCAAUAAGAAAGCCAUGGAGAACCUUUUAGUUAGCAUAUCCUUCCCUCCAAUGACUAGUCAGCAUUCUGUACCAGAUACCAGUAUUUACAUUUGCUAAUAAAUUGCCAUGUUUCUCUUUACCCAGCCUCUUCUGCUUUGCGCUGGUGGUAGAUCUGGAUACCUGCAAUAUUUAUAUUUGCCAAUAAAUGAGGGAUCCCCUUCCUUAUCUCUUCUUUGUCCUAAUAGCACUUCAUAGCAUCCUAAAACCUGUAUGUCCCUUAGAGAGGCUAACCCAGUGACACUUGCAGAGCUCCCCCUGAGGACAGACUUUUGGAGGGCAGGCUUUUGGAGGAAAAAAUUUCAUGCUUUUUUUUGGCCUCUCUUGACAUCCAGCCUGGAGAAGAACUUUCUAGAGUAGUCUAAUGCUUGCUUAUAGCCUUGUAAUGUUCUUGUGCAUCUUAAUAAAAUGUAUUGCCCUACACUGGCUUUGAGCUGCUAGUAUAGGCAAAGCCAUUUGGUUAAAAAGGGUAAGAGUUUUUGCCAGUUUGUGAAGUUGGAGAAUAGUUUUAUGCUGCCCUCUGCUGGCUCUUAUAGUAAACUCAUUGUAAAACAGCUGCAGAUAAUAUUUGCUUUUAUGACGAAACUAGGAGUAGGUGCCCAGUUGUACCUCCUUUCUGGAAGAAAACAGAAAUAACUUGGUUUUGGACAAAUCCUUGGAGAUCGUAGAUGCUAACAUUAUAAUUAGCCACAUACCUAUCCAGUAAGUUUUUUCAGAAGGGCAGAAAAUGUGGGCUUCACCAAACCACACUGGCAGCAAAAUGAAUAAUCUCUGGACACUGGAAUUCCCAAGCCACACUGGGUAUUGCAGGCUGCGUAUAGGAGGCCCUGCAGCUGGCAACACAUGAGAAAGUAAGUCCUGUUCCAACAAGAUACAAAAAGAAAUAGGCUUUCAGGGAGUUUGGAGAUCUUCCAGAAGGCCUGUCCACAUAUGUAGACACAAAAUUUGCACAGAGACUAUGACGGCUGCUGUUCAUUGAGCAUUCAUUCUUAAAAUGUUUGUACUGAGGUUAUAUGACAUUAUGUCAAGUGAUUGUUGUACUGCUUGUUCCAGUGCAUUUUCCAGUUACUCUCCUUCCUGCAAAAAGUCUGAUUUAAAAAACAAAAAACAAAAACCCAACAGCAACAGUUUUGUUGCAUAAGGGUGCUGAACACAGUUUAAUUGUGCAGCCUAAAUUUGCUUAUAUAUAUAUAUAUAUAUAUAGAUUUGUCAAAUAGUGACUGUCUCAGUUCUUGGGACCCUUUCCCAAAUGACACCUUCAAUGGAGUCUGGAAACACAUUCUUAGAACCUUAGAACCAUUCAAACCUGCCUUUUGCUUUCACUGUUAAUGGCCCACCAUAUUCUCAUGUCCCUUUGUGGAACUGUUGGGUUGGUAUUGAAGGCCAGCCAUUGUAAACUCUUUAAACUAGCUGAGAGCUUUGGUCUAUUAUGCUGGUGCUGUGGUGCCCCAAGGUUAAUUUCUUUGCUGUUUUCUUUGUGGUUGUGUUUUAUAUUCUCUUCAUCUUGUGCAACUUGAAAAUCUCAACAAAACACUUGCACUUUUAUUCAUUUGCUCUUUUACCGUUACUUACCUACUUAAAUCCUUAUUGGACUAAUUAAUUACUAUAUAUUUUAUCAUUCACAUCUUGAUAAAUGGUCGAAAGGCAGAUAGAUAUAAGGCUAUCACUGUAAAUGAGUUUAGUAGAUCUGGGGAGGAACCAUAGGGGGCAGUUAGGGAAUUGUUUAAAGCUUGUGAAAGCCAUUAUUAUUAUUAUUAUUAUUAUUAUUAUUAUCUAAAGAGAAGAAGAAGAAGAAGAGUUUGGAUUUGAUAUCCCGCCUUUCACUCCCUUUAAGGAGUCUCAAAGCGGCUAACAAUCUCCUUUUCCCUUCCUCCCCCACAACAAACACUCUGUGAGGUAAGUGGGGCUGAGAGACUUCAGAGAAGUGUGACUAGCCCAAGGUCACCCAGCAGCUGUAUGUGGAGGAGCGGAGACGCGAACCCGGUUCCCCAGAUUACGAGACUACCGCUCUUAACCACUACACCACACUGGCUAGCAAAGGACAAAGCUAGCAAUGCAAGGAAGUUGCAAGCUACAAGGCAGAUUCCCUCCUGAAGUUGCCUGUCCUUGAAUGAAUUCUGAUACAAACGUUGUGGUUGCCACAUGGAAAUGCUUCAAAAUAACAGUAACUGUACAUGGGAACAGUAUUCCUUGCCAGCUGCUUAUCGUCAUGUGGAGGGUCUGUGCAAGCCAGUAUCUGCCAGCGAGGUGCCACCCUGGCAUCAGAGGUUCUCACCAUGUGACAGGGCUGGAAAACAUAAGCCGCCUUGCGCUUUGUCAGACCCACUCAACUGCAUGGACCAGUUCCUCAAUUACAUCCAGUUGCCCCCAACUUCUACCCUGUGCUGAAUCCUUCCUUGGUCUGAUCCUGUAGCUCCCUAUCACAUCUUUUCUCUUCCAGUUCCCCUGCACCUUUCUUUCAUAGGAACACAGGAAGCUGCCUUAUACAUAGGCCAUUGCUCCAUUUAGCUUAGUGGCAGUGCCUCUCCUGGGUUUCAGACGGGGCAAUUCCCAGCCCUAUGGGGAAAUGUUGGGGUUGAACCUGGGACCUUCUGCAUGCAAGGCAGAUGCUCUACCACUGAGCUAUGGUCAUCCCCAUGCCCCAUCACCCACACCAACUUUUGUCCAUGGGCCUUCCUUAUUACAGCAAGUCUAGGGAGCUUGUCAGUGGGCCCCUGCUGGGGUAUUGUGGGGAGGGCCCUCAACUGAUGCCCAGACAGGCCAGCUCUUGAUGCCUUGACAGUGGCCAACAUUUAUCACUUAUCCCAGUCUCCAUUUCUGACCCUUGCCUCUCCCUUCCUUUUUUUUGGCAGCACCGUCAGCUCAUGAAGGACAGUUUCAUGGUGGAGCUGGUUGAAGGAGCCCGUAAGCUGCGCCAUGUUUUCCUCUUCACUGAUCUGUUCCUGUGUGCCAAGCUCAAGAAGCAGAUUGGAGGGUGAGGCUCUCCUGGGUGGGCUCCGUGUGAAGGACCAUGUGUAUACAUUGCAUAAGGGGGUGGGGAGGAAAAUAUUUAAGAAGAGCUGGGCAACUGCCAGGUGCAGCAAAGACAAAGCACCAAACUGGAGCAGAAGUGAUCCUCCCAAUGGAGAGGCCAGCCCUUGUUCUUCUCCAGCUCAGAUGCCUCUGAACAUGUGCAGGGUGCCUUUCCAUUACCUCUGAGAAACUGCAGACAACCAGAUUAGGAGGGAGGACUUCCACUUAAGAGGGUGCAACUGCCAAGCAUGUUUGAGCUCCUCUUUGGUUUGGAACCUCCCAGAUUGAUUGCUGUCUGUGCUGCUGCAUAGGGGCCUGCCCUUGGAAGCCGGAGCUGGCACAGAAUCCAGCUUCUAAGUAUGGCAGUGCUGGUGGUAGUACACCAUCUAGCAGAAAGAGCAUACGGUCGUACCUUGAUUUUCGAACAGCUUAGUUCUCGAACGUUUUGGCUCCCGAAUGUCGCAAACCUGGAAGUGACUGUUCCUGUUUGCAAACUAUUUUUGAAAGCCAAAUGUCCGACUGGCCUUCCAUGGCUUCUGAUUGGCUGCAGGAGCUUCCUCCAGCCAAUCUGAAGCCGUGCUUUGGUUUUCAAAUGUUUUGGAAGUCAAACGGACUUCCGGAACGGAUUCUGUUCGACUUCCAAGGUACGACUGUAUAUGUCAGUCAGAGAGCCAUGCACCUCCUCACACUGGCCGCUUCCAUGGAAACCCAAGUUUAUUUCCUUGCAUUUCAACACAUUUUUCCUGACUCGGGUGUUAGCAUUCAUCUCAGGAAAAUGAACAUGUGAAAGGCUUCCAAAGGCCAGAUGCAUUUUACAGCAUUCUGGAAGGUGUUUAGGCAAGUUGUCAAAAGGAAAGAUUCCUUUUGUAGUAUGGGCCUGUAACGUUGGAAUGCCUAAGGAAGGGAGCGGUUUAUUUAUUUAUUUAUUUUAAAUAAUAUUUAUUAUUUUUCCAAAAACACUGAAAGAAAAAAGAAAAAAAAGAGAGAGGAAAAAAAAACAAUACAAUACAACACAUCAAAUUAACAAAACAAGACUAAGACAAUAAAAUACAGUGGUGCCUCGCAAGACGAAAUUAAUCCGUUCCGCGAGAGUCUUCGUCUAGCGGUUUUUUCGUCUUGCGAAGCAAGCCCAUUGACGGAUUAGCGCUAUUAGCGCUAUUAGCGGUUUAGCGGCUAUUAAAGGCUUAAAGGCUUAGGGGAUUAGCUGCUAAAAGGCUAUCAAAGGCUUAGCAGAUUAGAUAAAGGGGGGGAAAGUGAAAAAAAAAUCUCUAGACUCGCAAGGUAUUUUCGUCUUGCGAAGCAAGCCCAUAGGGGAAUUCGUCCUGCGAAGCAACUUCAAAACGGAAAACCCUUUCGUCUAGCGGUUUUUCCGUCUUGCGAGGCAUUCGUCUUGCGGGGCACCACUGUACCAAUUUCAUUAUCCCAUCUUUCAUUCACUUAUUUCCACGACCUCCUCACACCUCCCUUUUUGUAUUCCACUUCUGUUAAUUAUUUCAGCAAUUUCUUUCCAUCCUCCUCUGUUUUCUAUCCUAUAAUUAUCUUAACUCAUUCUAACCUUAUUUUUUUCCUUUGAUACUCUAUUAACCUAUCUGUACUUAAUUCCUUAUAAUAUUUCUACUAAAGCCAUAUAACUUCAUUUCAACAUUUUUCUAACAUUCAUUAAUUUUACAAUAUUUCUGUAGAUAAUCUUUAAACCUUUUCCAGUCUUCUUCCACUAACUCCUCUCCCUGGUCUCGGAUUCUGCCAGUCAUUUCUGCCAGUUCCAUGUAGUCCAUCAACUUCAUCUGCCAGGCAGGGAGCGGUUUACCCUGGCUAAACUUUGGGGCUGCUUCAGGGAGGAGGACAUCGUCCUGCAAGUCUGUGGGGGCUAAGCUGCUUAAGGGGAGCAGAGGGGCAAGCUGGCUAACACUCUGCUUUCCUACUUGCAGGAAAAGCCAGCAGUAUGACUGCAAAUGGUACAUUCCACUCUCAGACCUCAGCUUUCAAAUGGUGGACGAUUCAGAGGCAGUGCCGAACAUCUCCCUUGUGCCAGAUGAGGAGCUGGAUGCUAUGAAGAUCAAGAUUUCUCAACUGAAGAGUGACAUCCAACGGGAAAAAGUAAAAGCAGAGGGGAGGAGGAGAAUAAGAAAUACGAAUAGUGUUUGGCAGUUAUAUCUGUGCUACUGGCUCACAUUUACGCCUCCCCCACCCCUUUUCAGGGAGCAGCUGCCAGUACUGCUACCCCACCACUAAUUGCUCAGCUAAGCAUUCCUGCAACGAAACAGCCUUCCCAGUCAUGCUUGGGUUGUGCUCAGCCCAGUCAUAUGGUAUGAAGAGCCCCAUGCACAUUCCUGAACUGUACCAAAGGCAAUAUAGUGUGAGAGGCUUUCUGCUGUAGGAAAGAUUGGCUACACUUUGAGCCAAACUCAGAAUUAGGGAUGGUCCACUUCGAGCAUCCAGAAGAGUGAACACUGUUUAGCUGCUGCCUCGAGCUCACAUCCUUCUCACCGAAUGGCUGAGUGGUGGUGGUGCUAGUAGCAGUGGCAAGAGCAGGCAAUGAUGAGCGUGGAGCUCUCACUGGGGGUAUCCUCCACUCCUUCCCUAGCACCCAUGUGAGUGAGGGCUGCUACAGCUGCCAGGGGAGUCCCUUUCACAUGUUUGUCAUUCCAGAAGCCCUGAGAUGGGCAGUUUCCAGGCUGGGUUGUAGGAGCAGAGUUCUGGGUUAAGGAUGUAGGUGAGGGUCACAUGGGCAGGAAGCAUAAUGCCAGAUAGAGCAUAGGCACCAUUAUUAUUAUUAUUAUUAUUAUUAUUAUUAUUAUUAUGCUUGUUAAUUGCUUUAUACAAUUAACUCAGAGCAACUUGCAAAUAGCAAAAGGCGCAAUAAAACAUAUGAAAAACAAAAUAAUUAAAAGGUAAUCGAGCCAUGAAAACAAUCUCUCCAUCCCCUAAGAGAAGUCACACCACCCUAAAGAGCCCCCAAAGGAAUACCGCCAAGAGCUGCAAAGGAAAACGCACACUCAAAUAGAAGAGAAACACCUUUGCAUGGUGCCGAAAAUAUGUCUGUGCCAGUGCUAGGCAAGCCUCCCUGGGAAGAGAAUCUGAUAGUUAGGGGGCUACUACUGAAAAGGCUCAUUGCUUUGUUGGCAUGGGCAACUUUGCAUGGGGAAAGAUAUUCCUUGGGGUCCUGAACCAUGUAAGGCUUCAUAGGUUAAAACCAGUACCCCCACUUCUGGUUUAAGGAACCUAAAUAUUGAGAUUCUUGUGAACCUCAUGUUCCUGCAUCUGUUGAGUUGUAAAAGAACAUGAUCUCAUUACCUCUUGGGUUUUUUCCUUCCUCAGAGGGCUAAUAAGGGCAGCAAGAAUAUGGAGAGGUUGAAAAAGAAGCUUUCGGAGCAGGAAUCCUUGCUUCUACUGAUGUCUCCUAACAUGGCAUUCCGAGUGCAUAACCGCAAUGGCAAGGUGAGAGGCCUUGUGGGCAUCUCAGCUCACUGGCAAAGAAUGGGGUCUGAAUGGGGCUGAAAAGAGGAACCAUGAGAGGUGGAGUUUUGUUCAUGGCGUCUUGCACAUGCCGCAUAAAAACUGAGUGAACAGAGUAUGCCUGUUGCACACUUAGUGCUCACUACAGAAGCAGCAAAAUGAAUCAAUGGCUGCUUUCAUUUUUUAUUGUUAUUAUUAUUUAUUAAAUCUGUAUACUGCCCUGCAUCCGAAGAUCACAGGGUGGUUCACAACAGAAAAUUUACUCCCAUAGUAUAAUGAAUGCAAAAAAGACCAUUAUCUCUGAAGCUGAAGGCUGGCAAAUUAGAACAUUAAGCCCAGCUGCUGGUUAAUGGCACAGGAUCUUGUGAUCUUUUGGGAGCUCUUUGUAAUUGAAUAGAAUAUGGGCAGAGCUGAUGGCAGGCUGUGUAAACCCUUGCAAGGGAAACAGACUCUGGAUUAAAUGCUCUGUGCACUUUGUACCCUCAAAGACAGAUGGCUUUGUUGACGUCAUGCAAGUCUUAGCUGUUAAUGUUGACACUGUUGAGACCUUCACCAAGAUUUUCCAAACACAGGGAACUAUUUUCUUCACAUGUCAUGAAAUAUAUGCAUUUAUAUAAAAAAAAAUUUCAACACUACCUGAAAUGAACAACCUGGCAAGAAGGCAAGCGUUCAAAUGGCUGGUUUCUUUUGUUUGGGGAAAAAAGUUCAUCAGCCUAAAAAAGGAAGAACAGAAAAUUAUAACCAGAUUAUUUCUUUUUUAAGAAAAGACAAAAGACUGUGUAGCACUGUGCAUUUAACAGACCAACAGGUGAAAGGUUAUUUUCACUGUACAGUGGUACCUCGGAUUAAGAAGUAAAUUCGUUCUGGAGGUCCGUUCUUAACCUGAAACUGUUCUUAACCUGAGGUACCACUUUAGCUAACGGGGCCUCCUGCUACUGCUGCGCUGCUGCUGCACGAUUUCUGUUCUAAUCCUGAGGCAAAGUUCUUAACCCAAGGUACUAUUUCUGGGUUAGUGGAGUCUGUAACCUGAAGCGUCUGUAACCCGAGGUACCACUGUACUGUGAAUGGUCACAUAUACCCCUAAGACACCAAACCUCAGGACAUCAUUCCUAGAUGGUACAACUCAAUGGCUGCUUGAGCCAAAACUUGUAGAGGAUGACACAUGAAGUUGAUUUUUACUGUCCAGGAAAAUGCCGUUAGUCUUGCAGAAAAUUAAAUAAAAAUUGGGUGGCAGGGAUAUAUGUUGGCUGUAUUAUGAACUUUGUAUAAUCUUAUUUUAACACUUUAGAUUGUUCUUUUUGUACAUAAUUUAACUGUUGGAUAAGGCAAUAUAAAAUAAAUAAUCCUUGGGCCUCUUUUUGUCUGUCACUCAGAGUUACACAUUCCUCAUCUCAUCUGACUACGAACGGGCAGAGUGGCGAGAGAUCAUCCGGGAGCAGCAGAAGAAAUGUACGUGCCUAUGCUCUGACUUCCCUAGGUGUGACUAACAGGCAUCCUGGGCUUGGAGAAAUCAGAGGGGGGAUCUUGGGGCUGACCCUUCUGCAUGUCUAAGGCUGAACAUGCCACUCUUCUGUGAGAGGGUAGCCGAAUGUCCCAUGUGUAGAUGUGCGGACCUUUCUUGACUGUGGUCUGGGUCAGAUACAGAUGUGUUUCUGUGAAUCAGCACCUUCCAGGUGCUUCCCCUCCACUCCAGUGAGACCCCAAGGAUGGGGACUCCCAGCAUGCUGUCCACAUGUAGGAAGAAACUUCUACAGUUCUGUGCUCAGUAUUGUUGCAGUGAUGCUACCUAGUCCAGCCAUCAUUCCCAGUAAGGAGCAGGUAACUUGUUGAGGGAGAUCUCCAGGUUUAUUAGAAGAGGGCCUUUCCUCUGUGAGAAAAGGCUUCUGCAUGAUUCCCACAUGUGGCAAAUCGUUUGGUAGGAGUUGGCUAUCUGCUUGACUUUUUCUAGGAUAACCGGGAAUCGUAGUAUUCUAUUCCCAGGAUCAUUCCUGAGGAUCCCUUGUAGAUGUCUUUGUGGCAAUAAUACUCAAAGCAAAGAGGUCAGCAUUACCGGCCUACACCUUUCUUCCCAAGUUUGCAGGAAAUUAAAAACCCAUUCUCCUCUGAACUGUAGGUUUCAAAAGCUUCUCGCUGACUUCGGUGGAGCUCCAGAUGCUGACAAAUUCCUGUGUGAAACUUCAGACUGUGCAUCACAUCCCCCUCACGAUAAACAAAGAAGGUGAGAACCCUGGAACCAAUUGGCCUCAUCUGCCAUUGCUCUUGACUAUCUUGCCUCCAACAGUGGGCAGCACUCAAAGGGACGAUUUCCAAGUGGCUGCUAGUGUCUAAUGUGUGUGUUGGAUCUAUACCAUUGCAUACCAAUAAAAGUACACAGUCCCAGUUCACUUCCCAGGCAUAGGCAUGGAGCCAGCCACCAGCUUUAGUCGUCGUAAUGGUGAAAAACAGUGUCUUAAAAAGGCAGUGGCUCACUCUCAGUCCAGAAGCCUUUUUCAUGCUCCCUAGAUUUUGGGAUGUUGCGUAGUCUAAUUUCUUAUGCUCAGAGCUAUAAACAUUAUGAAACUAAAUUUCCAUAGAUUAUGGAGCAGAUCUUUUCCCCAAGCCACAAUAACAUACAUAGAAGGUUGUUAAAUCUGGGAUAAAUGCGCUUACAGUCUUUAAACAUACACAUUCACGCCACAGAAAUUGAAUUUAACAGAUAUAGGGGGAUUUAAUCUGUCUUUCCCACUGAACUCCCAGAGCCAGUUUAACUAUCACAUUUAUAUGUUUUUAACACAGAUGAUGAGUCCCCUGGUCUCUAUGGGUUCCUGAACGUCAUUGUCCACUCAGCCAGCGGCUUCAAGCAGAGCUCAAGUGAGUGGUAGUUGCAUGGUAGCUGUGUGUGAAUGCAAAGAGCUGGAUUACCGUCAUGCUCAGUAUGAUUUGGUGGUGCAGCUAGCAACCAAAUGAAAGCACCACUCUGGAUUCAAGCAGGCCUCUGGUUGCCCACAGGGAGACGCUGCUGCUGCUGCUGCUGCUGCUGCUGCUGCUAUAACAAUGGAACAUAAUGUUAUAGAAGUGGAUGGGAGACCCUGAAGAGUUGCAGCCAGUCAGUGUAAACAGUUCUGAGCUAGAUAGACCAAAUGCUCUGUCUUGGUUUAAGGCAGCUGCUUCCUAUACUCCUUUGUUGUCUGGCUUCUUGCACAGCCCAAUCAAUGCACUUUCUCUCUGCAGCUAUAUAGCUGGCACACAUAUGAAGGUGGUUGUCGCAACACACCUAGUUGGCAUUUUUGUGGCGGUCAGGAGAGUUGACCUUUGGAGGGCUCAAGGGAUGGGUGGCCAGCUGGUCUCCCAUCUGGCCAAUUCAGCCUAUGCCGCUGUCUGCUGUGGGUGUGUUUCUCUAUGGGGAGUCUAUCCUGGAAGCCUUUUAAAAUGCACAGUGGUGACAGCUUGGUGACUGACGCCUGGCAUGUUAGGAAGGUCUUCUACGACAGAAUGAAAUUUAAUAAAUUCUUCCAUCGUUUGAGGUUGGGUUUUACAAAUCAACCUUGUGGGAUAAUUGUCAGGCAUGAGAAUGAGCUUGCAAUAUAAUCUUUACCUUGGAGUGGUUCUGGAAACUGAGACACUUGAGGAGAGAAGAGCAGUCUGCUGGACUAUAUGGAACUGGCGGAAAUGACUGGCAGAAUCCGAGACCAGGGAGAAGAGUCGGUGGAAGAAGACUGGAAAAAAUUUAAAGACUAUUUACAGAAAUAUUGUAAAAUUAAUGAAUGUUAGAAAAAUGUUGGAAGGAAGUUAUUUAGUAGAAACGUUAUAAGGAAUUAAGUAUAAAUAGAUUAAUAGAGUAUUAAAGGAAAAAUAAGGUUAGAAUGAGUUAAGAUAAUUAUAGGAUAGAAAACAGAGGAAGAUGGAAAGGAAUUGCUGAAAUAAUUAAUAGAAGUGGAAUACAAAAAGGGAGGUGUGAGGAGGUCGUGGAAAUAAGUGAAUGAAAGAUGGGAUAAUGAAAUUGUUUGAUUUAUUUUAUUGUUUUUGUUUUGUAAUGUUAGUUUAAUGUAUUGCAUUGUAUUGUCUUUUUAGUGUUUAAAUUUUUGGAAAAGUAAUAAAUAUUAUUUUUUUAAAAAAAGAGAAGAGCAGUCCUCAUCCUCAAAAUAUCAGGUGUCAGCAGAGACCACCAUGGAACUGAAGGAAGCACCCUACGCUCCAAAGUGUAGAUCACUGUUGCAUGGACUAACCAGCAGUCAGAUUGAGUGUGAGCACAUGGUCUGACCCAGCUGACCAAGGAAACUGCAAGAGAUGCUGGUGACCCUAACCGAGCCAUUGCUUCUUUGUCUUCCUCCUCCUAGACCUCUACUGCACUUUAGAAGUGGAUUCCUUUGGGUACUUCGUGAACAAGGCAAAAACGAGAGUUUACAGAGACACAGCAGAGCCCAACUGGAAUGAGGUAGGCUGCAGUGGUGCUCUGGGCUUCCUCUGAUCACCACCUCUCAUAGAGUCUUUGACAAGAGGAGGCCAGUGGCUCUGUUUGUACAGAUUUAAAAUGCUUUCUCCUUAUGUGGUGCUUCAGGGAGGUUCCUGUAUGUUCCUGUAGGAGAUUUUUUGUCAUGGCCUGCUCCUAAUAGGAUGGGACCUUCAUCUUACUGCCACUGUCUGCGUACAAAUGGUUCCAAGACCCAUUUGAAAAGUGGUCAUAACGAAAUUCAGCUGUCUAAUUUGGUGGCCAAGUGUGGCAGUGCCCUUGUGGUCCCCUCCCAUUUGUUUCAGUAAAGGGGGGGAGAGAGAAUUAUCCUUUUGGAUUUCCCCCUCUAUAGGCAUCAAACUGUUUUGAUCUAAAUCCACCUCUUUAAAAAUUCAGCAGGAGAGCAUAGUGAGUCUUAGAUGUGAAUGCCACAGUUGCAUCUUGUAUGUGGACAGAGUCCCAUCAGAGGAAAAAGCAGGGUAUAAAUAAAUAAUAUAAAAACAACAACAACUGACCACCAUCACAACUGACUUGCAGCAUUAACUGAGUGGGGAAAGUUCAAGGCCAAUGCUGGGGCUUGCUUAGAGUGGUUGAUCUUGGGCUGUAUCCCUGAGGGCUGCUUUUGAGUAACAGUGAAUCAGGCAGCUCCGUUGAAUUUGUUUUGAAUGACUUAUGAAAGUGAAGGGGAAAGUAGCCAGAAGCAGAACAGUCUCUCUUUUGAGAACUGGGCAGUGGCACAGCUUGCAAGAGCAGCUGCCUCUAUUGCUGUUUUUUAUUCUAGUACAGCCUUCCUCAUCCUGGUUCCCUAUAGAUAUUACGGACUACAAUUCUCAUCAGCCCCAGCCACUAUGGAUGUUCUGUCUGGGGAUGUUGGGAAUUGCACUCCAAAACAUUUGAAGGAUGCCAAGAUGGAAAGGGCUGCACUAGAGGGUUUCAGUGUUCUUAUUUAGAGACCUGUUACAAUAGUUUAGCUCAUCAAGAUUUUUAUUUUGUUUAACAAAGUGUACAUGCCACUUAUUCUGUGGAAAACCUCUAAGUAGUUUACAAAAUAUCUUUCCUCAGGAAAUAUGGAAGUUGCAGUAUCUUUCCUGGCAAAGCCAAGAAUUUGUCUCCCUCUGGAACAGACCCAAGGAUGUGACAGUCAUCCUUCACAUAUGUCUUAUGGUCUAGUCCUCUCAAAGGUCUUUUAUGUCCAUGCUUUAAUUGUAUUUUACAAUUAAAUUUAAUUGUAUUUUACAAUUGUAAUUUACUUGUAAUUAAUUGUAUUUUACAAUUAAUUGUAUUUUUAAGUUUUUAAUACCUUUCUUUGUUUCAUAUUGCAUUUUUUAUUGCUGCCUUUCUUAUGUUAGGGGGAGGCUCCAUAAGUUUAGUUAAUAAAAAGCCCACCUCCCAUUGCCAGCAAAGUGCACAACCCCCUCCUUGGGCAACUAUCUUAUAGAUUAUGCAGACAGAAAGCUGUUUUGAUUGCGCAGAAGUUGUUAGUUCUAACUCCCAAGGUGGAAAACAGAAUGACAAAAUCUUCAGGGUGCCCUUUCAUGAUUUCCCAAGAAAUCUCUGUGAUGUUAGGACUUUGAGAGCCACAGCAUGGGCAGUCAGUGUGGUGCCUGCCAGAUGUUGUUGGACUACAGAAUCAUCUAUCAUCUUUGGCCAUUGGCCAUGCUGACUGGGGCUUAUAGGAGUUGUCCAAAGCAUCUAACUAUCCUUGCUAUGAAGAGUGAAUCUCGACUAACUCAACUGCUGUUCUCCUGCUGCAGGAAUUUGAGAUAGAACUGGAGGGUUCACAGACACUGCGAAUCUUGUGCUACGAGAAGUGUUACAACAAAACCAAGCUUACCAAAGAAGAUGGAGAGACCACAGACCGAAUCAUGGGCAAAGGCCAAAUCCAGGUGGGCUGUUGGAAUAUAUACCUUUGUAAAGGCAAGAUGGCCAUGUUUCUUUAAAGCAUAGGGUCAGGAACAGGAGGCCUUCCAGAUGUUGGACUCCAACCCCCAUUGACCCAACCCAGAAUGGCCAAUGGCCAGUGGUGAUGGGAACAACAUCUGGAGGGUUGCAACUUCCCCAUCCCUAAUUUAGAGCAUCAUAUCUGUACAGGAUAUCUGGGCUCCAUGUGCAUUGAUCCACAACCCGUAAAAGGCAAAAUGGGAGCAGCCAUGGCCACACAGAAAGGUGGUGAGAAGCCCAAUGUAGUAAUGCUGGCUGGGGCUGAUGGGAGUUAGAGUCCAAAACUUGUGGAGGGCACCAGCUUGGGGAAGACUGCAGUAAGAAGUAAACGGAGAGGAGUGACUGAAAGCAGGCUACCACCCCUGUUUGGAGGACAUGCUCAUCUGAAUAAACUACUUACCAUAUUUUUUGCUCCAUAGGGCGCACCUAGUUUUUAGGGGGGGAAAUAAAGGGGAAAAAAUUAUUCCCCCCCCCCAGCCCCAAAGAGCAAAGAAGCCAAGACAGCCAGCGGGACUCGCUGUCUUGGCUUUGUUUUUAGCCGCGGGGCUGGGGCGGGGGAAGCCCGAGCUGCCGCUCCCGGAACUUGCGGGGCUGGGGGGGCGCUACGAAGGUUUGCAGAUAGCUGCCUGAAGCCCAGGGAGUGCAGCGGGAGUUGGCACUGCGCUCCCCGGGCUUCAGGCUGCUAUCCGCAAGCCUUUGGAGCCCGGCGGGAACUCCCGCUGCGCUCCGAAGGCUUGUGGAUAGCUUCCUGAAGCCUGGAGAGCGAGAGGGGUCGGUGCACACCGACCCCUCUCGCUCUCCGGGCUUCAGCGAAAGCCUGCAUUCGCUCCAUAGGACGCACACACAUUUCCCCUUCAUUUUUGGAGGGGGAAAAGUGCGUCCUAUAGAGCGAAAAAUAUGGUAGGUGCUUGAUUAGCCUUUGUCUUUUCAAAGCCUGCCCUUGAGAAAAUCUAGUCUUCUUUCUUUGGAACUUGUAAGACCUCUAGAUGAUGUCAGACAUGAAGUUUUCCAUCCCUCUCUCUGCUAGAGCUGGGUAUAAAUUAUUCUUGCUUAACUAUCCAAUUGUGUGUUGCUAAUCCGCUAUUAUCUUGACUGGAAAUCUCACCCUCUCACUUCUGGGAUUUGUGAAUCAUGCAGCUCUUUGUAUCGUGGUGAAUGCAGUGACCCUUGGUGACUAGAGCUAGGACUGUUUAUUAGCUUUACCUCUCUCUCUCUGUGUGUGUGUGUGUGUGUGAGAGAGAGAGAGAGAGAGAGAGAGAGAGAGAGAGAGAGAGAGGCUGAUUGAAUAGGAAGGAAAGCCAUCAACUGACUCUGUGUUUGUUAAAGCACGGCUGUUUUUCACAGAAGCAACAGGCAGCAAAUUAAUGUUUCCUGUUCCAUCAUUUGGUCUCUCCGUCUCUGGAAAAUGAGCAGCUCUUUUCUUUUGUUGGGGUUUACGGUUUCUUUCCUGGAGGUUUCCGUAGAAUGUUUACAUUGGAAUUUGGAAAAGGUUUUGCUUGGAAUGUAAUUCUCUUAAAGACCUCCAGCUUUUCAUUCAUGCUACAAAUUGAAGCUACUUGCUGUCACUCUGCAUUUAUUUUAGGUAUGUCACUUCCUGUAGCAUUUGAUGUCACUGUUAAAGUGAAAUCCAAGGUGUGUUCUAUGUGUUCCUUCAGUUUUUAAUCUCAUUUUGCAGAAUACAGUGGUACCUCUGGUUGUGAACGGGAUCUGUUCUGGAGGCCCGUUUGCAACAUGAAAAGCCCGCAACCUGAAGCACUGUAUCUGCGCGGGUGUGCGGCGCGAUUUGGCGCUUGUGCGCAUGCGGCAAAACCCAGAAGUAACCCUUUCUGGUACUUCCGGGUCGCCGCGGGACACAACCUGAAAAAAACGUAACAUGAAGCAAACGUAACAUGAGGUAUGACAGUACAUAGCCCACCUACUGGACCUCUUAACUUCUUACCUGGCACAUUUGCACAUAUACUCUCUGAUGGAGUAGAACCCUGUGAAAGCUUCUGUCAUAUCUGUUAUGGUAAUAAGAACAGAAGACGAUCCCUGAUGCUGGGCAAAGUAGGCCCUGUCUAGUACAGAAUCCCAUUCUCACAGUGGUGAACCAUAUGCCCAUGGGAAGCACCCACGCAGGACUUGGGUACAAUAGCAAUCUCCCAACUGUUUAUUCCCAGCCACCAUAUAUGGAGGCAUACUGCUUCUGAUACUAGAAACAGAACAUAGCCAUUGAUAGCCUUUAUGAGUCUUCCAGGUGCUACAAGAUUCUCUGAUAUUUUUGCAGCAAAAUUGAGGCCUUGCAUAUUUCUUGGUUUUCUGUCAUUGUGUCACAGCAACAAAUGCUGAUUGCUUUACAAGAAAUGAAAGCCAGUCCCUUCCCACUGAUAGUGAAGUGCUUUGCUGUCAUGUCGUUAGGGCACUUUGAAUGGAUAAGUCCCUUUACCUUCUGGAAGGGGACCAGCACUGAUCAAAACAGCUCCCUUUUGUUUACUGCUCUAUCAUGGCAUGGUUACCUUGGGGGUGCUCUUAGGAAUGGGUUUGAUGUGCAAACUGUUGCUCUGUUCCCUGCCUCUGUUUCCCUCUGGCCAUGGCUUCUUUCUUUAUCUAAGCACCCCAGACAAAAUUUCCAGGGAAGGGGAAGCCAGGCAGGAACUCUAACAUGGUACAGUUGUACCUUGGAUCUUGAACACCUUUGCUUCCGAACAAAUCAGCUCCCGAACGAUUGAAACCCAGUUUUUGAAUGUUCUUUUGGAAGCCGAACAUCCAAUGGGGUUUUUGUAGCUUCCGAUUGGCUGCAGGAGCUUCCUGCAGCUAAUCGGAAGCUGCGCUUUGCUUUCCUAACGUUUUGGAAGUUGAAUGGACUUCCAUAAUGGAUUCCGUUCGACUUCCAAGGUAUGACUGUAUUGUGAUUAUAGCAGAACACUGAUGGGAGGAAGGGUAGUCAUCCUGAGCAUUUGCAUGCUACCUGCAUCCCUAACCUCUCUUUGUGGGAGGCCUACUCAGCUUAUCAGUCAAGAGCUGCUUCUGCAGGAGAGGAGACAAGCCUGGGGAUGCAUACCUGACAGCAGCAAGAUACCUGACACACAAAGGCAGCAUGUAAAUCUUGGAGAAGCCUCUCCAAAGACACUGCAGACAUCAUUGGGGACUUAAUGGGUUGUGUAGACCACCAACGCGGUGUCUUUCCUUGGUUGGUUAUAGUGCCUUGCAGAUUUCCUGGUCAAAUUAAGAACUCUUUCCCACUAAAUCAAACUUUGCCGGCCUUCAGCUGCUUUGGCCUCCAACUCCCACGCAGCACGACUGUAUGCUAGGGCUCAUAGGAGCAUUACUGUACUGCCUGAGGCUGAUGGGAGUUCUAGUUCAAAACUGCUGGAGGGUACCAGAUUGAAGAAGGCUGCAUUAAAUCAACAAGGGAGUAGCUUUGCAGAAAGUGUACAUACUCCUCUUGCUGUUCAGCAGAACCCAGAUGGUGCAACGUUGGUGAUCUAGAUGUGACACUAGCUCCUAGCUUCAAAUUCAUAUUUUCAGCAGUCAUAUUUAUUUGUACCUUGAUAAAGUCUCUAACUGUAGGAUUAGCAAGAGCUCUAUUCAGUAGUUCUACUUCAGCAAAUUUUCUACUUGUCUUUCCAGUUCACACUGUGGUCUUCAGCCCCUAAAAUAUCUGCAUUUCGUUGCCAAGAUUUCUUCUAGCAGUAUCUUUCAAAUCUCAUUUUGCAGUUUAACAUAAGCAAGUGAGCAGAUUUUCUGGCAUGUAUAGAUCUUUCUAGUAUCUCUUUGGCGAUUGUUGGUUUUUCAGAGUACAUGCUGCAAUAGAGUCUGAGAAUGUCUGUGUGGGUAGAAACAUAGCUAUCUCAGCAUUCCAUAACUGGACUAAUAGUAUCUUUGACUUGUUACUACCGAGAUUAAAUGGACACAUGCAUUUUAAUCCCAAUUCUUCAUGAUUUUGGUAGCAUACAGGGUCCUCCUUUUUGAGAAAGAGCCAAAGGUGCUUGGGGUUCCUUGGCUACAAGUUAACAAUCUAGAUACUUUUUAUCUUCAAUCCUGACAACGGCAUUGUGGUCUGUGAGAUGAAGAAGCCCUCUCACAAAGCCAGCUGGCAUGCGGAUUUCAAUUUGGGGCAAUUGCAAGACUUGCCAUGUAGUAGCAGAAAAGUGAACAUGUGAAUUCACCCAAAUGCAUGCAUGGUGUCAGUGGUGCACCAUUGUGAUUUUGCCACUGCUUUGUUGCAGGGAAAUCAUGGUGUCCAUGCAGAACAGUUGUCCUCCACACGGGUGAUUCAGUCACACUAUAAACAGGAUUAAAAGAGUGACAUUUAUGUCUGUUAAAACUGUUUGCUACCCACUUUUUUGUUUUUAUUUCCAGACUGGCUGGCUAGUCUGCCUUUCCCCACUGCACCACCCUUGUUGAUCAUGUAAGCAGCUUGUCUGGCCAGCUUGGAAUGGCAAAGCUGCUAUUACGGAAUGUAAUUCAUUUAAACAUAUCCUUCCUGUUGUAUCUUCGUCAUUCCUCCCAGUGGCCUUAUCAGGGCUGAUAUUUCCUCCUCCAAUGGGCCAGUUAAAUAUUUUUUUCCCCAAAUAUUUUUUUAGCUGCUUCUUGUUUAGGUUCUUUAAUAGAAGCACAAUACUAGACUGCUGGUAAAUUACUCUACAUUGGGUGAUUAUUUUUUAAAGGGGGAGGACCCGUCACUCAAUGGCGUUAGAGCAUAUACAGUGGUAACUGGGAUGUGAACAGGAUCCAUUCCGGAGCCCCAUUCGCAUCCUGAACAGAACGUAAGAUGUGACUGCGCAUGAGUGGGUCACGUUUUGCCACUUCUACGCAUGUGUGUGACGUCAUUUUGAGUGUGUGCGCAUGUGCGAGCGACGAAACCCGGAAGUAACAGAGCAUGUUACUUCCGGGUUGCCGCAGAGUGCAACCCGAAAGCGCUCAACCUGAAGCACAUUCAACCCGAGCUAUGACUGUACUUUUAUUUAAUUAUUACAUUUAUAUUCCACCUUUCCUCCAUGGAUCUGGCAUGGAUGCUUUAGUUGAAAUUCCUGCAUUGCAGGGGAUUGGACUACAUAACCCUUGGGAACAUUCUAACUCUACAAUUCUAUGAUUCCAAGGAGCCCAGGGUGGUGCGCAUGCUUUUUCCUCUCCUUUCUGCAGCCUGGUGCCCUCCAGAUGGCAUUGGGGGGGGUUGAUCCUUGGGUCCCUUUCAACUCUAUGAUUCUAAAGCACAUUUAGAUGGCAUCUACGCAUAUACACGAGCAUUUUGAACUGGGAAAGACUUCUUGAAAAAGAGAUGGACUUUUUCUGAGUGCUUGCUGGGAGAGCUCAUAAAUACAAAACUGAUUUCAGAAUGAAUUGAAUGAAACUCUUCCGUCAGUAGUUUAAAAAACAUUGAGUCUUGCAUUCUUGCAUUGAGUCUUGUAUUCGUGCUCUGCUGCUGGAUGCAAGAAGGUGGCACUUGUUGUGUAGAAGUACCAUUUCCUUCCAUAGGUGGCACUUCAUGCCUAACUUUGGAAUCUCUGCCCUCAUCCCAGACAGCUUUUACCUGUUGAAUCCCCAAAGAAUACAUCAGGCAGCAUUUUCACUUAUUUAUGUAGAAGAUUCACCACCACCCCAGGUUUUCGUUUUUCAUAAAAACUCAAAGUGACUUACAGUAAAACAUGCCUGUUUUAGACAAGAGUUGCAUUUUAGGUUCUGCAACUUUAUAUGGCACAGAAGUACAGGACAUGAGCAGCAGGUGAAUUGCAUCUUGAGUCUGGGUUGGCUGUUCCCACUGUGAGAAUGGUGUUGUGAAGGGCUAUCCAUGUCAGCUCCAGAAAGCAGUCGCAUGGGGGUGGAGGUGAGCUCAGUAGUUCCACAAAGGAAACCAGAUACUUCAGAAGCCAUUUCCUCUCAAUUCUGGGAAAAUACAAAGCUUGUUAAGGGAAAAUUCUGCCUCCCUUCCCAUAAACUCUUUUGGGAAGGAAAAACAAACACCUCAUUGGAACCUUGGCUGCCCAAACUGAAGUGGGCAGGUCCUCCAGGAAGAAUAUUCUCAUUAUAAAGCCCCUGGCAGAGCAAGAGUAGACUUAGAGGGACAACACUGGGCUUCAGAGCACAAUAAGAGCACACGGCACAGUAAGAGAUGUGGGAACUGCUGAUGACCCACUCCACCACUCAGGGAGUCUUCAAGCAUUUCUGCUACUGCUGUAGCUGCAGGACUCUGCUGGAUUUACCGAAGAAAUGUACACAUAACAGAAGCCACACUCUGUGGCCCCGAGUCUGUGGCAGAGUGCUACAAGGAAAGGUUGGCUUUACUCUUACAUUCAUUCAUUCAGUCAUUCAUUCUCUCUCUCUUUCUCCCCACCCUCCGCCUUCCCAUUGCUUUGUGCUGUAUGUGUGGAUAGAGAAACUGCUUCCACUUAUUAGCAAUAAUAGUGGGGUCUCAACAGACAGGGGCAAAGGGCUAAUUUUCACAAACAGCAAAUGAAGUGGUGAACCUGUGCCUGGACUGUGCCACUUCAGGAUUUAAGUGGGGCCUCAGAUUGUUGAAUGCUCCUCCCUUUACAAAAAAAAAUAAAUAAAUUCCUUGCAUGUUGAAAACUUUCUAGCUGUUUUCCUGACAUGCUAGUUUUAUGGGCCUAUGGAAUUUUUAUGUGUGGAAGAGCAUUAUCAUACAAACACACCCAACGAAGCUGCAGUCAUCUGAGUGGCAUAAUUCAGAGACAGGUUUACAACUUCACCUAGGCCCGAGAGAGGAGUUGACCCUGAAUCCCUAAAACUGAUUUGGGGGCAGGCCAGAGGCAGGCUGAUGAACAAGCCCAGCAAACCAGAAUUGGUACCAUGGACUCUGCUAGAAAACCUCCACCGGCUGGUCAGACAGACGUGUGUAUUGUGUGCAUUGAAAUUUUUCUGAUAAGGAUAAAGGUAUGUGUUGAAUGUAUUUGCUUAGCUUUGCAAAACUAUGCUGCUUUCAUGACUUUCGUUGUCAAACUUUCUGGAAUCUUUUUUUCUCAUGCAGAAGAGGGUGACGGAUGACAAAUGGUCUGAAAGGGCACUGAGGAAUUUCUAAAUCAGCCUUCCCCAACCUGGUGCCCUCCAGCAGUUUUGGACUACGGGGGCAGUUUGGAGCUAUAGCACAAAACAGCUAGAGGGCAUCAGACUGGGGAAGACUGUUCUAGGGUAUUCAUGUUGAGAACUGUUGCGGUCUAUAAUUUUGCUAUUUGUUUUAAAGGACAAGCUAGCAGGAUUCUCCUGAUAUCUCUGAUCCUGCAAAUAUGUGACCUGCAUACCGGUCUAAUUAAAUUUGGCUCCCAGUACGUUUCCGAGCACAAUUCAAAGUGUUGGUGCUGACCUUCAAAGCCCUAAAUGACAUUGGCCCAGUAUACCCAAAGGAGUGUCUUCACCCCCAUUGUUCAGCCUGGACACUGAGGUCCAGCUCUGAGGAUCUUCUGGUGGUUCCCUCACUGCGAGAAGUGAGGUUUACAGGGAACCAGGCGGAAGGCCUUCUUGGUAGUGGCACCCGACCUGUGGAACACCCUACCAUCAGAUGUCAAGGAAAUAAAAUAACUUAUCUGACUUUUUGAAGACAUCUGAAGGCAGCCCUCUUUAGGGAAGUUUUUAAUGUUUUAAGUUUUAUUCUGUUUUUAGUCCUCUGUUGGGAGCUGCCCAGAGUGGCUGGGGAAACCCAGCCAGAUGGGCAGGGUAUAAAUAAUAAAAUUAUUUGACUAAUUUAUUUAAGACAAUACAGUCACUUUGGCCUCUGCACCUGAUUGCUAACUCACUAAUAACUCUCCAUUUUUCAGCUGGAUCCACAGACAUUGCAAGAUAAAGACUGGCAACGCACUGUCAUAUUAAUGAAUGGAGUAAGUACAGACAAUUCUAAAAUGCAAGCUGGCUGCUCCUGACUGUUCCGUUCUGGAUUGGAUUUUCAGGUCGUGUGCUCCUGGUGACUGAAGACCCAUACUCAAAUGUUGUUGUAACAUCUGCACACACAUGCAGAUGAUGAUAUAAAACACUGACAGCAAGCUGCUUGCCAGGCCUGUGCAGCUGUUUACAUGCCUGCUGAGGAGCCAGCUUUAUAGAUUGUUCCUUGCGUGGGUGCAGUCUCCAUUAGCACACAGAUACAGAGCAGCUUUGAGGAUUCAAUUGUUGCAUAGGAACAGCAUGUAUAAAUUUUCUAUGUUGGAAAUUCUGCCUUUGUAUCGCCCAUACUGCCAAAACACAUAAGCUCUCUGUUAACAAUCUGCACUUCUCCUGGAUGCGGAAGAUAGGAGAGUUUUAUUUCUAAUGCAAUAAUGUUACAGAGGAUCUGGACGUAUGCAGAAUAUGCACAUCCUGUUCCUGGUGCAGCAACAGACCACCCUAGCUGUCUUUGUAGUCAUGCAGGCUGCUUCUUGCACAACAAGGCCUUUCUCUGAAGCCUCAAAGCACUCAGCCUUAUUAAAUUGGCACCUUGACUAUUUGGUCCUAUUGACGCCUGGUGUGGAAAAUCAAAACAACACUCACAACUGUGUGCCCUUGCAGGCACUAAUUUUUAACAAAGGGGACGACAAUGCACUCUGGAAUUCUCCUCUGCAAUUUUCACUGAAAUGAAUGGGAAUGGCAGUGGCUUGUAUUGGAGGACUUCUCAGCAGAUCAAAUGCCCGCCAGCGCUCAGAGCUGCCUGUCUGUAAUCACUGAAGUCCUGUUCUCCCUUUUAAAAUAUAUGCAAUGUUUGCAUAGUUUUUUGACAAAGAAUGGCACAUAGUGGAAUCUAUUUAGAACGGGCAUCUGUGUACACUGUCUCUUCAAUGAGCUGUAUUAAUAAGCUCCAGUUAACCAGAUAAAAGUGGUUUAGUUGGGGAAACUACUUCAGAUGAAAUAGUAAUUAUUUCAGACAUAAGUAGUUUUGAAGAACAUUAAAAUCUUAUGCAUCAUGUAAAAUCUUCUUUGACCCUCAGUUACAAGUUGUUGCUCACUGUGGUGUUAAUGCUACUGAAUACAGAAGUCUCUCUGCUCAUUGAAUAUCAAAUGAGACUUGCUGUCUGAAUAUUGUCUCUUCCUAGUGAGCAUGGAUAAGCUGCACAUUAUGCAUAGCUGCUAUUAUUUAUAUACUUUAUAUUCUGCUUUUCACGUUGCCAUGUACUUGGAGAAGCUAACACGUUUUCUUUUAACAAACAGUAAACCACAUGUAAAAUAAAACAAAAACAAACUGAGAAAUGAAAAUUUAAAGUAGUAAUAAAAGCAGCUGUAAGACCCCUUACCUUAAGAGAUUUUACCGAAACAAUUCUAACUGUAAACUCCAGAAACAAAAUUUUGCAAGUGUAAGGCUAAAAACAGGGAUGGCUAACCUGUGGAUCUCAAGAUAUUGAGCCUCAGUGAUUGUGGGAGUUGUAGUCCAGCAACAUCUGAAGACCCACUUUUUAGGCUCUCCUGGCCUAAAAUCUUAGAAAAGUCUGGUUGACUUUCAGUUUGUAUUAGACUCCACAUUUCUUUCCACAUUAGCUUUGUUAUUUCUACCCCCUUUGACAUUUUAGUUUAUUGUUUUGAAGUGUUAGAAGACUCUGUUUGUAAUCACAAGAGACUAAUGUGGUAUGUAGUUGAGAAGGGGGUGCACUGUUCUGUGUAGUUUUCCCAAGGGAAAGCAGUUUACAUGGAGUAUGAAAGUAACUCAGUCUGACUGCGGAGCUCAGAACAGAGCAGGUCACCCAGCUGAUGAUCCAAACCCCUGUGCUAUUCAUUGUUACUCCUUGUGACUGUUUUUGAAUGAGAGAAAUCCAACAAGAAUUUCUGUUGUUGGAAAGAGUAGCUAUGAAUCUCCUUUUUCUUCAAGGUUGAAGUGAAGCUGUCUGUGAAGUUCACCAGUAGAGAGUUCAGCUUAAAGAGGAUGCCCUCCCGCAAACAAACAGGCGUAUUUGGAGUAAAGAUCGCAGUGGUCACCAAGUGAGUUAUUUCAUUAUUUUUUCUUUUUAAUCCAGGGUUUUUCCUUAAGGCCUUUCGCCUGACCUGACAGUGAACAAAAGUUAACACGUAUAAUUUGCCUGUUUUCUAACAUAGUUUUGAGGGGAGGGGGAAGUAUCUGUAUUGCAAGCUGCAUCAUCUUCAUUGAGAGCUGCAUAAAUCUGCUUGGAACCCAAGUUUGUUUACUUUGAACAUCAUGUGCUAUGCCGUGCUCCGGAACCAACCCUUGGUCUCUUCCUAUCCUGUGAGAUGACUCACCCUGGGAUUUUCCAAGCUACCGAGCAGCCAUUAUGCACCACACUCAAAAAAACAUUCACACCAUCUGGAUGGUGCUAUAUUCGUUUUAACCCGUGAACUUUAGUCAUGAUUCAUUUGCCAGCAGAAUGUUUACUGGCACUGGAGAACUUGGGAGGGAAUCAUUAUUUUGUAGGCAGAAACAGGACUACUAAAGCACACAUAUUAAAGUGACAUCUUUAAAAAAUAGAGAAGUGGAAUGAGGAUUUUUAGCUUCCUCUCAGGUAUCAACCUUACUUUGAAAAGAAAAGAAAAACACAUGAUUCUCUGGAGUCAGGUGAAUGGUUUGGCACCCAUGGUAUGAACUGAUGACUAGAAUUUUAUGGUGUUGGAGUGGGAGAAUGUAGCUGCCAGUGCUUUGACCUCUUACUUUUCUGCACAUCAAUAAACUUUGUACUUUUGAGCAGCAUGGCAUAUCAGGGACUGGCAAGUGCUUCAAUAUGAUACUCACAAACAAAUAGCACAUAACUUUGAAAACGAUAAAUAGCUGUACAUCUUGAACAACAGUUUUAUUGUUUUUAUUUCUUGACAUAUUAAUGCUGUAAAUUUGUAUUAGUAUUACUUUUGAAAAUAAAUACAAAAUGAUACCGGGGGGGGGGGGCGGGGAAUGUCUGCCUUCAAAUGCAGGCACCCUCCUGUUUUUCCACAGAAUCAAAGGCAGUUUUAAAUUGCUUUCUUGCUUGUGGUGUGUGUACAUUCACACAUAAUUGUUUCCUUUGCCUUUACUGAACUGGACCUCUUCUUGCAGGAGAGAGAGAUCAAAGGUGCCUUACAUUGUGCGCCAGUGUGUCGAGGAGAUUGAGCGUCGUGGCAUGGAGGAGGUGGGCAUCUACCGAGUCUCUGGCGUUGCCACCGAUAUCCAAGCUCUGAAAGCUGCUUUUGACGUCAGUGAGUAUCAGCUUCUAAGGUUUUCAUUUCCACUAAAAAUGAACAGAGUCAGUGCUCCACUCACUCUACAAACAGUUACUAGGGCCAGUCUCAAUGGAAGUAGUUCAGAAAAGGAAGUGAUCUGCAAUGCAGUUGUUUCUAACGUACAUGCUUUAGCUUAACUGCGAAAUGAAUGUUGUUUACAUUUUCAAAUCGAAAAGAAGCUGGUUCAAUGCAUCAAGCAGCAGUAUUUCUCAAGAAACUGUGAGAUAGGUAUGCAUUGUGGCUAACUGUCAUGUGUGCACUGUUUCAAACACCAGUGGUGGCAGCACACUGGAGACAGGGUAAAUGUUAAUGAGUACACAGCCAGAGUGUGCAAGCCCAUGGCAUAUUACUGAUCCUCCAAAAGCUGUACCAUCAUUUUUGAAUUGAGCAAACAAUUUAAAAAUGGAAGUUCAAAAGCAACGCCCAAGUAGCUAAAAAUUCUGCUCCCCUCACAUCUCCCCUCCCUCUAUUUCAGAUAACAAAGAUGUCUCCGUCAUGAUGAGUGAGAUGGAUGUGAAUGCCAUUGCAGGGACCUUAAAGCUCUACUUCAGAGAACUGCCUGAGCCCCUCUUCACAGAUGAACUCUAUCCCAACUUUGCUGAAGGCAUUGGUGAGAAUUUGAUGACUAACAAACAUACUACUUCAGGAUUGCUGAAUCAAUUGGGAGGAAAUGUGACUGAAGAUAUUUGGCAGAAACUCCUUCAGGGUAUCCUCUUACCCAAAAUAAUGCAAGAAUACUUAAAGCAUUAGAAAUGUAACUGCUUUAGAAUCGUUAACAUUCCUAAUGUUUUAAGUAUUUUAAAUUGCAACAUUUUCUCGUAGGGGAGUGUUUCCAGGCUGCUGAUAAUAUUGUUGCAUCUUCCAGACUUUCAGAUCUGCAAUCCCCUUUUUUGAAAAGUGCCAGCCAGAACUGUACACUGUUUUCCAUUUGUGCAGUAGACAACAAUCCCUUUCCUGAUAAUACCUAGCAUGCAAUUGGGCCUCUUUUUUCAUAGCUGAGGCUAAUAACUGGGCCAGGUUUGGCUCUGCAGUCUGUGAGGCACAAGUUUGUAAUGUAUUACGUUUCAGCCCUUCUUUAGGAGGCAGCUUCUAAACCAAAAUUAGGUCAGUUCCUGGACCUCUGUGUAGCUUGAUACUGCAGAGGGAGGGAAGGAUUCAGCUGCCCAAGAGAAGUUAGGGCAGCAGAGUUCGGGAUGGAUUGGGGGAGCAGUGAGGAUGUGCCUGUAUUGAGCUUGGUCUCUGGAUUUUAAUUUUUGUAACUUGAGUGAAACAUAUUAUGUACUUUGGGCACUUUGAGACUUGCUAUUUUUGUUUGGGGGAUUCAGUCACAUACUAGUAGAUUCAGGUUACACAGUUAUAGAUUAUUGAGAGGACUUGCACAACAAGCCUGUUUCCUCAAAACAUUGAGGACUCAAAACAUUGAGUGACAUGAAUACGCACUGGAAAGUGUGGGAUAACACUCGCUUUGACACAAAGUUAUCUAACUUCCCAGCAAACAAAUCAGAAUGAUCAAUAACAGACAUAAUCUAAUCUCCCCACAGACAAAUAAGAAUAAAUGCACAAUAAACAAAUUGUCUGGAUGCAACCUUUAUUAUUGUUAACUGUUAUUUAUAUAAGAUUGCUCAAUAGCAUAAGGUUUUGCUCAGAGCAGACCCAUGGAAAUUAAUGAACUUGAUUUAAUUUCUGUGAUGCUACUCUGAGCAAAUAACAUAGGGAAAGACUGUUGACAGCAAUAAUCUUUUUUUUUUUGUUAGUUUAACACCACUCUUUGUUAUUUCAUUCAGAAAUAUGAAACGAUAAAAUACGAUUAAAAUCCAAUAGAGUGGUACCUCGGGUUACAUACACUUCAGGUUACAUACGCUUCAGGUUACAGACUCCACUAACCCCGAAAUAGUACCUUGGGUUAAGAACUUUGCUUCAGGAUGAGAACAGAAAUUGUGGUCCGGCGGCGCGGCGGCAGCAGGAGGCCCCAUUAGCUAAAGUGGUGCUUCAGGUUAAGAACGGACCUCCGGAACGAAUUAAGUACUUAACCCGAGGUACCACUGUAUUAUUUUUAAAAAAAUCAUAAAAUGGCCUGUGGCCUAAAGGCCUUUCAGAAUUUUAAAAAAUCUUCACUAUAACGAUCAUAAAAGAGUGGGAGGAGCCAGGCUAGCCUCCCUUCCAUGCCUUGUGAAGCUGCAUUGUGUGCUCCCAUUCUGACGCUUUCCCCCCUCUCCUCCUCUAGCACUUUCAGAUCCAGUUGCUAAGGAAAGCUGUAUGCUGAACCUACUGCUGUCUCUUCCAGAACCCAACCUUGUCACAUUCCUUUUUCUCCUGGACCAUUUGAAAAGGUAAUGCUAGAUGUCCUUUUACAGCAUUGACCAUCUCUCAGUACUUACUGUGGAACUCCUGGAAUGCAUUCCUAGGCAUUGUUGGGAGUAAUAACUGAAUGCAUAUGGUUAAUAGACCUGGUCAAGACACCUUUUCAGCUUGGCUCUAAGAGAGACUACUGCUCUGAGAUGGCUCGUCUGCAGUGGUAGCUCCUACGUAGAAGUGUUGGGGUGUCAUUCCUUGUCCUCAUUCCUCUUGAACAAACCCCAUGGAUUGCUUGCCACUCUAGUGUUCUUAUAAAAUAACAACGUUCAUACAAGUAUUGGAGAACUGACCUAAGGCCCAUCUCUGCCCUAGUUUCAAAAUUCAUAUCAACUAAUAUUUGAGGAACAAUAACCUUUUUUUUUACUUCAAAGCUAACAUUCAUUGCAAUGCAGAUAACAGAAUAUAGUGAAAAUCUGGCUUGCAUAGAACUUUAGAUGGACAGUCCUGUUCUUAUCACCUUUGUAUCUGCUGCUGCCACAACCUGCUAUCACAAAUAGCUUCUUACAGCGGAAAGACCUUGAAUGGAGCACCUCUUGUCUUUGUUAUAAAAACUAAACCAUAAUUUGCUAGGAUUUGAAGUCUUUGCAAGGGUGGUAUAAAUGAGAACCAUCUUCUGAGCUGCAGAAAUGAAACUGUGUCUUUCUUUCUUUCUUUCCCUCCCUCCCUCCCUCCCUCUGCUGCCUCUACCCAAUUGCUUCAGGGUUGCUGAGAAGGAGAACAUCAACAAGAUGUCACUUCACAAUCUGGCAACUGUUUUUGGACCAACGCUGCUCAGGCCAUCGGAAAAAGAUAGUAAAAUCCCUGCUAAUCCAACUCAGCCAAUAGCCAUGACUGAUAGCUGGUCACUAGAAGUCAUGUCCCAGGUAAGGAAGUGGGAUAGUCCAGGAAAAUUUUUGCAACUUAAUGAGUACACAGUGUCCCUAAGGCAAGGCAAAGCCCAGUGGCUCACCUUGUGGGAUUAAGCUUGCUCUAGCUAUCAGCCAGUCACUAAUGUUGCUGAAAGUUUUGUCUGUGUUUUGUUACACAACAUAAUAAAAACAGUAAACUGUCGUAGGAAAGUUAUUGAAGAGUGGAAAUGCAUUCUUUAAAUAAGUAAAUGAACAGAUAGCCUAAUUUUCCAAUGGAUUGUGCUCCAACCUGGAUCUCCCACUGAGUAUAUAGCACCCAAAAUAUGCUACAUAAAGCAGUUGCCCUCAUAGUUAGGUCACUUCACUACACUGGCUUUCAUUGACCUGUUUUCUCCUUUGCUUUCCAGGUCCAAGUUCUUCUCUACUUCUUGCAGCUAGAGACUAUCCCUACCCCUGAUAGCAAGAGACAGAGUAUCCUGUUCUCCACAGAAGUGUAGGAGCCUUGAUCAGUCCGUGUGGAAUUUGCCAUGGGUGUGAACUGCCCCACUCUGGGAAUGAGAGAAACACAUUACUCCUUCAGACAUUCCUGGUCUGUCCUUGCCUACCAGGAGGAAAUAAGGCCUUCAGUCCCUCUGCUAUUUGUCAGGCAAUGAUAGGCUGAAGACUUUUUUUAAAAGAGAAAGAAAGAUUCCUUCUUCUUUUGACCACUAGAACAAGAAAGAACUGGGCCAGGCUGUGCUGUGAGUUUUCAACCAGCAGAGGGUAGCCCUGAGCAGCAAAAACUGUUUCUUGUGGGGUAUGUGAAAGAACAGAUUCCUCUGUGGGGGUUUUUUUUUUUAAUGGAAUUAAUUUUAUUUUUGGGAAGCUUCAAGAUUUCUACUUGGACCUCUUGUGAAGAGCAAAAGGAUAUAUCAAAACUGUAGCUUUAAUAGCUGCUGUUUUGGUUUUUAACGGAAUACUGCAAAGUAUAUGCAUUUAUGAUGCCCUCUACAUGGAAAUUUAAAUCUUGAUUUCAACUAGUCUCUUUUUAAUAAAUUAAUUAAUGAAUUAGAGGCUUCAUAUACAAUCAGACCUCUUGGUUGGUUGUUGUUUUUGUCACAGACUUGCCUCUUUUCUUGGAAAUGGAGAGAAGAAACCACAUUUUCUUGCCUUUUGUCCCUUUUUGGGUAGGGGUUGAUAAAGGAGGCACUUCCUGUUGCAUCAUAUUAAGGCCAGUGUGGUAAAGGAGACUGGGGGAGGGUGUGAUGAUGGCAAGUAUUUAGAUGACCUUACUUUCUGUAUGAACCAAAAAAAUAAUGGGCAAUGCUAAUGUGAAAGAUUUGCUAAAUUCUUCAGGCAUUCUAAACAGAAUAGAAGAUCACUUGCAUAAUGGGGAGCUUCAUCCCAUUUCCCCAUAUAAAAAAGAAAAAAAAACUUUUAUCCAGUUCUCCACCCAGAUGAUGAAGGCUGUGCCUACACAUAAACACCAUAACAUUUCUUCAGAGAUCUGGGGACAAAUGUCAAUGGCUGUCUCCCAGCUGCUUGACCUAAACUUUCAUCAGAAUCGCUUUUUCGAUACUUGAAUUUUUAUGUUCUUUCUUGAGACUUUGUAUGUUGCUUAUGGAAAUUGUCUUUUCCACCUCAACCCCUUUUUUGCUGGUAAAUAUAAAUGUUUUGAUAAGAUGUUUGAUAACCUACACAAUGAUGGUUGAUUGAGCAGGGAGCAUUUUGUAUUUUUCAGAAAUCCUAGACAUUCAUGGACUUCAGAGCAGCCGUAUCUAGGCACCAGUGAAUUAUAGCACUGGGAAAGGAUCAGUGCUGGGAACUGGAAACAUGAACUAAUUGUAGAGUCCUCUAAUGGACAGGGAGGUUUUUGCUUUUGCUCUGAUUUUACAUUAUAUUUGGGGAGAUAUUUUGCCUAUCACUUCCCACUUGGUCAUCCAGCAUAAUUUUUAGUUAUACCCAUACAUGCCACCAAUUUUACCAAGAAAAUCAGAAACUGCUUGCAGGCAAGGGAGAAGAAGACGGAGCCCCUCCUUCCUUAUUAAAAGUGUGAUAAAGGGCUAAGAUGUUAAACUAAAUUGUUGGCUUGGUUCAGGAGAAGGACUGAAGUAGGGAAUGAGACUCCCACAAAGGUUUGUCAUGUUCCUAAGUUCUGAUAAAUAAAUGUGAUUCUCCUUGUUAAACAAAACUAAAAGGUAGUGGAGAAAUGUAUGCUUUGACAGCCUUACUGAUGGGUUUUUUUUUUGGUACUGUUCCAUAAUGUCAGCUGCUUUGGGUAUUAUGAAAUCACACAUUCCGAAAGAGAGGAGAGGUUUUGUCAUUUUCUAUGUGUGUUCCUGCAUCUUUCAUGUUCCUUAAAAUUAUUCAUAUGGGAAUCUGAUAUUGCUUAGCUCCUCUUCCUACCAAGGCUACGAUACUGUCCCUGUUUAGACGUAACCUAUUUCAGCUUAUUAUAUUAUUUUAUUGUUCUCACUUUAUUUUAUACUGUUAUUGUUUUUCUAAUUGUCAUUAUUGUAUUUUAACAAUUUUUGUGUAAGCCACUCACAGAACUUUGGUUACAGAGUGGCAUAGAAAUACCGUUAAUUAAUAAAUUAAAUUAUUAAGCCAAGAUAUGCACGAGCCUUGCAUUCGUGUGCUUCAUUCUGUCCUUCCUCCCUUCUCUUCUCUUAAACAACAGAAAUUGCUGCCAAAAAAUGGUGUGAUAGCCAGUAACAUAAAUGGCUUUCAAAAAGCAGAUUAGGCAAAUCUUAGAGGAUAAGCCCUUCAGUGGCUAUUAGUUGUGUUGCCUACAUGGUACCUGCAGUGUCAGAGGCACCAGGAAGACGGUUAUGUGGUGCUUUGUGAGCUUCCCAGAGGAAGCAUGCUGGACUAUGUCUUUGACCUGAUCCAGCUGCAGGACUCCUGGUAAAUAGUGUGCAGCAAGUGAAGUUGAUCAUUUACAGCUUUCACAGUUUCAGGCCCUGAUUAGAACAUGGUAGCCAUAGUCUCUUGGUUUGGAUGUAACAGGAAACUAUGGUAAAGUAACCCAGUACUGUAUGUCUUCAGUCAUGGGACACAGAGAAGAGAGAAAGGGACAGCAUUUGCAUGCACAAAGUUCAUUCGUAUUUUGGCUUAGUAAGCCAAGAUAUGUUCUAUCCAAAUGGGGCUGCAGCAUGUUACAAAUGUUCUUCUCUAGACUAAUUUCACUAUAAUCUAAAUUCUACUUCUCCCAUUUCCCUUGCUGUUCAAUCAAGCCUUUAAAAAGAAGUGAGGAUUGCAAAGUAUUUGUGGAGGUGCUAAAAAAAAAGUGAAGGUAUCUAACAUGCUAUUAAAUUUAGUAUUAUUAUUAUUAUUAGAGGUAAAAAAUAAUGGGGUAAGAUGUUAACAGGAAGAUAUACUGUCUGAAUUGCAGUUUUCUACUCUGCUUUGUCUCAUCCCAUACAACCAUUUCUCUUUCUGUCCUUCUAAGCCAGCUUUCCUCAAUUGCUGUGCUAGCUGGGGUUGAUGAGUGUUACAGUCCAAAACAUCUGGAGAGCACUAGGAUGAGGGAGGAUGUUCUAGGCAAUGGUUUUCCCCUAUGGCUUUAUAGGGGAUGGACACAUGAGAUAUGGGGCUGGGAAAUGAUUGACCAAGCUACUGUAUUUACGCAAAUCUAAUGUGCCAUCGAAUCAAAUACGCACCUCAAUUGUCAAAACCUUGAAACCAAAAAAGUAUUUGCUACGUCAGCAGUGUUUUUCAAGCUUGCAAUCAAAUCUAAUGCACCAUCAAAUCUAAUGCUCACCCUAAUUUUCGUGAUGUAAUUUGGCCAAAAAAGGUGCACAUUACAUUUGAGUAAAUAUGGUAUCUCAGAUUCCUUCCCACUGAGUAGAAUGGCAGAAUUGAUUAAUCCCCUCCAUAUUGAUGAUCAAUGUACUGGACAAAACUCUAUUGUUGAGGGAUUUGGGGGUGGCCAUGCAAGGCCAGGGGUGAAGGGAGACUUCAGAUGUUGGGAUCAUUCCAUGGAUUCAGGAUACAAAUAGAUUCUAGGCUGAACUGAGCUUGCCUCCUUUGUCUCUCUUCAAAGAUGGAAAAGCGGGAGGAGCAUGGGUCAUCCUGUCCAAAUAUCCCAAAGUAUCUUGUUAGCAAAGGAUCCCCCCAUGAUGCAGUAUCAUAGCAUCCCUGUUUGGUCAAUUUUUGGUACGGCACUAAAAGUUUAUAUGCACACUUUCUUUGGAUUUACACAAGCCUGUUCCUGGGAAGUUUGGGGCCACCCCAAGUAUAAGAGAUAGUCCUUCCUUAACAUUCCAGUCAUACUUGUAUUGCAAGUUCAACUGGUCUCACAAUCACAGUCUUUCAUGUAGUUGUACUGGACUUGUAUUACCUGAAGAACCAGCACAAGGGAGCUGCAGAGAUUGGUGGUGCUUAAAGAGCUAAUCAGAUCCUCUACAAUGACAUGGAAGCCUUAGAGAGGCCUUAAAUGUUUUUCUUGAGAUGCGGGGGGGCUGGGGGAAGGGUUGCUUUGACCCUGUUCUGAGAACUGUAAUUUCUUAAGGGCUUCGCCUUUUUUUGUCUUAUUAUUUUGAAUUUGCACCACUUCUCAUUCAAAAGGGGCUGCUAUUUUCCUUUGUGCAUCAUUGGUUGUUACUUAUCUAUAGCUGCGGCUUACAACUGGAAAAGCAAUACUACAAAGACUACAAAUGUGCCAAUUCACCUUGCCUGACUUACUGAUUUUUAAAAAUUUACAUAAAACUGUAAUUUUAAUAUUGAAUUGAUGCUUUAUACUGCAUAGUUGUAAGGAGGAUGCCUUUGCUUUGGAAACCUUGAGAUCUGCUUUUAUGAGCAGGUGAAUUCUUACAUGGAGGCACGUAGAUGUGGGAGAGAUUGGACAAUUAAUUUAGGCAAUUAAUUGAUUUUAUUAUUAGUAUUAAUAAUUAUGAAUUAGUAUUAUAAACCUAUGCUUUCCUGAAUAAUUGCAAUUCUGAGCUGGGAAACUAGGGCACUCAAUUUAAAUUGAUCUGAAAAUUGAGAAAGGGUUGGUUUUUUGUUUUAGUUUUAAAUGAUCUGUUAAGCAGGCAACACACUGUAAAAAUGAUCCAGAUUUUCAAGUGAAGGGGUUCUUAUUUGCCCUGCUUGGAGUUUUCUUAAAACCACCAGGACUGCCUUUCAGUAUACUGGUCUCCACAUCAGCAUGGCCUUGCACCUGAGGAUGAAACAUAACUGGGGUGAUGUGGGCAGGUGAUAAGCAAGUCACUACUUCAUAGGAAAGCCCCUCAAGACAAGGAUUCCCUCCUUCUAGAGGGUGCCUCUGUCCCACUGCCUGCCUAAGCUGCUACUAUAAGCAAGGGCUUCUACUCAGAGCUUAGGGUUACCCUGCUCCCAAGCUCACAAUUUCCAAACUGAAGUCCCUAUCUGGGUAUCAAGACUAGUGCUUCCUCCACCUCACUUGGGCAGAGGGGACUUAGCCUUCCCCUGGCACUAAUGCAGCACUCUGGCAUCACAUACUAGGUUGGGGAAGUGGCUUGCUCCUCUGUCAACACUGGCAAAUGCAUGUGUGAUCUUAACGUCCCCUCCAUGCGCCUCUCACAGACAAGCUACAGAUUACCAGAUUGGUUAGUCUUGGAGGUGGUUAUUCCUUCAAUCUUUUCAGAGAUUUAAAGAAUGGGAGUGGCAAGAGGGGAACAGUACCACUUGAGUGACUAAACCAAACCAAAGAAGUAUGCAGCAUCCUUCUAAAGCUCCCCACCCCAAAAGGGGGAAAGUCCUCUCUUUUGCUGUAGCCUAAUAACUUUGCAUCAGAUUUGACCAAGAAUUGGUUGAGUGAAUAAAGGGUUGUAUCCAACAUUAGUUAUAUUCAAAGAAAAACCAUCAAAAUUAAUAAACAUUACUAAUUUAUGUCCAUUAAUUUCAGUGGGUCUGCUCGGAGCAGCACUCAAUUAGAUACAACCCAAGGUGUUUUGACCAUACUAGGUUGUUUGUGAAUGCAAAAAACUGAUAACCUAUAGUUUCAGGUUAGGCUUUCCCUCUACCUGCCUUUAAAAUACAUAUUCUGAAAGGAUUUUCUCUUACUCUGCUCCACUGUGAAUUCUGGAAGCUUGGGCAACUGAUUUUUUUCACAUUCAGGUGCCAACUAUAGCAGGAAGCCCGGCCCUCCAAUGGUGAUCCCAUUCUUCCGGGAUGCUUUUGGUGUAUAGCUCGGAAAUUUCAAAUUAGUUAUAAGUGGGUGGGCAUAAUUACAGGUUUUGCAUAUCACUGAUAAGCCAAGAUGAUAAUCUUGGCAGAUAAUCUUAUGGAAUCUUUUGAAGAUUAAUUUCUAUGCCUUAAUGUUAUAAAAUGCAACUUUAGAAGGCCUCUUCCUAAUCGCUUCCAAGAAACCCAGGGGUUUUUUAUUCCUCUUCUGUGAUUCCAAGUUCCUUAUGUAGCUUUCUCAAUGCUCUGGUUUUAAAACCUCAAGUUACCUACAGAAUAUUCCAUUUUACAGAAAGUUAUCCAUAGCAUAGAUCCUUAAUAUUAUUGGGUGUGAAUGACUGAGUGAAUGAAUACGAUAUUGUGCCCUUCCAAUAUAACUUCCCUGUGUUUUGCUGUUAUUGUUUAAGAACAACCAAGAGAGCCCUGUUGCCUAUCAAUUCACAGCAAGGGUUGAACCACAAUGAUAGAAUUCCCAUCCUGUGGUCACUCAAGGAAGAUAGUUCUAACAGCUUUAGGUUUGCUUUUGGAGCUUUGAGUUAGGGUGGUAACACUGGGAUCAGCUGUUUUAUUUGUGCUGUAACUGAAUUAUCAUGGGAUAGAUUUGCUUUUUAAUCUACCUUCAGCCCUUGUGGAGGUCAGGCUGUGGAAAUGGUGAGUGAGGGGACUGGCUGCCUAUUCUGCACAUGUGCCCUGCUGAAUGUGCUACAAAGUUUAAUAUCUCACACAUCAUAAUAAGGGCCACACAGAGCUUGUGUCUGUUUUUUCAGCUCCUAUCCCAAGAGCUUGUCAAGGGGCACAAAGACUAAUGGAAGAUUACUUGUCUAAUCAGACCACUUUCACUUUCUUAGAUAUACAGUAGUGAACAUUCCAAAGCCUGUUAUAGGCAGGGGGCGGGUUCCUGUUUUCUUCUAAUAAACCUUCACAGACCAAACAAUUCUGCAUUUGUAAGUAGAGAAGAGGGAAACUCCUGGCCUCAGCAAAGCUCUGCAUGUGCACUGUCAUGGCUGGAUUAACAUUUAAGUAUACUGCAGUCUAGUGACAUGGCUUCUCAGUACGCUUCUUAGCAUGUGCCUGUUAACUCUACAAGAGUAAGCAAAUGUAGAGGUUCUUCAUUUCCUUGGCUCUGACCACAAGAGUCUCCACAGGAAGGAUGCCUUUAGUGUGCUUCGGGUUAUAAAACAAUUGCUAGUGUCAUUUCAGUAGGAAUGUUAUUGCUCUUGUUUUUCCAUACUUCAUCACUCCUUUUGUAUUAUAAGCAUCACUCUCCAGGUUAGUGUCAAGGAAGGUAUUCCUCCAGAAAGUUUCUUAAAACUGAUUCAUAAGAGAGAAAAAGAAUCAUCAGAAUAAAGUGUACAUAUCCUCUGUCAUCUCUUCGUCACCAUUAUGUUCUGGUCCUCUUUUCACUGACAACCCUUCUGGCUGUCUGUGCAAAUAUUUACCAAUACUUAAACGUUAGCUUCUGGGUUUCACUGCUUUGUGGCCUUUAGCAUGAUCAGGAAAGAAUGCAGGGCUUAUGAAGGGGCAGAACCAUAAUUCAGGUAGAAGCUUGCUUAGUUAUCAGUGGUUCCUGCUGUGUUCCGAAAAGCUAAGUAAAUCAGCCAGAUUACUUGCAGGAAGCAAAACCUGCCACAUCCAGAAAAACUCAGGUCACCAGGUGCAGGCUUACUUUCACUGGUGUCCCUUCAGUUAACACCAAUUUGCGUUCUUGAUAUAACAGUGUGAUUGCCAUUCAGUCCUACAUGUAAAAAGACAAGGUACUUGGGAAUGGCAAAAACAUGCCUUCAGCAUCACAUCCCUUCUCACCAGUCUUAGGACUAAGGCUGAUGCAGCACUAGCAAUGUAAUGUAAUCCCGACUGUAACAGAGGGUCUUAGACAAACUUUUGACUGGAUUUGUUUAUGUGAAUUCAAUUCCUGAGGCAGGAUGACUUACAGGAGAAUUUCUUCAAGUAAUUUCCAGUCAAUAUCCAAGGUUAGCCAUCACGUAGUGUUCAGCCAAUUCUUUGAGAAAGAUCACUUGAGUAGGAUUCCUGAUUCUGAAUGAGAGUUGAAUCUGGAAAUGGCCCUCUGGGUGAAGAUUAUUCACCCAGAUUAAUCUGGAUCUCCAUGGAGCAGGAAUGGUCACAUAAUCUUUCCUGCAGGGAGUGCUAAUGCAGAUGGUCAGCCUUACAUUGAUAAACAAUGAAAAAAUAUUUUAAGAGGGUAAACUUGCUGACAGUUACUCCCCUUUGAUCAUGUCCUAUACAAGUCAGCAUUUUUUAUCAUUGGUCAGGAAGAAACUACUCACAGUUUAUAAAUGUGUACAAAAGUGAAUGCAUAUGUUCUGGUAAUGUGAUGGCAUGUUUUGACCAAGAAGAGAGGUGACAGGCCUCCUGUGAGUAAUUGCUUUCUAUGAUAAAAGGUAAGGAUUCAUGAAGGGAUAUCAUGCAGUAACUGCAUUUAUCACAUGAAUACCGUAGGAAGUCUUGCCCUCACUGUGUUACAGUCAAAAUAAGCUAUAAUGAAUUUAGAUGAAAUUAUUAGUGAUGGUUGUAAGUUACUGUGUGGAAAGGACAGCAAAUAGGCUAUUUUAUUAUAAACGGGUUUCUGUCUUAAUCUUUCCUUCUGUUAAACUAACAUUUUCACAACUUGAAAAGAUAUUUUGGCAUUAGCUUAUUUGAGCAAGUUGGAAAAAAUGAAGUUGAUUUUGCACUGACAUCCUGCUUUACAGGCCUUGUAUCAUUUUAACCCACAUGUAUGAAAUGCUGGCAGUAGAUAUGACUCAGUCCACGUUUGCUAUUCUAGAUCUCAUUAAUUUCAAUGGAAGAGUUAAGCAUGUACUGUAUUGAAUUUUCUACUGAAAUGAGGGGAACCAAGAAGUUGCUAAUUUUGGCUGGUGGUUUUCCCAUGACACAUGCCCUGCAAUUAAAAAACAACAACAAUCAGAUAAUACCCAAGGAUUGCCCAAGGGUAAAUUAGUAUGUAAAUAUUAGGUUUGUUUCAAUUUUGGAGUAUUCUUGGAUGAAUGAUCACAAAACCGAAGCCCACAAAAAUGUAUUAACAGCUGGAAAUGCAUCAUUCAGCAUCUUCAAUGUAGAAGUGAUUCUGUUUACUGCUUCUAUGUCCAAAUUAAAUUUAUACAAAGCAGUAGAAAUACAGAAUAAAAAUACUGAGUUAUACAGCUAAAGUAAUCAAGCUGAAAUAAGGUAAAAAUUUAUGAGUUCGACAAUAUGAAAUAUGCAUCCUUUUUCUGUGGUUUUACUUGGACUUGCCUAUGUAACUUCUGUAACUUCCUUCUGUUAAUGAUCCAUGUUGAAUUCAGAGGAAAGCAGAUGAAUAAACUAUUUAUUUAAGUAUAAAUGCUAUUAAAUUAUGUAAAUGCUUGCAUUUUCAGCUCAUAGAGAAGGGGUUUUUUUUGUUCACUGCUAGGUCACAAUUCAGCCAUGAAGCUAAUAUUUGUUGUCAUUGUUUUUAAGACCGCCUUCGUGUUUUAAAAGCAUUUUUGCAUUGGCAUUUUAUACUGCUUCAAUAUUCCUUGCUUCAAUAUUCCAAAGAGUCCAAUUCAGAAAAGUAAAACAGUAAAGAGAUGCUGAGCACUUGGAACUGCUGUGGAAUAUAAUUGUUUUUCUAGCGCUUUUGUCUGUCUGGAACAGGUCCAAAAAAAACAGCAAAAAGUUAGUAAAUUUAAAAGGUGUCAUAAAAAAGAAGGAAAUGAAAAGGGACUGAAAAACCUGUAUUUGGGAAACAAGGAGAUCCAAGGCAUUUGUAGUCUUUGUUUGUACACAAUGUUAAAUAAAUUUAUUCUGUAUCUGUUUAAUGGACUCAGCUGGUCUUAUUUCUCAGCAGGCUGUAUCUGGAACAGAAUGAAUAUGUGAAGCAUUCCUUGAAGACAGGACUAACUGAAUAUCCUAGCACCAUGGGGACAGAACUUAAUUUGAACCAGGGCUCAGCUCCAGAGCCGCUGUCUAAAUGCCCGGAAACAGCUAUAGUAUAGGAAAUGUUUCAGAGCAUCUACAGAAUGUAUUUGCCUUACCUCAGGAGACUGUUCCCCAUGGGGUUGUAACUGAUAAUCAACAGUUACAUACAAAAGCACAAUAAACUCCACAAAACAGUAUUGUUGUUUACUACAAAAAAACAACAACUGAAAUAGAAGCCACCCCACAGCUUCUUUCCAAACUUUUCAAGUUGGUGACACACUUUUUGGACAUGCAUCAUUUCACAAAACAGUAAUUCAGUUUUGCAUCAUUUCAUGACACAGUAAUUCAAUUUUACAGUACCAGCAAACCAGAGGUUAAACUAAACCUUUCAAGCCCCAGGAGGAGCGUGGGGUUCGUUCAUGUGACACACCUACACAAUGCAGCUGACACACUAACGUGCCGUGACACACAGUUGGGAAAGCUCUGCUAUAAUUAACUUAUAUGCCAAAAUGACUCCCCCAACUCCCAGACAGUAACCUCUUCCAAUUACAUCCUUAGCAGUCCUCCACAUUCAAGCCUCAUUCAUAAAUUCCCACCAACCAUCCAGAUAUCUAAUCCCCAGCCAACCAGUUAUUAAAGGGCAAGUGCAGGUGCUGGUAUGUUGUCAGUAUGUCAUGCUUUUGCUGCAGGUUUACUAAUAUACCUGCAAUGAUCAUGCCUGCUACAUAAAAGUAUGGGGCUGUCAGACGUGAGUGUCCACCCUUUAAAAUGGUAGACUAAUUCAUAUUUAAAUUUGAACAGAUAUUAAAUAAACUAAGAUUAUAUCAUACUGAAAAUGUGUAUGUCAGAAAUGAUGCAACUGGAUUCCAGAAAGCUCUUGUAGUACUAUUUUCUGUGCCUUUUUUGUUCUUAAACAGAGCCACUGGGCAUUUACCUGGCCAGACACUGCAGGUAUAUUAUUAUUAUUAAGAGUAUUGAUCAUGCAUAUUGCAGCUAUUUGUACAAAAGAAGACUGCAGUUCAGCAAAAUAAGAUGUAUGUGAGCUCCUGUGAAAAGCCCCUGAGGCAGCAAUAAAAGAAUGGGAUAGAGGACCUGGUUGAUGUUUCAUCAAUUAAGGGACUGCUCCACUGAAAUGCAAUCUUUGAAAGCCAUGUAUAUAAGCUGUAAUAUAAAAUGAAUCACAGGCCUAAGCAAUUGGAAAAUCUCAUUGAAAAGCCAGCAGCUCAAGCACACAAGUUCAGUGGGUUGGUCUACUAACCCUUUUCCAUUUCAAGCUAUGGAAUAUAUGGAUAGUGAAAACAUCUUGGAAACAUGACUGUACAUUAAAAAUAGCAUAUGGUCCAUAUAAUAAUAUCUAAUAAGUACAGCUGAAGGACAUUAUUUUAAAAAUUAUUUCUACCCCACCUUUUGAGAUGCCCCCCACCAGAUUUCUUACGCAUCUUCAAUUAAAAACAGCCAGAACAAUAAGAUG
Molecule: messenger RNA, 99225 nt
Organism: Podarcis lilfordi (Lilford's wall lizard)
Lineage: Eukaryota; Metazoa; Chordata; Lepidosauria; Squamata; Lacertidae
Source: the annotation of a GenBank genome assembly